This is a messenger RNA of Podarcis lilfordi (Lilford's wall lizard), 90021 nucleotides long. The record is from the annotation of a GenBank genome assembly. Lineage: Eukaryota; Metazoa; Chordata; Lepidosauria; Squamata; Lacertidae.
UCACAAGCCUUUCUUUUUAUUUUUUAAGAGCUGUAGGUGUGAAGUGUUUGUAGGCAACCAGAAGCAAAUCUCCUCUUAAAUUAUGAGAGGGCGGGGAGAGAGCACGUAAAACAAAGGUGGGAACAAACCCCACUUCAUUUCAGCUUUGUUUCCCAGUGUCUUCUGCUGCAGGAGCUUCUCACAGACACCGAACUUCUCGUAACGAGGACUGACUCUAUGCUCCACGUAAGAGAAAGGAGGCGCUGAAUCCUACCGAGUCCCCUCACAUUCCUUGCAUUGCUUUGCAACACAUGACCACGGGCACCAGUAGGUUAAAACCGCAUAUUUGUCCUCUCAGCAGCUUCUGGGACUAGAACUGUAAAAUCUCCCCCGAACUCAAGGGAGACGUCACCACGCCGCUCCCACGGAGCAGAUGAAAUUCAGACGUCACAUGUGCAGAGGAAAGGAAACUGGAGCCGGGAGGGGGAGAGGAAAGCGCUCUUAAACCGACCUAUAAGAGCUGCUGGAAGUUGCGAUUGACACCGGAGAGACUCAAUCGGGGUUAGGGUGGCCCUCGAAAAUGAACUUUGGGCAACUCCGCUGAACCAAUAAGGUCAAUCGGGAGGCAGGGCCGCUUUGUCCCCCACCCCUUUCGGUGUGUGCGAAGAUUAGGUUGCGAUCUGGCAGGGGGAGCUGCCUUAUUCUCUCGGCUCUCGCUGCAAGUGGAGCUGCGCCUUCAGCAGCAGCAGCAGCAGGGAGCUGUCGAGCCCAGCAGCCCCGACGAGGCGAAGCAGCACCGAAGGACCCCCGGCAGCCUCUCGCAGGAAUGGAUCAUUAUGACUCUCAGCAAACCAACGACUACAUGCAGCCCGAGGACGACUGGGACAGGGAUCUACUUUUGGAUCCGGCUUGGGAAAAGCAACAGAGGAAGGUAAACCUGAAUCUCGCCUCCCUCCGGCGGUGGGCGGUGGGGAGGGGAGCAGAAGCCCCAUCAGUCUAGAUGAAACCGAGGCGGCGGCGGCGGCGGAAUCUGGGAGCGUGGAGGGAGCGUGUGGGAUCGGCAUCCCGUGGGGCGCCGCCAACCCGCACAUGCUGCUGUGCAGUUUCCAUUUGCCCCCUGAUUUUUGCCCACGCUGUGUAGAUCCGGAGCAGCUGCUGAGCCCAGGAUACCGGGCGCUUCUGCUGCGCCCGUCUCCUGCGCCUCCGCCGCUCUCUCCUCGGGAACCUCGUGGAAUAAUUUCAGCGCCGUUCCAUUCCUCUCCGUCUUCUAGUGCCAGGGCGGGCGGCGGGGAUGGGGUGGGCGCGACGCUCAGCCCAGCGCGGCUAAGGAUUUGUCUCCAAGGGAGAUCUUGCCGCUUCCCUCCCUCACGCACGCUCGCUCGCAUCCUCCUCCGCCGUCGCCAAUCUGACACGGAAAUAAUGUCUUGUGUGGACGGUGGCGUCUCGCUCCCAGGGCGCAAUAAUUGGAGAGGGCUCAUAAUAACCAAGAACUCCCUUUUAAACACACGCGCAGUAGGGCAGGGGUUAAAGUUGUUCCAUAGGCUUGCCUAGGGAUCUAUUUCGUUCGGAAUAGACCAGCUUUGCCAGAUCAUGCUUUGUCCGUAUGUAGCCUUUUUUUCUAAAAUAAAAAGCUUUUUUAUUUAAAAAGAAACACCGUCAGAGGCAAGCAUGAGGUUGCUAGCGAAAGCAGCGGAGGUGACGUGCAGAAGGGGGAGGUGGGUCGGGGUGAGGGGGAGACGCUGCUGAAAUAAGGCGGUCGGCCGCGGAAAGUGUGGCGGAAGGUAAAGGGACGGAGCCGUUCGCGUUGCUCAAUGCCUCGGCGCCGAAGUUGCCUUCCUUCCUCCACCUCCUCCUCCUCCAGCAACAGAUGUUUUCCUCGCCUGCGGGCGGGAGACAGGCUGGCUCUGCUGGCCUCUCCAGCGUUUCGCAACGCCACCUUCCCGGAGGGGCUCUUCGAGCAGGGAAGUAUGUGGCUGGGCAGUUUGCGCGCCUUGUUGCUGCUGCUGCCGCCGCCUUGCUAGGUGGAAGCAGCGGGGCUCCCUCUCCUUCGCCCGAGGGGAGGGCGGCGCGUAGCUAGCGCGUGUUCCCUGCCACACAGUGUCAUUAUGAACGGCAACACUUCCUCUCCCGAAGCAGUUACCCGCCAAGGAAAGUUGCUAAAAAGGAGGGGUUGUCCCCUCCCCACUUCCAGCCGCCAGAAAUCUAAAGGUGUCUUUGGGAAGGUCGAGCAACCCGGGGGGAAAUCCAGAUCUCUUUGGCCAGCGGCCUCGUGCCGGCGGCCUGCAGUUCUUUCUUGUAGGGCGAGAAUCCGGAGCGGGGAAGUGGGGGUCCAGGUUAUCCUAAGCGGGGGCUAUGUCAGGCCGAUGGGCUGGGUUGGUUGGUGUUCGUGACCCGCCUGCGCGCAGAGCCACGCUCUCCCUCGCUCUCUGCCCUUCGCUAGCGGGAUGGUGGCUCACUUCAAGUUUUGAAUGGUGCGGUUUAGGGCUGGGCUUGUGCAAAACUCAUGUCCAAAAAUGGUAACAUUCAUCCCAUUUUUAAAUUUAGGGAGGCGGGGGAGGGAGGUUAGGAGGCGUUCUAGCUUCUUCAUUCUCUCUCUCUGCCCCCCACCCCCCCAAUAACCAAAGGCAUCCUGUAUUAGCUCACUCUGGAAUCCUAAGCCCUUAAACAUUUCCCUUUAGUCAUUUGUCAGACGGCAAAGCCCGAUGAAGAGGAGGGGAAGCAUUUGGCAAAGUUGCCUCCUAGCUAUGUGACACACAGAAGAGGUCAGCAGAGGGAAUGGCUUCUGCGUGUCUGGCUGGAGCUUUGUAUGUAUUUUGCCACAUUAAAAGGACUUUGAUGGAACUCUGGUGGGUAAAAGAAGCAUCUUUUUAAAAACAGCAACAAGUGACUCCCCUCCCAAGGAGCUCUGAAUAGAGGUGGGAAUGUAUCAGUCCGAGGGAUUGACUAAUUGGAGAAUACCCUGUUGUUGUUCCCCUUGCCUAGUUUAUGAAAAGAUGUAUAGAUACUUUAAGAUGAUGUGCCUUCAAUGGAGGCCAAGUUAAUUAAAGAACUCCCGUCAGCGGUACGCAUCCUGGCUUGACAAGGGUUCGUAGAGAAAAUAAAGACAAGAGAAACAAACCCGGAAAACAAGGGUGCUCAUUGAAGAAUGGGGUGCAGGGCGGAUGACCUUGGCAUGACAACAAAAGGGAGAGGAAUGGUAAUUUAAUUCUCAGUCCAUGUGGUGGGAAUGUUAAAUCGCUGGCCCAUGGGAUGCAGCAGAAGUUGCUACUGAGAGAUUUAAAUUACCACAGAAGAGUUAUGGGCAGAUGAUUCUUCAUUCUCACCCCCUUUUUUUCUUAGAACAACAUGACGCUUUGAUUAGUAAACUUUGUGCAGCAAAGGGAGAAAUUCUGUAUGUGGUAGAACAAAGGGAUUUGUCCCUCAUCUAUCGUAGACCAAUUAUUUUAUCUCUCUUUUUUGCAGUUAAUGUCUACAUGCCAAGCAGAAUUUACAUGAAAUCAGCAUAUAAAGACAGUAAACAACAUUUUUUAAUCCUUCAUAAAAAAUCAAGUAUCGUUAAAGCUCAUAAUUUCAAGACAAAAUAUCAAAUACUGUUGAAACUGGGUAGAAGAGAAGUUUCUAGUGUAUGCAUCUUAACAUGACAACUGGAAGAACUUUAAAAGGCUUCAUAGUAUUAGUAGUUAAUUCCAAAGUGCUGGGGGCACUCAUCAGACCCUGUUCUGCGCCCCUGUUAUUCUAACCUUUUAACCAUGGGGAAAAUCCAAGCAGAGCUGAAUUUGUCACUCUUAACGAGAUCGGCUCCCAUUGUGAACAGUCUGCUGUAAGGCAGGAGACAGGAACCUGUGGCUCCUCAGGUAUUGUUGGGACUCCCUCUCACCAGUCCCAGCUGGUAUGUCCUGUGGCUAAGUAUGGUGGGAGUUUUAGUCCAGAAAUAUAGUCCCUAAGGCAUAGUGAGCUCAAGCUUUGUAGGACUCCAGUCCUAAAGGCACUUGUUAGGGAAUUAAGUUGAACUCUGGGACUUACUUUUGAACAGAAAUGCAUAGGAUCACACUGUUUGGUUUUAUAGUUUAAAAACCAGCAGCACCCUGAACUUUGUCAAGGAGCCAACUGGCAGCUAAUGGAACUUACGCAAUCUUGCAGAUGAAUGGGUCAUGUGGGCAUUCCUUGUAGGCUAUCCCCUGAUUUGGGGAUGCAAGGAGUAUGUCUGACAAAUUAGUCCUUAUUUUAAAUGAACCUAAACUUCAAUUAUUUUGUAUUCCAAAUAUUUUCCAGUUACUCUGGAAAACUAACAUUAGGAAGUUCUUACAUCCCUUCUUUGCACUAGCUAGAUGACCCUCGUGGGUCCCUUCCAACUCUACAAAUCUGUGAGUCUGUGAACAUUCAGGGUGUGUAACAACAUUUCCUUAUAGUAUCCCUAUAAGUCACUCUUCCCUUGUAUAGGAGCUAUCUAGUGAAUCUGCAGGUAAGAUGGGAUUUGGAUCAAAGUCUCAUUAUUAAUGCUGUCCUCUGGACCAAAGCAGCACUUGGAGUAGUAGAUCUGCAACACCACUUGGCAUUUCUCUGUAAACUAAGCAUGAGGAACCUUCUGCCCUCCAUAUUGCUGAAUUCUGACACCCAUCAGCUCCAGCCAGAAUGGCUAAUGGUGGUGGAUGAUGGGAGUUGUAGUCCAACAGCAUAUGGAGGGCUGCAGGGUAGCCACAUGUUUCUCAAACUGCAGGACAUAAGAAACUGGAGGGGAUAGGAAUAAUUCUGCAUGUGCUCUUGGGAAUGACAGAUGAUGAGCAGUGGGGGAGGAAUAGCAUCAGCAAGUUGGAGAAGUUGGAAAGGAGGAGUAUGGGGAAUUACUGAUUUAGGGAGGGACCCAAGGGCGAUAUAUUAGUGGUUGGUGUGAUUUCAUAAAGUUUGAAAAGCAAAAGAAAUGUGCUUGGAGUUUGGCUGUGCUGUGGCUUGCAGUCUGGUACUUUCAGGUAGGAAGUGUGACAAAGCAAGUAUGUUUCUCAUAGGCUAGAAAGUGUGGCUUCUGGUAUGGGGGCUGGCCUCAUAACCACAGGGAGAAAAAUGGGCUAAAGUCACCAGUGCCUGUGACAGCACAUCUGUUUUCACAACAAAACUUCCAUGUAGAUUGGACCCUGAAUUUCAAUGUGUCUCCCCUUGGUGGUAUUUCAGCAAGAUUUUCUCACCUUCCAUUGAGUCUCUGCUGUCUACGGCGAUAUACAGAGAGAAGCUGCCUGAGCGUUUAAAUCAAUAGAUAAAUAAAUAAGCCUUGACCCAGGCAGAGGGGAAUUGUGAACAGAUUUAAUAUCUGGUGUGUAGGAAGGACCAUAGCUCAGUGCUUUGCUUGCAGAAGAUCCUGGGUUUAAUUUGGGGCACCUCCAGGUAGGGUUCACCUUUCUGAAACCUUGCCAGUUAGUGUAGAGACUACGGAAAUAGAUGUGCUGUUCUGUUAGUCUGUCUAUGUUUUGCCUUCUCUCAAAAGCCAGCCUUGGAACCUCACAAACCUGAAAAGGACUGUGCAGCUCUUCUGCUCAUGCGUGGUGUUGGCAUAAGUGUGUGUCUUGCAGGCAGGUUUUCUAUUUUAAAACUUUUAAAAAGCUCAUGAUAGCAUCAAUCAUUUAAAAGAAAGAGGUUAGGUUAUGUUUCUUGAAUCUACAAAUCACUUCCCACAACAAGUCCCAAUGCAAUUUUCAAGAAUAAAAUAUGAUAAUAAAAAUUCAUAAACAUAUUCAAAAUAUGAUAAACAUACAUCUACAUUAAAUACAUUUCCAUAUAGGCUUUGCACUUUCCACAUGAGGUUUAAAUUACGGGUUUAGUGUGCUUUUUUUCUUUUAAUACAAUUUUUUUUUGGAAGUUCCUGUUGAAUUGCUUGAAUAGAACUUCCAACCUUGACCUUUCAUUCCCCAGUAAAAAUAACUUUCUAUAGUAGCCCUGGCACAGCUCUUAUAGGCUAACCACUGUUUCCUAUUGAUACUCAAUGAAACUUGGGCUCAUUCAGUUGUGGCAUGUUGCAGGCAGGUUAGAGUUUUCUGUUGUAAAGUUGGCAGAAUCGAACAGUUCCUGAAACCUCAUGCAACUAACUGCUAAUUUUGCAACCAGUGAGAUUCUUCUGGUUUCAUAACCAAAGGAAGUCAGGUUGCUACAUGGCCCUUGUUUGAAAAACUUGCUCACAAUGCCCAGUGUUUCCAAACAUGGCAUCUCGGUGGACAAUAGUAUAUGUCCCUUAUUUGGGAAACAUUUCAGCUACUUCUAUGGCAGUCCCCUUUAUAAGUUGGCUUUAAAAUGUGCUUUGUAAUCUUUGCAAAGGUAAACAGCAAGCCUGACUCAGAAAAUGAUGCACUCAGCCACCCUAUCAACCCCAAGCUGUUCUUUGCACUGACUAAACCUAUUUUCUCAUUAGGAUCAAGAAUACAUUCUUGUGUUCUUUUAUAUUUAAAAUUGUUACAGUAAACUAGUCCUAAAAAGGAAGGCAACUCACCAGGUUAAAGUAGCUAAUUUUGUGUUCUCAUAAGUCCUCUGGGUGUCAAAUUAUACUAGCAUACAUUGCCCACAAGGCUGUUAACAUUAACUUACGGGUUGACAAGAAGAAUGUUUCUACUUAGCUAGCCCAGGUUGGAAAGCAAACCAGUUAAACAGAAUAAUAACCCAACCUUGACUUUAAAGGAGAGGCCUCUAAGAGCACAUGGAAAGCGUAAGCAAUCUGAAAUCUAAUUUGCAAAGGAAUAUGGUGUGUGUGUGUGUGUGUGUGUGAGAGAGAGAGAGAAUAGCUAUUAGUAGGAAGGUUAUGUUUAGAGGUCUCACAAACAACUCUGCAGGAGUCACACAUUAUACAGGAUGUUUUUAAUGCAUGGUGCCCUAGCUGUCACCUCACAAACACUAUUUGCACUGUGUUGUGAAUUCCCAGAAGGAUCCCAACAAAAGAGUCAAAUUGUUCUAGAGUAAAGGUAGCUGCUUGUGUUACUGAUGUGGGAGGUUUUCCUGAGUUUGUAGACACGGACAAAUAGUGUCUCUUGUAUUACUAAUUCAUACACCCCAGAUAUGUGCCCUGUGGAACUGUUUUAUUGAGUUUUACAUUUCACGGGGUGUGUCAGAGUCUGCUGAGUAUGUUACUAAUUCACACAAGAAAUUGGGCGCAAUUGAAAGCUGAUUUUGAAAGCCAUCCAACUUUCACAAACUGCUUUCCAUUAGGCUUGGAGGGAGGGUAAGGAGGGAGGGUGACGGCUGUGCCUUAAAUCAAACAAAGGCUGGCUGUAAACCUUGAUUUGCCACAUGCACUAUUCUGGGUUGUAGUAGCUGUUUCGUGAAUGCAAGCUGGCUGGGUUGUAGAAGGUGAUACAUGAAAAGCACCUGUGCCUCUGGUAGAAUGCUCUUUUCUGGAUGUGUAUUGAGGUUUCAGUCAGCAAUGAAGGCAAGCAGACAGAAAGGACAGGUGAAGGGACUGUUGGAUUAGUGAGGACCGAAGGCCUACACCUGGACACCAGUGCCUGCAAAAGGUGGGGAUGACGCAAGUCCCUCCCACCCUGCCAAGCUACUUGGACUGGCACUUUCUCUUGGCUCCACCCACCCAAAGCUCCUCCCCUUUGCUCCACCCCAUGCAAGCCUCAAAAGGGAUAGAAGGACUCAAAAGAGAAAUAGAGUCAGGUGAUGGUUGGGGUUACUAUAGCGUGUGACUCUCUUGCAAGAGGCCAUUGGUAGGACAAUAAUUUGGAUACUGAAAGCUACUGUCACAGGAUUUUUACCCUUUGAGAAGGGGAAAUGAUUUGGAGGUUAGAGGUAGGGACUGAACUACAGAACAAAUCACAGAACAAAUCGCAUUUCUAAAGCAAGGCAAGAAAGAAAUCACAUUAUUUUGUCUCCAAGAGCUAGUAUCCGAAGGUAUACUGAAUCUCCUGUUCGGAGCCAAUUUUCUUGGAUAGAAGGACUCAAAAGGGAAUAGAAGGAAACCCUGCAAAGCGCUUUAACUAUGAUUUGACUGCAAAAAAACCACCUUGAUAUGAAACCCUGCUCAGUUGUUGGCUUAUAAACCUUUUGUUUAAGCUAUGACUUGUAAUUUACAUGUGAACCCAGCACCUUUCCUUAACCAUGGUUUGUUUGACCCCCAUCCCAGAUGUUCAUCCCAGUAAAAAGGCUUGAGACAACAGCCGUUGGGAAAGAAACAGAACAUGUGAAGAAUAAGCUGUGGUUUGUUCUGUAGUUCAGUCCCUACCUUUAACCUCCAAAUCAUUUCCCCUUCUCAAAGGGUAAACAUCCUGUGACAGUAGCUUUCAGUAUCCAAAUUAUUGUCCACACUGAGAGCCAGUGUGGUGUAGUGGUUAAGAGCGGUAGUCUCGUAAUCUGGGGAACCGGGUUCGCUUCCCCGCUCCUCCACAUGCAGCUGCUGGGUGACCCUGGGCCAGUCACACUUCUUUGAAGUCUCUCAGCCCCACUCACCUCACAGAGUGUUUGUUGUGGGGGAGGAAGGGAAAGGAGAAUGUUAGCCGCUUUGAGACUCCUGAAGGGGAGUGAAAGGCGGGAUAUCAAAUCCAAACUCUUCUUCUUCUUCUUCUACCAAUGGCCUCUUGCAAGAGAGUCACACACUAUAGUAACCCCAACCAUCAUCUGACUCUCUUUAUUUCCCUUUUGAAUGCCUUGAUUACAGGGCUGGCAUGGCAUUUAUUGGGGUGGUUUAUUGAGGCGAGGAUGGAGGAUGGAGAAAGGACGAUUCUCCUGCCUCUCUCUCUCACACACACAGAGGGAAGAAUCAAAUUAGAACUGAUUUGUUUUUCACAGUAUAGAAAAAUGGUUUAUUUAGAGUAGAAAGCAUUAACAUUUCCUUCACAAAUUUUCUGUUAUUACAACUGUUUGGUUAUAAGAGAAAGCAGGAAAUUCAGAUAAUAUAAGCACAAGAUGCGGUGUAAUCUGUCUCCUCCAUUGCAGAGGUUUGGACUAGAUGACCCAUGACUGUGUCGCUGCCAACUAUGAUUCUGCCAUGAACUUACUAGCUCAAUUCACACAUAAUGCCCAGUAAACAUCAGCCAUUUGUUCUAGGAAACUUCUGGACAAUUCAUCUGGGAUCUAAAGUGCUACUUAGGGUCAUCCAAGGGCCCAUUUCCCCCCCUUAAAUUGCUGACCCCACCCUUAGAGUAAAAAAAAAAAGGCCAUAACUCAUACUCUAUAAAAUAACCUCUCUUGGUUGGGUUUCUCAGCACAUUUGUAUUUCUCCCUCGAGAAGCUUUCAUGUGUUCCUUUUCAAAGCAUGCCACAAUGUUCUUAAUUUCCUCCCCCACCCCUUCCUUUGAGACAAGCUGAUGUAUGGAUAAACAAGCCAUAGCAGAAACCAUAAAGUCUGCAUUAAGAUGCUAGUGAAUAUGGUUAUUACUCAAAGGAAAAUGCCUGAGCCACCUCCUAGAUGCUACAUGGUAAAUAAUAAAGCCCAUCCUUUGCAACAGCAGUUAUGAUUCUCCCACUUUUCUUACUGCAGCUGGUAAGAAUAUUGGCUGUGAUCGAAAUUGUACAAAGUCCUGGUUACUUUGUUUUAACUGCCUGAUUUAAGUAGAAUAAAUAAUUUUGUUGCUGCAAUUAUUAAGCAGUUGGGAGUCGGAAAUCUUUGCCGAUCAACUGCAAAUCUCCCAGAGCAUACCAGUAGAUGCUGAUCUUCAUUCUGCCCACCUCUGCCAUGCACUCUCAAAACUGAUAGGGGCUGCAAGGCCAUUAGGACCUGGACUGGUAAACUACACUUCUUUAGGCAUGGCAAACACUUGCAAAGUCAUAACAAUAUGUUGCUUAUUAUGGGCUGGUUCUGCAUGGAAAACUGCUCUUGAAACACCCUGCUUCUGUGGUUCCCAGAGGCACCUGACUCACUGCUGUUAGAAACAGAAUGCUAGGCAAUAUGAAGAUUUGUCUGACCAAGCAGGGGUUUUCUGAAGUUGUUAAGCAACUACUCCUUAGCCUGCAUGACCUGACUGAGAUGUUUCUCUCUCUGCAGAUUCAUUUCCCAUCCAGGUUUCCCCUACAGAUUAUUACUUCCCUCCCAGAUGCCCACCAAAUAAUUCCCACUUGUUUGUGUGUGUGUAUGAUGCUUCCUUUCCACAACUGGGUCCCAAAGGUUAGCACAGGAGAGAAAUACACCUACUAUGAUGUUGCAGCCUAACUUAUCCUCCUCCCACAUCAUCAAGCUUGGCCCCUAAUGACGCUUAGGGAGUGAUCCCUAAUAUUUUGCCCUUUAUCAGUAUGGUGGUGCAGUGAGCUGUGCAAUCCAUGUAUGAAGCUGCAUUUGGGUAAAUUGGUCAGUUGUGAUGUUACAAUCGGCUGAGUCCUAAUUUGUGCACGUCUGCUUGAAGUUCUGAUGACUAAUUAGGGUUUUGAAACUCUGUUCCUCUUCCCAGCCCCACACAAUAUCUGCUAGACUACAGCAGCUACUGAUAUGAAGAUGAAGUAAUAUCAACCACAGUUUUGGGUGUGCAGAUCUGUGCAAUGUAUUGAGAAAGAUUUAACACUGGCUAUCAUUGCAUCUUUACUUGCACUAGAACAGUCCUCCCCAACCUGGUGCCCUCCAGCUGUUUUGGACUGAAACACCCAUCAGUGCCAACCAGCAUGGCUAAUGGUCGGGAAUUAUGGGAACUGAAGUUCAGUAAAUAACAGGAGGGCAGCAGGUUGAGGAAGGCUGCUCUGCAGCAUGAAAGCAACUCUCUAAUGCUCACUGAUGCCUUAAAUAUAUUUGCCAUAAAUGUGGCACCAUGUAGCUAUCAGGGCUUCAUAGUUGUAAGGCACAUUUGCCCGGCCAUAACAUAAUGCAUAGAUAUGUACAGUGAUACAUUCAAAACCUUUAACAUUAAAGAUUUAACAUUAAAGUGUGGAAUCUCCAUUCCUAUUACAGAUUGCAAACAUUUUUGUUAGGGCCAGAAGGAUUCUGAAAUAAUAGCUCUGGGAUGCAUCUAGCCUACAGGCCAUACAUUACCCAUCUCUGACUUCACUAGCUCUCAGUCAACCCCUCUAUGGACCACAGAUUGUUGUUUGUGAGGUGGCAGAGUCCACAGUGGCUUUGCAACUUUACCUGUCAGUCAGAUUUUACAAAUUAAUUACAGUAGCAUGAGAUCAAUGUCAGGCCUGGAACAGAUACUUGCCAGGCAGGGAAAUCCCAAAGCUUAGUUUCCACCAUGGGCUUAGGUCCAACAAGCCCAUAAACAGCUGGCUUGUGAAAUCUUCCGCACAGUGGUUAAUUUACACAACACAUUUCUCAUCAUGAAGCAACUCUUUGCACUGCCACUGUGUAGAGAGUGGUUGUCUUUGAGCUUUACUGAGCACAUCUCAGCAGAGUAGGUGGACAUACGAUGAGACUUUCCAUGUGGAUGUUUUCCAGUUUCCACUUGGAUGUUUUCCACUAUGAACAGACUGUAGGCAUCCAUCUGUCUCAAGAGACAAUGGAGUGCUUUUCUGAGGGUGAAGUCAAACCACUGCUUAGCAGCACCAAAGUUGCUCCCAGUAUGUUUCUGAGCACAAUUCAGUGUUGGUGCUGACCUUUAAAGCCCUCAAUGGCCUUGGCCCAGUAUACCUGAAGGAGCAUCUCCAACCCUGUUGUUCUGCCCAGACACUGAGGUCCAGCGCUGAGGGCCUUCUGGUGGUUCCCUCACUGCGAGAAGCGAAUUUACAGGGAACCAGGCAGAGGGCCUUCUUGGUGGUGGCACCCGCCCUGUGGAACUCCCUUCCAUCAGAUGUCAAAUAAAUAAACAACUAUCUGACUUUUAGAAGACAUCUGAAGGCAGCCCUGUUUAGGGAAGCUUUUAAUAUUUGAUGAAUUUUUGUAUUUUAAUCUUUUGUUGGAAGCCUCCCAGAGUGGCUGGGGAAACACAGCCUGAUGAGCGAGGUAUAAAUAAUAAAUUAUUAUUAUUAUUGUUGUUGUUAUUAUUACCAAAGUGACCUCCCCAGAGAACAAGCCUGGGCAGUGUGUAUGGAGUUCCUGGGCUGCCCAGACGACAAGACCUUCCUCUUGACCUCGUUGAUGUGGUCCAAAGGAAAGCAAAGCAAUAUGUUUGGCACCAGCUUGGCUGCUGCAGUUGCCAGAAGAAGGCAUGGAAGGCACCAUCCAACCACCGCCUUUGGAACUCCGAAAGCAGUCCUGAGGGUUUGAUAGAGAACACCCAGGCCUGAGGAACCCCACCUCACCCCACUCCACUUGUGGGGAUUGCUUUGUGACUGAACUCUUCAUAGCUAGACAUGACCUAAUAAAGCAGCAACAGAUUUUUUUUUACUUAGUGAGUUAAGUCUUAUCAUACCUGUCUCAGAAACUGCACCAAGCAACAGAACGUUGAGCUGAUAAGAUCAAGGCCUCAAAAUGAAGUCUUGGGCAGGAAUGAAUAGACGUAAUAAGGGCAGUGGGUUGUUUGGCAAUGUCUGCAGCAAUAAAGGCUGCAUGGGGGGCGGGGAGAGGAAGGACAGAAUGUUGAAGCAACCCAAAGGUUGCCAACAAAUGGCCUUGCAACUAACUGGAAGUUUUAGUAAAAUUAGGAAAGACUCAUUUUCCUGUUUCUGAUUCUUUUGUUGUAUUUUAACAGUGAAGGGCAAUAGCAUGUUUGCGACAGGGUUUGGAGCCAAGGAGUUAUCUCCCUAUUGUGCUGUAAAGUUUUCCUCUUUGGUAUCCAUUUCCUACCAUACUGCUGUACAGUGGUACCUCGGGUUAAGUAUUUUAAUUUGUUCCAGAGGUCCGUGCUUAGCCUGAAACUGUUCUUAACCUGAAGCACCACUUUAGCUAAUGGGGCCUCCUGCUGCCGCUGCGCUGCCGGAGCACGAUUUCUAUUCUCAUCCUGAAGCAAAGUUCUUAACCUGAAGCACUAUUUCUGGGUUAGCGGAGUAUGUAACCUAAAGCGUAUGUAACCUGAAGCGUAUGUAACCCGAGGUACCACUGUACUGAUAUUCCUGACACCUGGCACUUGGUGGCGGGGCUAUUGCUCUGUUUCCCUAUACGUAUCUUAUAAACCAUACAUUUAAAACACAUGACUUUUCCUAAAGUUUUUCUGCUUCUCUAAACAGAAAAGUGUGUGGAGGGCACUCUUCAGUUUAUAUUUACAGUAUUUAUCACACCUUAGCAAGCAGAACUGCAAUCCUAACCUGGGAGCAAGCCCCCAGAAAAUUUUAUAGGACUUAUGUCUGAAGAAUGACUGCGAUCCAUAUGCAGGGAGCCAAAUCUGAGUUCAUUCCUGGCAGAAGUUCCAAAUUUCAGGGCCUGUCAAACAUCUCCUUGGCACAAGCUCUUAAGGCAGGUUCACUACCGCUAGAUUUUCCUUUGCACCCUAAUAGGGGAUCCAAUCUGCAGAUUUGGCAUGGCUGCUUGAUUCCAGGGGCCAGGUGAAAAGUGGGGAGACUGCAAUAAUAUAUCUAACCAAUAAGUGAUUUUUGGGUGGGAGGGAAACAAGAGGACCUAAUGAAGAGGCUUGUUAUUAUGGAGCUGAGAAACUAUUGUGGGCUUGGUUCAGAGAAAUAAAAGCAAACAUUGCUUCCCUUUGCUUUCAGAGGUUUUUCACAUCACGGUGGUGAGCAGUGGCAGGUCCAAGACAGUUUGCCAAUAUAUUUCUACUUUUCAGCAGAAAAUCUCCUGGGCUGCACAUUGAAGAUCACUUAAUGUGCAUUAAUCACCCCUUAGCAUGCUUAAAUUAAUCUCAUUUGUAAAAACAAUUAAAUUGAUUAAAGAAAUAGCAAAACUAUUUAUGUGUGAGUGUAAUUACACCAUGGUAUAACCAAGAAUUAAAGCAUGUGACUUUGUUAUCUGGGGGGAGAGAUGCAGAGAAGCCUUUCCUGACCAUGAUUUACCUAUCCCCUCCUCAACAAAUGGCAAACUGGCAGGGUACAAAGAAGCCACUCAAAAUCAAUCCAAGCUGUGUUACAGGCACAACCUAAUUUACAUUAGCAAUGAGAGGCUGAAAGUGGAAAAUCUGUGGCACUUUACAAAUGCCGCACAUUAUCCAUUCCCUCUGUCCUCUACUCUCUCUCUUUCUCUUCUGUUUCUCUCUCACACUUUCAUUCCAUUUUGAUUUCUCCAAAUUUCUCAGCUCAGUUUCUCCCCUCUCACAUGCACCCAGUGCCCAACCAUCUGCUUUCUGACACUCCCAGCCCCUCACCUUUACCCUCCUUGCUUGGUGGGGAGAGGGCGCAGGCUGCUGCUCACAAUGGAAGCUUGAACAGCUUCCUUGGGAGUAAAUCUGCUAGUCGGGAAUGCGCUCAAGUUGCUGCAAAGCAGCAAUAUGCAAAAGGAAACUAGGCGUUUUUUCCUCCCUCACUUGGAUGCAGCCUAUUAUGAGGAUGUGGCUGGGUUGGUUGUUUCCUGUUCUUGGAAUGCUGAGGGAUGGGAUGAAGCGAAUCAGGCUCAGCGUGGUAUGAAACCAAGUGCUGAUAUCAUAGUGUUGGCAAAUGUGAGAGGGUUUGUUUUUUGCUAUUUUAUAUGUGUGAGUGGGCAUUUUCUGCCUCAAGGCCUGGAAACCUGAGAUGUGGUUUAAUGUAAAGGCUGAGGUUUUGUUCAGUGUCCCUGAUUCAUGCUUCAAUCCUACACUAUGUAGGCAUAUAUAGUAUCAUGCAAUCAGUUGCCUUCAGCCUUGACUGGUCCUUCUCUGUGCUUGUCUGAACAGCCAUUGGUAGUUGGGGGGAUAUUUAAAUAGUUGCAUAAAAGGCAACAGUUUAGGGAAUUCUUAUUUCUCAACAUUUCCUCUGAAAUAUAUGUACAGAUGACCUUAUAGUGACUAUUUUGCAAUGCUCAUAGUUACACCCUUCUGUGGCACGUAACAAUGUUUAAAGUAUGAUAGAAUAAGGUUAACAUAUUAGCCUACCAACUGCCUUAAUGUUUUAAUAAUGUAGACAUUACAGUCUAUGAACUCUGUAAAUACAGAAGGUAACUUUUGAUUUGUAAGCAAUAUACGUAGAAGCACCUAUUCUGCUGCCUGAAUUGAUGUACCCAUUCUCUGGCACAUUACUAGUGAGGCCUUUGCAAUUGCUUUUCAGGAAUUCCUCUUAAUGAGUUUUCAGUUUUGUCAACUGCUUCUGCUCCUUGGUACUGAUGCAGAUAUAUGUGUUAUUAUUGCUAUUGCUAUUUCUGUUGUCUGGUCUUUGACCGUAAUAAAGAUUGAUUGAUGGUUUUGCUGUUUACGGGCUAUAUUCUAUUCAUUACUAUGGUGCUGUAAGAACGUUAAAACUGAUACCGUCUUUGUAAACAGCUGGAAAAACCUCUGCCAUGGACUAGUAUGGAAAAUCUGAAACUUGGCAGGAGGGAAAGGCUGACAAACAAGAUACUGGACAUCAAAACUGGAAGGCAUUUGGGGCUAAAAUACCGUAUUUUUCCAUGUAUAAGAUGCCCUCUAUUUUGAGGGACUCAGAUUUAAGAAAAUGGGGGAGAUGUAUCUGUGUAUAAGACGCCCCCUAAUUUUUGACAUUAUUUUUUAGGAAAAAAACUUAGUCUUAUACACAGAAAAAUACGGUACCUUUAAGUGUGUGUUUCAAGUAUUUGUGCUCCCAGUUUGUGUACGGUACUUCACAAGGACUACCAAGAUCAUUCCUUUUGAGCUGUCUCCUAAAAUCCACAUGUUGUUGCAGUGGGGACUUUAAAAAAUUGUUUUAAUAUCUUUGACUGCUGGAUAACUCUUCUAGGUUUCAAUUUUUUUAUUGAAUAUUUUAAGCAGAUUCUGUCCCAAAAUAAUGUGUCUUUAUCUGAGACCUCUGGUGUUGAUUGCUGUGUACUAUCCUGCCUUAUGCUCGAAGAUGGCUUCCAAGCCGGAUCCUGAACUGGGAUUUUGGGAGUCUUGCUUAUUCAUGGAUGCAUGGUCCACAAACAGUUGUACUGAGAGGGUGUUUCCAUACCAGGUGUUUACUUGACAAUUGCCACUCGCUUUUUACAGAGCAUCUGGAAAAUGUAGUUGUGAAUUUAUUGUUCUCCUGCAUUUUCUUCACAGUGCUUUCCUCUCUUUUGAGAGCUCACAAUAAAGGAAUAGAAUCGUGAAGCGAUAUAGCUAGAGGAAAGUAAAGGGGAAAUAAUGCUUUAAAAUUAAAUACAGUAUUUCUUUUCCUGCUUAGAGGUUAAAUAUGCUUCCAAGCCCUGAAGCACAACUUUAUUUUUCUAAAUACGUCUCAGUGAGUCAAUCUUCUGUCUCUGCUGAUUCAUUCAUGGCUGGAUCCUGACUUUCUCCUUUUGUCUCUUCCAUUGUUGGGGCAAGUAGUGGCAAACCUAAAAUCUAUUGCCCUUCUGUUACCCCUUCCUCUAUCUGUCUGGCUACUUUAAUAAUGACUUCACAUGCACCCACCUCCUCUAAUCGUCAUUGUACUGCUCUAGAUUCAUUGUCUUCUAUUGCUAAGUAUCACAUUAUGGACAACAGCUAGCAAAAACAACACAAAGCUUAAAUUGAUUCCUGUGUAGGAGAGGAAGCAUCAUGAAGAAUAUCGAUUUCAAGCCUCUUCAAAAAGCCCACAGUAUUGUGGCUUGAAGUAACUUGGGUUGUGGGUAGCAGAGGAAGGUAGCUUAGAGAGGAACAAAAAAAGAAAGAUGUGACAGUGUUGAAACAGUGGUGUGUCGUGCUGCCAAAGCUCUGUCAGUUUUCAGACUAGAUGUGCUGUGAGAUUGAAGUGCCUUGUUCUUGUGUGUGUUUUGACCUAUGGUGCGACUGGGGAAGCAACAGGAAAACCCAGCUGGGAUUCAUUAAAGGAGGAGAAGAAGAAACAUUUAUUGCUGUAGACUUUGUUAUGAUCUUGGCAUAUUUUAGGAGUCAAAGCCGUUCAUUCUUCCUUGGGGAGGAAACAAACAAACAAAAGCAUUGCCCACAAAAUAUGCAGUUUUAGUUAAUUUUGCAUAAACACGCUUAAUUUGCAUGCUUGGUUACUCCUGUUUAAUCUGCAUGCUGUGCUUGCAGAGCCAUAGGUGCUGUGCAGAGUGGGGAUAUUAUGCCCAGAGAUGAGAGAAGAAAUGUGAGAGACCGGAGAGCCGAAAAGUUGUUUGUAGGAAGAGGAUAUGACAUAGAAGCACAGCAUGCACCAAAAAACCGCAAAGGACACGGAAGCGCCGCUUAAAUUCCCUGAACCCAGUGUUACUUAGUCAUCUCUGUUUUAUUUUGUUUUUAGUUAAAAUUUCAGAUUAUCAGGAAUUCCAGUUUUGUUCCAGAAAUUAAAUCCUGUACAAAGUGUCCCUAUUAAUGGAAGGUGAGCAGAUCUGAUCUUAAUUCACUGUGUUUACAGGCUUGCAUCUCCUACUGCAUCAAAUGCGCUUCUGAAAUGUUGACGACAGACUGGAGAACAUAUAUAUAUAUAUAUAUAUAUAUAUAUACACACACACACACACACACACACACACACACACCAUUUGUGGAAAAGACGCUAUGCUGUUCUUCUCUACACCUGAAACCCUGAUUCUUGUUGGAGUUGUCUUGGAGAACUGAGGAGACAAUUGUUGAUGGUGGUUUUGAUAUUAAUUUCAUCACAUGCCUAAUAGCAUUUCUCUUGAGUUUCUGCAGCUCAGUUUUGUAUGAACCAGAUUGGACGAUCUGAAGGACAAAGGCAAGUGGCUUGCUAAGAAAUGGAUGGAAUCCUAAUUUUUCCCAGUACCCAAGUCAGUCGCUCAGGGGCUGGCCUAAGACAUUUUUGCACGUGAGGCAAACCACCAAAUGACUUUCCCCUCCCCGGUAGGAAAGAAGGGUUGAGUGAAGAUAUUUGGAACAAGCUGGGAAUAAAGAUCUACAAUGAGAUCUUCUGCCCCUGUGGAUCCUGCUGCCUGAAGCAAUUGCCUCCCCUUACCUCAUGGGUGGGCUGUCCCUGCUGCCCCCUGUAGUGCAUCAUUAAAGCUAAGCAUCUUUAGAGAGCAGAGUUGUAAAUAUCCAUGUGCCCUCUCAUCCCUUUUUCUGAGAACUAAUGCAGAGGUGGCUAACCUGUGGCUUUCCAGAUGUCAUUGCAUUCCAGCUCCCAUCAGCCUCAACCAGCAUGGCCAGUGGUCAGGGACAAAGGAAGUUGUAGUCUAGCAAUGUGCGGAGGCCCCAAAUCCCCACCUCUGAACUAGUAGAAGACACAACAGCGUGUAAAUGUUCCCUUGCACACAGUCUGCUGUCCUAGCUUACCUAGCCAUGCACACACCUUGAUAUAUGGCCUUCAGUUGAUCUCUGCUGCUUAACAACAAUUGGACAGUGAAACUAUCACUAGACAUUUUGGUUUAGUACAAAUUCAUUUCCUGUUAGAUUGGCUUAUGCAGCCCCUUCCCACCCACUGUAUUAGUUGCUGCUACCAUUAAACAUUAAACGCUUCUGCCACCAUUAACCUUGGCUGUUGUACUCACUGUUUAAUGUGUUGCUGUUCUCAGUGCUUUGGGGAGUUUACCUUCCCCUUUCAAGCUGCCCCGGCUUCUGCUUUCCAGUAUAUUCAUGAAUGGAUAUGGCCAUGGAAGGGAAGUAGUAGGAAGCAAUGCUACUGUCGAUAAAAGAUCGGCUGUUACCUCCAGUUUCUGCUUUUUGUAUAGUGCCCCAAUUGUGCCAUUCUGGGAAGAAGAAAGAAAACUCACCUCCUCUCCCUGGUGGCUGACUAAUACUUGCCACCCAUGCCAUUUGUUCAUUUUCUUUCAUGUAUGGCAUAACUGGAUUAUGGGAAGGUAGUUUAAAGAGUGCAUUCAGGAACAGUCUCUUAUAGGGAAUGCCACAGUCCUUUCUCUAGAACUCUGUGUGCUGUAUGGAGCCUAAAACAGGCUGUAUGUAAACAGACCUAAGUAGAAGGAAGGGUGGUUCUUGAGCCUAAGAUAACAAACAGAGAUUCUGAAGCAUUUGAAACUGUUGGUGGCUCAGCCAUGCAUUUCCAUCAUUGCAGUGAGCAAGGAGGUUGAUGGUGGUAGCAUACAUGAGACAUUUUGUUCCACAUAUCCUAAAAAAAAAAUCAAAUCUCCACAGUAAAGUCACAAGGUGUAAACCUAUGCAUGUCUACUUGGAAGUGAAUACCACUGAGUUCAAUGGGCCUUAAUCCCAGAAUUUGCAGCCUGUCUCCUUGUUUUCAAUUUCAGCGGCCCGGUUUGCACAUCACUUUAAACUAUAGUUUAAAUUUAAGCUAUGGUUUAAAGUGUACGAGCAAAGCAUUUGGCAUACUACUCAAAAGACCUACAGUGCUCCUCCCUGAUCCUUUCUUUAGCACACCUGGAAGCAAUAUAUUUUUAUUGUCUCACAAUAGUGCUCGUAAGUUUUCCUGCAGUAGUACACUUUAGUUCCAGCUGAUGAGGUUAUGCUAACUGUUUGGGCUUCUGAAGUAAUAAAUCAUGCCUAAAAUAUGUAGGAUUUAUCAUGACAAAUUUAUUGUCAGGAAUCCAGAAUGCCUGACCCUGCUUUUUAAAUCUUCCAUCACUAGCUAGGAUUACCGUAUUUUUCGCUCUAUAACACGCACCUGACCAUAACACGCACGUAGUUUUUAGAGGAGGAAAAUCCGUAGGCAUGCCACCCUUAGAUAUUCCCUCCAUAACACGCACAGACAUUUCCCCUUACUUUCUAGGAGGAAAAAAGUGAGUGUUAUGGUGCAAAAGAUAUGGUAAGUAUUGUAGUCUUAAAACUAUAACAUUGGAAGGGAUCAAAAGGCCGCAUGAUUCAACCUCCUACCAGAAGGAAAGCCAUCAUUGCAAAAUGUCAACCCUGUAAAUAUACGCUCAUUUGUGUCUUCUGAGUAAGGAAAAGUCUUCUCCAAAUGACCAGGUGAGGAAGCUCUAUUCAGGUGUUUGUGAAUGGGUAGCUUCACCCCAGGUUUUGCCUCCUGCAACUAGUAAUUAUUAACAUUUCUCAAACACUUAAAGCAAUUAGAUGCUGUUCAAAGAAUUAUUAAAUUGUCUUUGCAUCUACCCACAGAUUUAUAAUCUAAGAACUAUUUUUCUUGUUAUUUCUAACCUUCUGAAUGCUCUUCUCUCAGCUUCCUUUUGUCCUAUAAUAUUCUGUGUCUCUUUGUAGAAAUGUAGAAGGGUGCACAGUGGGUCAUAUCACAUUUAAAGAGAGGUUAAUAUAAUCUUAUUUAUAACCACUUAGGGAUACUCCCUUUUGUUUUGUUUUUUUUCUUGCAAUCUAAGGUAGACAUAAUGUAUGAGAGAAGCAAGGGAUGAAAUGUAACUGGAAACCAGAGAGGAGGUACCAAGCUGAAGAGGGUGGAAGGAGAAAGAGAAUUGGUUAGAAAAAUCAUGGGGAAAGAUGUGAGCUUUGAGCAGUUCUUUACGGUAGCUAAAGAUGAAAUAUCAUGGGUAUAUAGAGCAAGGGGUUUCUGGCAAUAAGGUGCUGCCCUACAGUAUGAAUAGACAGAGGAAAGAACUGAGAGAGGCUGGGGUUAUUAAGAUUGGAAUAAGGAGAAUGAAAGGAACAGGAAGGAAUAUAGAUGCAAAAAGCAGAGCAUAAAGCGGCAAGAGUGGUGAACUUUAAAAGGCAGGACCUUAUUAGUAUGAAAUGGAUAUAAUAAACCAAUUAAUAUGGACAGAUAUUAUUGGAACCAGUGAAAAUACAGGUGGUGGAGAUUGAAUUUUAGAGACAUGGCAUGGGCUGGGGUAUCAGGUUUAACAAUGGAUUGAAUCUGAAAUUAGAUAGUCAGAAAUUAAUCCCAGUUUAUAUGAUCAGUUAAGGAUGUAUUGAUGAAAUUGUGAUCUCAAAAGAAGCAUUUGACAACUCUUUAAAUAGACUAGGUUCCUCUAAAGCAAGGACAGGGUCCAGAGAGAAAAGAAAAUGAUAACUUACUUACUGAUAACAAACUGAAGACAAUCGGGGUGUAGCUUGAGGAGAAGUAAAAAGAGGGCUCAGACAUACAUGGGGCAGAGAGACUCCUUCAGAGCUUCUUUCAAGUCCUUCAAGUCUCAACUCCCUUUCUCUGUCACUGACAGCUAACUCCCAGCAGGCUAGAACCUCUGGCCAUUCAUAGUCUGCUGUCAGCCAGACACAUCAUGGUGUCUUCCACUAGUUCUGGUAUGGGGAGUACAACUCCUACUAUCUCUGAUCAUUGGGUCUGCUGGCUGGGGCUGAUGGGAGUUGGAGUACAACAAAAUCUGGAAGGCCACAGAUUCCGCCCCAAUCUCUUCUAAUGGGUCAGCUGCACACAGUAUAGUCUGGAUUGUCUGUUUCUUUUAGCUGCUCUUCUUCUUGUGAGGUAGAGUAGACUGUUUGCAGAUUCCCUUCUUCCUCAUUUUCCUGUUACCCACACGUCAGUUUUAUUAUUAUUUUUGCACUCAACAUUUGAUUAACUGGCAAGGAGGAGACAGCCGAGAAGGAGGCCUGGAAAGUGAGCCAGAUUUGACAUGGAAACAUUACACUUGGCUAAUAAUCUAAAUUGGAGCCCAGAACCUUUUAGGAUAGUAAACUCUAAAUGUUUUGCUUAGCAACUGUUGCCAGGGAAUAAUCUGUAUGAUAGCAAGACAAACAGAGCUUGCUGCAUUCUCAUGUUAAUAUUAAUUUACACUCGGAAGGUUCCAUGCUUCAAAUAUAUUACUAAUGCUUUAACUUAUUCACUCACUGAGUGAAAGACAGAAAAUGGGCUGUGCAGGGUUGGAAAAAUGUAUUUUGGUUACGUAUUAAAUGAAGUUUAAUCAAACAGCAUGCAUUUCUAGCUGCUGGUGUGGUAUUUGACUCUUUGUUUUCCCCAAAAAACCAAAUGUAGCCAUGCUGGUCUGUAAGAAAUUUCACAGCAGAGCAUAUAAGGAACAAACAUUGGCUUAAAAGUGUUGGGGUCAAAGCUGUUCUAAACUCCUUUCUGGGAACCUGCUUGUUUGUGAACUCUUAGUAAGAAAGAAUUUGGCUUCCUGUGUUGUGCAAACCAGGCCUAAGCAGCGUGGAUAAUCAGUUUUAAUGUCAAGGUGUGUGCGCUAAUGAGAUUCUUCAUCAUUGACAUGCAUACAUAUAGUAAUACAUUUUAAAAAUGGCACACUUCCUCUCUUUUAUUAUGUUUCAAGUUAUAAACUAGAAUAGUUACAGUCUACAACUACUUAUAUUACAGUUGUCCUCAGUGAUUAUCUCAUGAAACAAUAGAACUAAUAUUUGUAAAAAGCGACUGUAACACACCUACACCCACAUGUGUCCAAUUCAUUUAUCAUAAAUGCAUAAUAUUCCUACAGGCAAGAGAUGAUAUUUAAUGGGACACAGCUAUUGGGGAUUAAACUUAGAAACAUGCUGAAAAUAGAGACUAAGUUUGUUUAAAUGAUGACAUCUUUUCUUACUGCUUUUUCACAGCCAUACUUUAUAGACUUUCCUUGGGUUAGAACACAUGUUGGGUGCUAGUAUUAAGUGGAUGCCUCAGUUUUUGAAGAGAGGGGGAAAUAACUUUGAAUAGCUCCUGUUUAAAAUUAUGGUUUUAAGCAGCUAAAGCACAAGCAUACUUCUUUGUUUUGUUUUGUUUAAGCAAAAUGGUUUUUUCUCAUGAUCUUGCAGCUGAGUACCUCCAGAAUAGAAGUGGGGAGUCUCAGGCCCUGGGGGUGUAUGUGGCCCCCCAGGCUUCAAUAUCCGGCCCUCUGGACUUUCCCCCGCCACACUGCCGUCUACACCUCCACCUGGAGUGAACCUGGAGUGGCACCAGGUGUCCCAAAUCAUAACAGAUCAGUGUCAAUGUAGUUUUAACAUACUUAAAUACACACCGUCAUCUUCAUCUUUGUGUGUGGCAUAUCCAGCCUUUUGUAAUCUUAGCAUUUUUUUCUUUUUAAAUGGAUGUUACGUAGUUCUUAAUGCAAACAGAUUAGGCGUUAUGUUUAAAUUUGACUUGUUUCUCAUCUGCAGCCACUUUCUCCUUUUCACCCUGCUCCAAAUUGGGACAAUCUAGAUUAGUUACCAUGUUACUUGGUUACCAUGGCAGCUGAUCUCAGCUUUAUGUGUCUUAAGUUCUUCAUAUCUGUGACUCAAUUCAGUUGGCUAGGUUUCUCUCUCUCUCUCUUUUUAAGUGGAGUACAGCAUUGCUACUGCCUACUAUAUGUAAGGAGGUGAGGUGAGAGAGAAAGUAUUUUGAAUAUGAGGAUAGCUAAUUCCUGCUUUGUUUGGCAUGCAUCUUUAAAAUCAGAAGUAUUAAUCACAAUAGUAUGCAUACCUAGUUUGAGCUGCCAAGUAAGUAUGGAUUCUGCUUGAACAAGCGUGUCUGUCCUUGCUCCCUGCAUCCUUUUUUUCUACCCCACUGUAUCUUGACUAUUUAUAGCAGGAGAUAGAAAUUUUGUACCAGGAAUACUGAGACAAAGUGCAGACUCUGAGGGCUGUAGCAAGAUUCUGAGAAAUCCAGCAUUUGCAUCUGGGAAUAAGGACACAAGAAGAGCCUGCUGGACCAGACCAAUGAAACAUCUGGUCUGGAAUCCUGCGCUCACUGUGACCAACCAGAUGCCCAUAGGAAGCCUUCAAGCAGGACUUAAAUGCAGAAGCACUCUCUCCCAUCUGUGAUUGCCAGCCACUGAUAUUUAGAGGCAUACUACUCAGCUGACUGGGAAGGUUGAACAUAGCCAGUGUGGCAAGUAGUCACUGGUAGCCCAUGGAAUUGACUAAUUCUCUAUUAAAGCCAUCUGAGUUAGUGGCUAGCACUGCCCCGUAUGGGAGCAGAUUCCAUAGUUCAACCAAGCACUCUGUGAAGAUCUUUUUGUCUGCCCUGAAUCUUCCAACAUUCAGGUUCCUUGGAUGUUCACGAGUUUCUAAUGUUAUGAGAGAGGGCCAAAAACUUUCCUCUACCCCUUUCUUCAUACCGUGCACCAUUUUAUACACUUCUGACAUCUUGCCUUCUACUCCCAAAUACUGAAACCUUUCCUCAUAGGGGAGCUGCUCCAUCACCUUGGUAAUUUUGGUUGCCCUUUUCUGAGAAACCCGAGGUCCACUUCUGCAGGACUAGAGAGUGUUUUAAAUGUUUCCUCAAAUUAGUUGGUACUUGAGACAGGACUGCUUUAUGUCCUUCUGGCGUUCACUGUGAAAGGACUUAGGCCCCAAAUAUCUGCAAGUCUAUCUUAUUCCCUACAGACCCUCUGAAGUGUUAAGAUCACACCACUCUUGAGACAUUUGUGGGGGUAGAAGCCACAAGCUGUGGAAUUUCCUUCACACAUACAUGGAUGUCCAUAGGUGUGGGCAGUUGUCCCCCCCUGGAUAAACCACCUGAGGUAUGAGACAAAAUGUAUAGAUACUGUACACACACUAUAUAGCCUGCCCCUUGCCUUUCUAUAUUUUACUCCCUCCUCCACUAAAAUAAAAUAAAAUUCUGCAGAUGCCCAUGUCCACAGAGGUGCAACUGCCACCUUCAUUUAUAGCUUUCAUCAUUAGUCCUGUAUUACUGUGGUGUUGCAACCUGCCCAUGGACCUUAUGGUGAAGGGUGGGAAAGAAAUCCAUUCAACAACAACACUAACACAUCCUUAUCCUGCUCUGUAUCGUACCUGGGCUGGCCACUUGCACAUACCAAUUCUACAUAGUUGUGUAGCUUGCUUGGCUUUCUUUAAUGCCACUCCUCACCUCACCCCCUAAGCCAGUUUGUACCAGCUCGAUACUCCCUGCUGAUAUGCUUCUUAGCUGCUGCUCCCCAUAUAUAGCCCAUUGGAGUCUUUGUUUGCCUUGCACUGCCUUGUACUGAAGCGAAACUCCCCUGAACCUUUUAUGGUUCUCUGUAAGCGUUAAACUCCUAUCCCUCUGGAGCAGCAGAAGUACUUUCAGUCAAGGCACUGCUAAGGACAGGAGAAUUCUUCCCAUCUGUGGCUGCAGGAAAAUAGUACAGAUGCUGGCACAAUAACUUUGCAGGGUGAUGCCAUGAUUACUCCCACUUUGUUAGACCCAGUUCUAAGAAACAUAAAUCUUCCAUGCCCUUAAUGUUCCUGCCCUCUUUUGAAGGCCAUUCCUGUUUCUUGCGCUCAAAUGGUAUUGGCAGCAGAAGACAAAAGGUUGCUCACAUUAGACAUUUACUGAAAGGGUAAUUCUUCUAGCUGUGAGAGCUUCUGCAUAUUUCAGUUGCCCUGGCAUAAUAAUUGCCAGUUGUCUUUAGAUGGAAGCCCUGCUGCAAAUCAGGAAGGUUUUAGACUUCGUGUGACUUCUGUGGAAUGCAGAAAUGCUGUGAAUAUGCCCAGUCCAUCUUGCUAACCUGAAUUUAAGAUUUAUACCUGCAAAAAAGCACUUAGUAAUAGGAGCGAAUGGAGGCUCUCUGUGAAGUUCAUCUGCGUGUUGAUUAGACUGUCACACAGCUGCUAUGGUGUCGGGUUGUCAAGGUGCUGGGAAUGUUUACAUGCUCAAGGUUACCUCUGUCUCUUGGAUACAGGACUGACUGCGAUGACUUUUCGCUUGCACUCAAACCUCCUCCAUAGUACCAUUUUAGCAUUUUUAGUUUGGGGCCUAUUCUGCCCUGCCCAAGUCACUUUUCUAUCCAAUUUGAAAAACAGGGAGUGUAUCUCAGGCUGGCACACACCUGCUUGCCCACCAGGUUUCUAAUUCCUUGAAAGCAAGGAUUGCAUCAUAGUUUGAGGGAUAUGCUGAAAUAAGCAUGGGUAAAAAGGUAAAGGACCCCUGGAUGGUUAAGUCCAAUCAAAGGUGACUAUGGGGUGCUGUGCUCAUCUUGCUUCAGGCUGAGGGAGCUGGUGUUUGUCCACAGACAGCUUUCCGGGUCAUGUGGCCAGCAUGACUAAACUGCUUCUGGCUGAAAUAAGCAUGUCACCCUCUGGAUCCAUAUGGGGACUGGUGCUCUCAUACAUUUGGGAUAUGGGAGAUAGCAUAAUCUGGAAGCUGGUUCAGAAACUUGUCUGCUGUUUGUGGCACCCCAGAGUUCAGUUGGGGGGUCUUCCCCUCUCUGCCAGUCACCUCACAUCUGUUGAGCCCUCUGCUGCAGUUAAUUUUAGGUGCUCUCUUAGCACCUGGCUCCAGUAAAUCUGUUUAAACCUAUUGCCAGUAGCAUCCCCCCCCCCCCCGCAACUUUAUCCCCAAACUUCAGACUGAUGAGCCAGUGUGGUGUAGUGGUUAAGAGCAGUGGACUCGUAAUCUGGUGAACCGGGUUCGCAUCUCCGCUGCUCCACAUGCAGCUGCUGGGUGACCUUGGGCCAGUCACACUUCUCUGAAGUCUCUCAGCCUCAUUCACCUCACAGAGUGUUUGUUGUGGGGGAGGAAGGGAAUGGAGAAUGUUAGCCGCUUUGAGACUCCUUCGGAUAGUGAUAAAGCGGGAUAUCAAAUCCAAACUCUCUUCUUCUUCCUUCCACAAUAAUGUAUCCCAUUGCUCAUUUCCUGGAUUGGCCAUCACAUGUGCUUCUAUGUUCCCCAUGAGGGCAUGAAGAUUCACAGCAGGACAAUCCUGAUCCAUUUGGUAAACACUCCCCCUGUCUCACACUGUUAACAUUUGGAUCAGCUUGCAAGGGGAGGCUAUUUUGGCAGCAUCUCUGGCUAGCAGUAUGUGCUCAGGCCCUCCAUGUUCUUUAGUUUCCAUGGCAAUCACAGCUAGCCAAUAGCCUUACCCUUUCCCUGGGCUCUCUCUUAGUAGGUGUCUCUCCCACAAGGUUCACUACACUAAAUCAUCUUCACAGAGCAAGGCAGCUUCUCCACCUUACAAGGAACUUCAAUUCCUUUCGUGCAAUUUGGUGUUCUGUUUCUAAAUUUGUAUUGUUGCUGAAAUACAUCUCCAGCACGCUCACGAAUUUGCCGCCUCCUACCCAAAUUGGCAGCAUCCACUCCUCAGUCUUCUGCCAGUCUUUUUGUAUGAAAAUCAGCAUGAAGUACACAUAGCCUUGAUCCUCCUUCAGAGAUGCGAUUCAUGUAUGUUGCCCUGAUUAACCUCUCCAAUUUUCAAUUUAUUUAGUCAAACAAAUGCCUCCUAUCCAGAGGAGGGAAAGUUAUUGUGCCUUUUUUUUUUUUAGCUUUCUGUAUUUUUUGUACAAAUCUUCCUUUUUUUAUUUCCAGCAAGUUGAUGAUACAGGAUGCCAACAACCUGGCAAAAAUGUUCUUUGCAUGCUGGUUCCCCACCCACUUACCUCUCUGUAUGCAAUGAUAUUAGGAGGAGGGAGGGGACCCACCUGCUCCCUUUUCCCUCCCCACCCUUCCCAUGCUUCCCAAAAUAUAUAUUAGACAGAGGGAUCUAGGAGGAGGGGAUGGUCCCCUGACAGAAGGUAUUAAAUAGCCUUAUGCUGUAAUAUAGGGGCUAAUAUGCUUUUUGUUGUUGUUCAUUUUAGGCUUCCAUAAACCAACUUUCCAUUGAUAUAUGAUGUGGCUUAAAAACAUUAAAAAUGGAGAAAUAAUGAUAAUGCCAGCAAUAAAUAAAUAGAAUAACAAUUGAUUGGGGGCAUCAAAUCCACCUUACUGCCUCUUUGAAAGUUUGAGUUGGCCACCCAAUGAACCUGAAGAGAGGAUUUGUUUAGAAUAAGAGACAACAGAUUGUGAACUUUAAAGAGAUUCUUCAUCAGAUAUAAGUGGUCACAUAAACAUUGGUUAACCAUGCCAAUGGUAUGCCAUUAGUGUCAUUAAUCCCUUUUUGCUUGGUGCCAUGUGUUGGUCUGCUGAUCAAAGUUUAGAGAUAUUUGCCCCUUCUCUUCCCACAGUUAGUGCAACGAUGGCUACAUCAGACACAGUGUCUCUCUUGUCAGUUAUCUUGCAGUAUAAGCUGAUGUGCUGAGGAGGCUGUGUUGGAGAUAGGUCUCUGUGUGUCCUUCUCCUGUUACGAAAGUGUCAUGGAUUUCACCAACACCAUUCCCAUAUUCCACAGCACAAACUGUGAAGAGCUGCCCUGAAGAGCACAACUUUGAACACUUUGUUCCCAUCUCUCUGAAGCAGGGGAGACACUGUUCCCUUCCAAUGGCUAGGAUUAUGCAUGGAAUAUAUAUGGAUGGAUGGAUAGAUAGAUAGGUAGUCAUGGUCACACCCUAAGGUGAGCAAGAAGGGUAGGGGACCAAGGUCAGCAGAAAAGAGAGGAGACAGGCUCCAGUGCUUGUUGUAAUAGGCUGCUUAUUUUGCUCAGCUAUAAUUUGAGGCUGACGUGUUUUGGAGAUAAAUGUCAUUCAUCAGGAGCAAUAAGCAAAAACAGUGAAAAUAAAGAUAAUAUACAAGGACAAUAUUAAUACUUAAUAAUGCAAAACCUUAUAAAUUUUUAAAACUAAUACAUUCAAAAAUUACUUAUCAAAAAGACAAGUUACGAUAACAUUAUUACACUAAGGAAAUACAUAGCAUGCAUAUCUGAAGGCAGCCCUGUUUAAUGUUUGAUGUUUUAUCGUGUUUUUAAUAUUCUGUUGGGAGCCACUCAGAAGUGACCGGGGAAACCCAGCCAAUAAACUGGAAAUUUAACAUCAAAAAUCUAUACAACUUCCAUUCUGUGUUUAUAGCUCUUCUCUGGUCCAAUGGUCGCACUCUAAACCGAGAAUUUACUAAAUACAGUAUUUCACCUUUUCAAUGACGCAUGGUGGUUCAAAUACAAGGCCAUGUAGUUAAUAUUUAUAAUGAAUUCCUAUAUCUCAACUAUUAGUCCCUGAGCUCGUGAGAACCUUUCCUUUGGAAAAUGGCAAGGAAUUGUGUUUUACUGCCUUUGUUGUUGUUGUUUUUAAACAAGAGGGGAAGAAAGCAGGCUCCAUGCUAAGCAGCUUAGGACAUUGACCUUCAUAUAAUCCAAACAGUAUUGUUUGUGAGUACAUAGAGAUUUUCCUUAGCAGACAAUGAGUUUGAGAAACAGUACCGACAGCAUGAAAUAAGACGUAUUUGGGAUAUUCUGAAACUUAACAAAUGAAGCUUAAGACCCACUAAGAUGGCAUAAUGGGGACAGCCAUGUCUGUAAUUCAUAUAUUUGCUCCAUUCACUCUUAAAGUGGGAUAUGGGGGUGCUCUAAUUUUUACAGCAGAAGUUGUGCAAGGACAAGUGGAGCUGAAGCCUAUUUUCUUACUGCUCUUGAGUCAUUUUGGGUGUCCUCAGUCCUGUUCCAUUACCAGAAAUGAGCUGAACUAGGAAGAAAAAUGUCUUACGUGACAGAGCACACUUAGGUAAGUCAAUGAACAUAAGCAGCUGCCUUAUAUGGACGCAAAUUGUUGAUCCUUCUAGAAGUAAUGUAAACACACCAGCAGGAGCACCAGAUUGUUUCUGCUGGUGUGUUUGCACCACAUCCCUCUCCCCGCUGCCUCACCCCAACUCCUGGCACAGUCACUCAUACCCAUUUCAUAGGCUAGUACAAAGGCCUCAUGGUGUUACAACUUGUAGCUACAGUGGUUCCUUGGUUCUCAAACGCCUUGGUUCUCAAACAACUUGGAACCCAAACACUGCAAACCUCGAAGUAAGUGUUCCAGUUUGCGAACUUUUUUCGGAAGUCAAAUGUGCUCCAUUUUGAGUGUUAUGCUUCCAACUUGAGUGCCACACUUCUGUUUUGAAUGCCACACUUCCGUUUUGAGUGUUACGCUGAGGUCUGUCUGUUUUUGCUAUUUAUUUUGCAUUUUUGUGGCUCUUUUUCUUUGGUGUGUGACUGUGUGGAACCCAGUUCAGCUACUAAUUGAUUGUGUGACUGCAGUACAUUGUUUAUUGCUUUCAUUUUAUGGAUCAAUUAUCUCGUUAGAUAGGAAAAUUCAUGCUAAAUUGCUGUUUUGGGGGUUGUUUUUAAAAGUCUGGAACAGAUUAAUCUAUUUUGCAUUACUUUCUAUGGGAAAGUGUGCCUUGGUUUUGGAGUGCUUUGGUUUUGGAACGGACUUCCAGAACGGCUUAAGUUUGAGAACCAAGGUACCACUCUAUUUGUUACCCUGCUUUAUGCCCAAGGAGCUUAUGGCAGUGUACUUGGUUCUCCCCUCCAUUUUAUCCUCACGACAACCCUGUGAGAUAGGUUAGGCUGAAGGAUGGUGAGUGGCCUAACAGGUGGGCUUCACGGCUGAGUCGGGAUUUGACCAGGGCCUUCCCAGUCCUGGGCCAACUCUGUAACCACUGUACCACAUUAGCUCUACAGAUCCUUGGCACACCAACAAAAAGUGUUAAGGCUGGCUGAGAAGGGCAGCUGAUUGGACCAGUAGCCCACUUGAUCCAGUAUCCUUAUUUAGGAAUGUUCUUGAGGACCAAAGUAAGUUUAAAGGGUGAUUUCAUGUAUAUUUGUGAGGAAUCUGGCCACAGUUGAAAGAGCUUCCCAAAAGCCAAUCAGUAAAGGGUGGCUGAAGUACUGAAAUGCUUCAGUUUGGCUGCGGAUGUAUUAACUAUACUAAUGUGUAAUCCUUUAAUCCCACUAAGCAUUUUACUUCAGUGACAGACACUGCAGUUAGCAAGUUCCACCGGCUAAGAAAGCGCUGAAUGUGAAAGCCUUGUUUUCUGUCAGAUCUCUUUCUUUUUUGCCUGAUUCUUCCUCUGGUUGUAAGGGAAAUAAUUCCAUUGUGUUCUCUUAAACUUGUCAAUGGUUAGAGUGUCAGACUAGGACCUGGGGGACCAGGGUUCAAAUCCCUACUUGGUCAUUAAUCUUACUGGGUGCCUUUCAGGGUUGUUGUGCUAGUUAAGCAAGGAGGUGAAGAAUCAAGUACACCACCUUGAGCAACUUGAACAUAAAGGUGGGAUAUCAAUGAAACUAAUAAAUAAAUAAUAAACUUUUUUGUAUGGAUCUCCCUUUCAGACAUUUUGGCACUCUCUGAACACAUUACUCUGCUCCCCCAACCUUUAAAAAAUGAAGCCAAUUAACAUCACUUUGCACCUUGGCGCAUUUCAUUAUUCAGUAUUCACAAACGAGUUAGUCAUUGCCUUAAUUCUGUUUGUCUUUUUAAAACAUUAAGGCAUAUGUGUCCUGUGGUACCUGAGAGAGAGCGAGAGUGAGAGAGAUCACAGUUAAUAAAGAAUGAAAGAGGACUCAAUGCAGACUAAAAGUGAAAAUAAAUUUAUGAAAAGCAAAAGGUUUUCAAAAUAGUAGGACACAGAAUUGAGAAAAGGUUGACUUCUGUGUAUUAAACAUGUCCCUUUUCCCCCUCUUACAAGUGACGCUAUUGAUUUGAUGUGGCACAGUAGGAGAGAACAGAGAUCCGCAAAACCCUUUAAACUUUUAAUUUUUUUUAUAUGCCACUUGAUUGUAAUAAAACUUCUAAGCAGUUUACAAGAAAUGUUGAGAUUUUCAGUAAAAACAGUUAAAAACUAAUCAUCCUACAUUGAAAAGAGAAUUAAAUUGACAGUAGACCCAGGGAUUUGUCAGUUUCCAUUUUGGCAGUUUGGCCUAGACCUUUUCUCUCAUUGCCACUAUUUGCCUCAGUCCCUCGGAAGUUAGUUUUGGCACUGAGUUCUGACUUACAUAUUCAGCUGUGGAGGCAAUUCAUUCAGCUUCUCGGAAAUCUCCCUUUUCUUUCUUUAGCUUAACUUCUUCUUUUCUUUCUUUAGCUUACCUUCGACCCCCUUCCCAACCCUUCCUAGGGUCUCUUGCUACUAAAAUAUCUAAAUUAAUUUUUGUUGCCUGCCUUUAUAUUUUUAGCAAUGUGCUCAAUUUUUUUUUUAGCAUUCCUUCUUGUCUGCCUGCAUCCCCCCCCCCCAAGGUUUGUGUUCCUUUUUUUGUUCUGCUCAUUUGGAAAGACUUCCAUUUUUCAAAGGAAGCCUUCUUGCCGCUAGUAACUUCUUUGACUCUGCUCCUUAACCACGCUGGCAUCCUCUUGGUCCUUGUGGGGCCUUUCCUGAUCUGUGGUAUGCACUCCAGUUGAGCUUCUAAUAAUGUGUUUUAGACAACUCCCAAUAAUUUUGAAGUGAUGUGGGGCCUUUCAACUUCCCUUUUACAAGAAUACACGAUUUUAUGUUUUAAUGUAGGUUGUAAACCACCUUGAGAUUUUUCUUCUUAAAAAUAUAAAAUGGUAUAGAUGUGAAAUGAAUUAAUAACAACCACAGUAAUGGAAUUUGUAAGCCUUGAUAUAUGGAGAUAGCUGUUGAUUGUUUGUUUUAAAACAAAUUAAAUGAAUGGAGAAUUUAUCAGUGAACAGUAGGUAGGUUAAGCCAAAUGGAGCCCCCAUGGUUAAAGGCGCAAUGUUCCUUAAUUGAGUGUCAGGGGCAAACAUUUUUGUGGCUAGAUCAGAAAGGCUUUUCCUCUCAGCCAGCAAGUCAGUUCUUAAGAACAUGAGUGCAGCCACAUACUGUACUUGUUGCAAACUGUAUGUUCUUGUAGAUUCAUAGUUAUGCUUGAGGAGGCUAGAACAGUUGUUUUCUUGACCCCAGGACAACCCACUAUGGCACAGUGUGAAAACUUUUCCUCUACAGUUGUGCCAGUCUCUGAUUUAUGACAGGUGUCACAUGCUCCAUUCUUCAGGUUUCAUAGCAGGGGAACAAUAAGAUUUUCUCCUUAGCCUGCCCUUUUUAGCUAAGUAGAGCUAUCACUUAUGAUCACCAUCAGGGAGGGAUUUUUGCACCCUGGUUUAUAUUUCUGGCAGCUGCGUGACAAAAGUGGCAGAGUUGGUAAACUUGUUGAGCAAAUAACUAGAAGCAUUUAGAAAAAAUAAUAAUGAGCGGAUAAGAGUUUGAACUAUGGAAAAUUCCUCUGCUUUCAGAAUGUUGAAAGACUAGUGUCUGGUUUAGGAGCCCUUUUGAAAUUGAAGUUUGAAACCCAAAGUUGGCAAAAGAGCUCCCAUGUUUUAAAAACAGAGUGCAGAAUAGAGGUGAAAAAAAUCCAUCAGCAUCUGAUUUCAUUUAGAAAAUGUCUGUUUCAGUGAUGGGUGUGUUUAUGCUGAAGAGUCUAGCACACAGUGAAGAAAAAUCCUAAUGCUCUCAGCAUCUGCAAGCACCUUGGAAUUGAUCCUGUCUUUUUUCUUUUUCUUUUUUUGUAAAAAAGCAAAAUUAAAACUAGCUUGGCUGCUGCCUCUUAUCUGGGAUGGUCACAUCCUAUCCUAGAUGAGACCUGGGUACCCUGUAAGGCAGGGUGGCCCAACUUUUCAUACCAAGUGGGCCACAAGAGUACUUCGACACGGAACCCAUGGACCACACACUCUCUGCCUUGUUGGGGGGUGAGGGGAGAGAGGUAAAAAUUAAAUGCCCCCCUCAGCUCUUGCACUGCCUUUUUGGGGAAGGGGAGGGGUCCUAGAGCCCUCACACCUCCUUCCCAAAGCUGGGAAACCACUAACUAGUGUUUGCGAAGGAGACAUGGAUGGGGAUGCUCAUUGGUCAUGUGGCUGAGGCCAAUGAGAGUUUAAGUCCAACAGCCACAGGUCCUCCAGCCCUGUUUUAAGUUAACUCCCUGCUUCAUUGCACUGCUGUAGCUUUCCAUCUGCUUCCUAUAUCAUCCCCCACAUCUAAUAUACUGUAGCACAGACUUUCCCAACCUGGCUACAGCUGGUGGCAGUUGUCCAAAAUUUCUGGAUGGCAACAAGUUGGGGAAGACGGCAGGAUGUAGAUAUGGAAUAGUUUUUGUCUCCAUUUUUGUAGCAUCCUAACAACUCUGUGAAAGGGGGGUCAGAUUGGCACCCAUCUAACUUUUCCCUGCCACAAGGCCUUGAAGAUACUAGGCUGCUGUCCAAAACUCAAGGCAUCAGCCAUUCCCAAAGGCAGGAGGGGGCACCGUGUGUCAUUUGCCGUAGUGCUUCAUGAUCAGCAUGAAACUGGUAUGCUGAUCAUGUGCAAAAUUUAAUUGGAGUUCAAACGUUCGUCCAAAGGCUUCUCCCCAGCCUUGCCUUCUACGACUUUUUUAACUGUGUAAAACUGGGGAGGGAACCCAAGAUUGUUAAUAUAUAGGAAAGCAGAGGCUUUGUUCCCGACGUGUGCUACACUCCCUUUUCUUUUGUCCUGUAGUCACACUUCUCUUCACUUCUGCUUUGUUUUUCAAACGGUGUCUGUCUUGUCAUGUUUAGAAUCCAGAAGGACUGUGGAAUUUAACACCUAGCAUUCUGCAAGGUUGCCUUCUGCAUUUCUCUUCUGUCUUCUUUGGUCUUGUAAAUCUUAUGGCUGUAAUUUUAGCCACUGCUGCUCAAACUCCUUCCUUUCUAGUAUUUGUAAACUUUCCCUGCUGUGCCAUAUGUUAAAUUACUCUUUUAGCCGGAUACAGUAGCACAAUAUUGGUAACCUAGUCAAAGGGUUAUAUGUCUGUCAGAUCUGAAGAGAGGAAUGAUUGGAAACUUCAGAAAAGUGGGACUUGGGCAAAAAAACAAAAAAAACCUUUGAGUAAAUGGAACUAUUUCAUGGAUCCAGCACAAGUAAUUUUCUUUUUUAAUUAAAUGAAUUUUGUUCCUGGAAAACUUAGACUUUUUUCUUCUUGAAGCACACUGGGAUGAAAAUGUUUUCUGAAGAGCUGGAUUUGGCCACUUGAUAUUUUGGAUUUGUUUUUGUUUGCUUGCUUUCAUUUAUUUUCCCAAUGACCCCUGGCAAAUUUGUUUAAGAUGAAACAGCAUCAGUUCAGUGUUGAUGUUGGACUUUUCUGGAGUCACUUUCUCCAAUAACUCUAUUUAGUCCAUUCCAAGCACUGGCAGGAGCCUGGAGAUGUUUGGGCAGAUCAUUCAUGCUUUUAGCCCUCAAGUGUUCAGGCAAACACUUGAACACAACCUGAAGGACAGAGAGAACACAGGGACAGAACACCCUCAAUAUUUUGGUAAUGCCCCCCUCCCAUUUUGUGGUUGAACCUGCAACACUUUAAAUUCUCCAAAUGUACUCAUCAACCCCCAAAGGUUGGGGAACCCUGCUUUAACAUUAUGCUUAACCAUUUGAAUUUUCUCCAUUCCUGGAGUGUUGGAUACUAUUGUGACAAGCACACACUAUGGACAAAAGUUUCCAGGUGACCAGUUGGCCAUGCUACUGAAAUUAAGAGUACUAUUAAGCCGUUGAAUAUCCUGUCAGCCAAGAUUAUUUUCUCUUCGUAUUUCUAGUCCACUUUCCACAAUGUUCCCUCCCCUAUUUCAUUGGACUUGGUCUUGGUACAGCCUUUCACCUUUUCCAACUCAGCUUUCAGUAACUGGAAUCAGUGCCUCUCCUUCUCUAAACUGAAAACUGUCACCUUAAGAAGAUUUAUGCAUGGGUGAGGGGAAGGAGGUCUGCUUAAAAUGCUGUUAAAAUUGGUGCUGCUCAUUAUAAAAGACCUGGGCAUUAUAUGUCUAGCUAACCCCCAUCUUUUAAAGCUGCAGGUUAGUCUGCAGUCAUAUCGAAGUUAGUCAUUUCAGAAUUUCUCUUGUGUGCCUUUUUCUGGAAUGAAAGCUGAAUCACAGGCAACUUAUGACAAAUCUUCCUAACUGGGCAAAACUGUUCUGCCUGUCUCUGCCAUACAUUAGGUAUGCCUGGUGAGCAUGCUGACCCAAGAAAGGUUUUCGAAACUGAAAAGGUGUGAAAAAUCAAGUUAACUGUCAAAACAGCUUUGCUUUGCAAAGAAGAGAGCUAAUUGCAGUUUUGGCUUCCAACAAGUCAGAUGUGACUGGAGCAUUACAAAUAUUUUGCAUUGCCAAAUCAGUUUUAUAUUGAAAAAUACAUGGGUUGCAUGUGGAAAUAAAUUAGGGCAUUUGUUAUCUAGAUUACUUUCUUUGGCAGUUUUAUAAGAUAUUGCCCCUUACUGGUGGUAGGUUUGCUAGUUACCCUGAGGCUGUGAUCAAUUACUUCAGUAAUUCUGCUUCCUCUUCCUCUUCCUCUUCCUCCAAUCCAUGCCCAAUUCUGACAGGGCCAUGGGGCUCAUGACAGCAUAGCAUUAGAGGAAGAAAAACUCAGUUUAAAAUUUUACUGCUUUCUCUCAUGCCCCAGCUUGAGGAAUCCUCUUCAGCGGAUGAUCUGGAGCUCCCAGAUCGAAACAUAGCCUGUCUCAAGGGACUGUGAGGUAGACCGGGGGUGGGGUCCAGACCCUCAGCGAUCCAUCCUUUCAUUCACAACCCGGGUAACCCCUUCUCAGCUUCAGAUGCCAGGUAGGCACCAAGCCCUAGGGAACAGAGGUGCCUAAAGGUGUCCAAAGACACUUUAGGAGUAAAGGAAUAUUUGUGAGUAAGCUACUGUAUGUGAAUACACCAAAUCUGCAAGCAAUAAAGAUGGCUUGCAGCUGUGUCAUGAGUGGAGACUCAAAUUAAAAGCCCUUAGUUCCAGACCGAGUGCUAGAGCAGCAUCUUUGCUCCAGUUCCCUGACUUCUGUUUAUCUAGCUUAGCUGGUCACUAGAUAUCCCCCCACACCCUGUGUUUGGAUUUUGGACUGUUCCUGUGUUGCCUGCAUUUUGGCUCUGACCUUGCUUCUCAUGCUAGUCUUAAAUCUGGACUUUUUAAGAUUGGGAUGGCCCUGUGAGCUCCCAGCUGUUCUUCCUGUGUGGCACCUGGAACAGGACAUUUGCUGAUAACUCUUUCAGACUCCACAUUAUUUGAUCAAGUUUAAUGAGAUCAUCCAGCUUCUCUGCUGUAUCAGGUGAUGUGUGUAUGUGUACAUACUGUACAUACAGGAAGCAUAAACAUAGGAUGCACAUUUUAUAAGCACAUUUACUAGCAGCACUUCUGUGGAACAUCCAAAAUAUCCUGAAUGAAGCGCAUUUAAAACACACAAAAUAUGUCAACGAGUGAAAGACAUUUAUGUGGCAGGAGCUCACUUGGUCCCCAGAGCUCCUAUGUAAACAACAGCUGUGUUGAGAUCAGUCCAAAGUUGACUGUUCCAGGUUUUGGCUCACAACUGAAAGAAAAUUCGGAGGUGUAAACAUUUAAAGGGCCGUGAUACACUGCCCUUCCUCUGUCUUGAAUCAGUUACACAAACAAUAAACUAAUAGUACUGUCAUGGGGCAGGAGCAGACAACACAUGGGGAGGCAAAAUUCCAAGGCUCUAAGAUCCUCAGAAACCUUAUUCAAAGAGAUCAUGAUUUCAUCAGCUUCCUCAGGAAUUUAUGCCUUUCACCCCUGCCAGGUUUUCCUGAUUACCAAUCUUCUUUCCUCACCCCAUAGAAAUGAAUGAAGCAAAAGUAUUGAUUCAUUUCUAUGGAGCAGGGGAAAGGGGUUGCAAAUACAAUCAGGAAAACCCUCACACAGGAAACACGAUUUCCAUCUUACAACGUGAAUAAAAGAAGAUAUACCUGGAGGGGGACUUAUUUUUGUUUACGGCAGCAAGAUAACUUAGCCCUUCUGGGUUAGAAGCUUUUGACUGUUUCAGGUGGUUGUUGUUUUCGAUAAGGAGUGCCCUUUUGAUUUGCCCAGUGAGAAGACUGUAGAAUGCUUAAUUCUCAUACUGAUUCUAUGAUUCUACAGAAAUGCACAGUUUCUACUUUGCCCAGUGAUUGCACCAGGUUCAUUCUAGUUGAACUGGCUUAGGGAUUAUUAUUUGAUCAUCUCGCCAUGUGCUCUGGUAUUUGUAACUCCAAAGUAUUGCUACUGGACACUCCAAUCUCUGCUGAGCAGUUCGAGAUUUCAGCAGUCUUGGUGCUCAGCCAGGGCUGGUGUUUCCUUCAGGGGAAAUGUGGCAUGGCGGAAGCUGUAGUGUCUUUAUGAAAUAUGGUUUACUUCUACAUAUUUAGCCCCGAGUCUGGAUGGAGUGAGGGAUCAGAGCAUCACAUCUCAUGAAGGGCUUCCUCCCUGUAACAGCGCAUCAUUGGAUUCAAAAGCAGCCCAAACGCCAUCUCUCUGUCUCCUCCUCACAGCUUAUCUGUCCCUCAGCCCGCAUGGCCUCUGGCUCCACCCUUCUUCGUCCCCAAACCCUUGCUAAAAAUGCAACCCAUGCCUCAAGUAAAAAGGACAUUCCCCCCCCCCCCCGUGGUAACAUCACACCCCCUGUAACCCUGGCAACCUCCCCCUCCCAACUCUGCUAUAAUCUUUCACUAACUAACACACAGCUGGGGGAGGGACUCCACCCCCUUAUUGUUUUCCUGUGUGCAAGGACACCUAGCUAGCCCUAGCUUGACUGAACAGCUGCUUUACAAAUAUGGUGGCCUCUUGUAAGUGACAGGAAGCUUGGGCCAAAAGGUGAAAGGAGGGGCAGACAAAAUAUUAAGGAGGUAAAGAGAGAGUAAAAGAGCAGAUGUAAAGGUCAGUUAAAACCCGAAUGUCACAUUGAAAGCCGUCAGGAGACCAAACUGCCUAUUUGUCUUUUUAAAUAACUGGCAUUUGUAUGAUUGCGACGUCGACAUUUAGACUGCAAAAACUGUUAAAGGACUCAAGUGAAUUAUGACUUCAGUAUUUUUUUUUUCCUGCAGUGGUGAGCUCCUCAGUGUUAUUACAACUGUUUGAUGGUCUGCUACUUAGUGAUGAAUUAAUGCAGCUUUUACAAAGCAACAUAAUGGCGGGAUUUACAUAAUACAGGAAUUUACUGUACCUUUUUUAUUUCUUAAAAAUGGUGUCGAGAAGUGAGUUGUAAUAAAAUUGUAGGAAUAAGGGCAGAACAGCCAAAGCAGCUACGUUAUGCUGAGGUUGUCCUGCCCUGUCUGUAAUGUGCAGUACAACUUACUCCUAUGUUCCUGUUAUUGUUGCCCAGAGCAUUUGCCCACUCCUGCUAGUGACAGCCAGUGAUGUGGGGGCUGGGAAAACCCAGAGGCAGGGAUGGCUUACAACAAACACUCAGUUGCCCUGAGUGAGGUGCCAAGAAUGUCUUCAGCAGGUAGGAGUUGCAGGCUCUCUCAUUCAGAGGUAGGAUACUUUGGCCAUGAUGCUGACCUUAGUCAAGCCAAAGAGCUAUGCUAAUGGACCAAUAGAGCCAGAGGAAGACGAAUUUAUAACAUCCCUUUGAGAUGGUUGUUUUUUACCUUCCGAGAUAUCUACUGAGUGGGUAAUUUUGCUUCCAGCAGUAUCAAGGGUGCAUGGCAUAUUUGUUAUCUUUACUCUUGUCUUUGUUUCAUUACUGGGCACUUAUGAAAGUUGUGACACUAUGACUUUCUUUUGCAUGUGGAACACUCAAAAGUUUUGUUGCUUGACUCUGACGGACCUGUUAAUACAAUGGCAUUUGCUUUGUGAGAGUGGGAAGGCUUGCUUUUCAGUUGGCUGGACUGCAAUAUUGCCCAAGGCAGAAACGGCUAGGAAUGAUCUUCUGUCAUGGUUCUUAUUGUGAGUUGUAUUGCCUUGAAGUUCAUGUUUCAUAUUUGUGGUUCUGACCGAACUUGUUACCAGUAGUUGGAAUGAAACAGAGUUGGGUGCCCAUUGUACAAUUGCAAAACAUUUCCCUUGUUCUAAAGCCCUAUGGAGAUAAGUGUUUGCAUCAAAGACACAAUGUUCUAGGGCAGGAUGCAAAGAAGUCAGAUGACAGCAGUCUUGUUCCCAUAGAGAGGGCAACUCCUUUCAACAGCUGUGGGAUUCAGCCAACCUGACGGAACAAUUUCUGUCUCCAUUCAAAUUGAUAUGCUCAAAGUUGACGUUUCUCCCUGUAUGGGACUUAUAUUCCCACGCACCCCUGCAUCAGGUUGAUGGCAAGUUUGGAGGGGCAUGAUCUAGCUUGGGAAAUGGCAUAGAGUGAAAGGAUUAAGCACCACUUCUUUCAGUGCCACUGCUAAGAUCAAAACUGGAAACUUCAGUGGCAACUUUAUUUUAUAAAGAGUCAACAAAAGCUGACCUUUGCAUUGUGUUUGUUUGGUUUGGUUGUAUGUUGUUUACCACUCCUCCAUUCCAUUGUUGCAAGCAGUUAUACCAGGUGAGAUUAGUUUUGCAAGACUGAGGAGCCUGCCACCAAUUCUCUGUUCCAGAAUUGGUCUCCUAAGACAAAUUUCUCGGUUACUCUUAUAAAAAAUGUUUGGAACCCUGCAUGGGGAAAAUGUGAUUUGAUGUGAGCAGGGGCGGGGCAGGGUGGUGGUCGCUAGAAGCAGCUUUUUCCAAAAUAAAAGAGUAUCAUGUUUUAUUUAUUUAUCAGUUUAUUUAUUUAUUGCAAAUACUCCUUCCUCCAAAAGAAGCCCAGGGCAAUAUACAACAAAAGAUAAAACAAUAAAAUACAUAAAUAAAGAAAAUGCACGGGAAAGCCAAAAAUAUAUGUAAAUGAACAAAAUAAUUCAAACACAGAAUAGUCCACUGUGGUCAGGCAUUCGUGAGCAAAUUGUAAAGGCUGGAGUAAAUGAAAUCGCCUUCAACUGAUGUCUAAAUGCAAACAAGUAGGACAACAGUGGACAUCGCAGUUAGGGUGGCAUUGCGGAGAAGGCCCUGCUGCAUGUUCCCAAAUCACAAAUCCUAGUGAGGACUGCAAAUAGACACACCCACCCUGGUAGAUUUAAAAAAUUGAGUCAGGUGGUAUUGGAGGAGCUCCCAAAGAUGCUUGUGUGUAACAGUUAUUUAGGACAUCCGGUUCAUCCGCUGGUUCAGCGAUGACAUAGGAGCAAGAUAGGAAGCUGCCAUAUCCAGAGCCAGACCUUUUGUCUAUUUAGCUCAGUGACUGGUUGUGAGUCUCCAGGGUCUCAGACAGGGCACGUUCUCAGCCCUGCCUGGAUGAUGCCUUGUUGAGAGGAGGUUAGGAUACAGACAACCAAAUGAGUCAAAAGUAGCUAUUGCAAAAUCCUCUGUAGCUUAACCAAAACAAAAUUUACUGAGGCUCAGCAAUCGACAAAAAUACAUUAGUCUACUUUUCAUUCACGCCAUGGCAAUAAGGUGUGCACACAAAUGUACACAUCAAAAGAGCCGUUGCCAUGGCCCAACUCUGCUUUCUGCCACCUUCACUAUCCUUUAGUUUGAAAGAUGUGAAUAUCAGCAAGUCCAGCCCUGAUUUGGGGUUAAUUCUUCCUUUGCCGCCAUGCUUUAGGUAGGCUGUCUGUCUUUUUAUUUAUUCAUUUUUGAACAACAAACCACCGCUGUUAAACCAUCAAAGACUGUAAAAUGCCUAUGUGGAUGAUGGUGAUGGGGAGAUGGGAUCAUGACAUCACAGCUGCCAGCCAAUCAACACUGCGUGUGGUUUAAGUCUGUCACAAACCUGCUGAAUCCCAGUGGCAAUGAGCGUGCUUCACUCCUACCCUGCCCUCCAGGGGGAGCCUCUGCUGGAUCUGGGUUCCUUCUAUGAAGAACAUGUCAGGAUCCAACCCAUUAUUUAUGAUUACACUUUAGUGUCAUUCCUUUAAGGACGGUGUACAUGGGGCGCCUGUUUCCUCCUCCUACUUUUAUUCUCCUAGCGGUCCUUCGAGGUAAAUCCGUGUGAGAGAUGGUGGUCGGCCCCAAAGUCAACUUCAUGACUGAGCUGAGUUUGGUAGCCGAAUAAUUAUUAUUGUUCUUGAAGAACCUACACAGCUGCUCACAAGAAUCUCAGGAAACACAGGUGCUAGUAUUCCGUUUAUCACCUCUUCUUGUCCCUGUCCGUGUUUGUAAAGGAAGUGAGUUCGGCAUCUUUCAGCAAACUUUCCUUCUUCAAAAGAUUUCCCCUCCCACACAAGCACAACACCCCUUCCCAUAGGAAGUGUGGCAGCACUUACUGGUUUCCUGCUGCUGACUGGCUUCUGCUAGGUGUAAUUUAGUGUUGUACGGGGAAAACAAUAUAAUGGGUGGUAUUGUUGUCAAGAGGGAUGUUAUGGUCGGGUUCUGUAAUUCCAUGUGCAGCCGGACUUUGAAAUGUCUCAGCCAAGCGAAAUCUACGGUUAGAGGCAGUGUUGGACAUGUUCGGCACGUACAAGGGAGGCACCAAACCGAAUCAAGCUGCUUUAGUUUUCAGUGAAGAAAACGUGGGUUUCUGCUUCAGUUUGUAAAGUAAGGCCUUGUUUCGUAGUCUGCAUGCCAGUAUUGUUUGAGGUGCACAGAAGAGUCCGUGGUUUGCAGAACUUAGCAGAAGAACCUCUCACAUACAGCUGCCAACUUCUUUGGGCAGUGAGGGAAAUGGAAAGCAAGUUGCCAGAGUGCAGGAGGGAGGAGAGAAGGGGCAGCACCUGCUGCUGAGUGAGCCGCAUUGUGAGCACUGGCUGAGGAACGGGGGCGGACGGGGGAAUGUACUGCCCAUAGCACCAUCAGGGAGGGGGUACCAUCGCAGCUGCCCCCCAACAAGCGCCGCGCACCAUGCCCCUGGGAUGCGCGCCAGCCACACCCCCACCUGCUCUCCACCCCCGGUGCCGGAGCAUGCAGCUUCGCCCCUGAUUGUGAGUCCACAGAUAUAGAAGCAAGUGCACACACACAUAGAAAGGGCAGUCGCUCCUGCCCUUUCUGACACAUGACAACAUGAACUAAAUGAGGAGACACAGCUACUGUUCAAAAUCAAGUAGAAUUGUGAGCAUGUACUAUUGGAUUGCUGUGAUAUAUUUGACAUUAUUGACUGAAGUCAAUUGAAUGUUAAACAGUGUCGAUUGACCACUUUGUCUUAGAAGCCAUAAGUUCUAAUGCAGUUGGCCUCCAAUCAAUCAUUUGGCUGCUUGCUUGCUUGCUUGCUUGCUUAUUUAUUUAUUUAUUUAUUACAUCUAUAGACCCGCUUUUCCUCCAAAGAGCUCAGAGUGGUGCACAUGGUUCCCUAGUCUCCAUGUUAUCCUUACAACAACCCUGUGGGGUAGAUCACUCGUGUCUAUGGUGGCCCAGGAUUAUUCAGUAAGGUUCAUGGGUGGGUUGCAAUUUGUACCUUGGUCUUCCAGUUCCUGGCCCAACACUCUCCUAUACCAUACUGGUAUUUGUGGAUGACACAAAGUAAACUAAGAUGGUAAAAAUGGAAGGUUUCUGCCAGGAGCUUCAAAAGGAACUCUCCAAACCAGGUGAAUGGGCAACAAAAUGCCAAAGGUAGUUCAAGGUAAGUAAAGUGCUGUUCAUAGGGAGGCAAAAAACCGAAAUCCCGUCUUCACAGUAUAAAUUGACUGGGUCUUAACUGCCAGUUACUGAUCAGGAAAAUUAUAUUGGAGUCAUGGUUGAUAGCUUAGUGAAAAAUCUGGUUUAGGCUAAAACAGCUAGGAGUUACUAGGAAAGGGAUAAAAAAAUAAAAUCGCCAGUAUUGUAAUGCUCUAUAUACAAAUCUAUUGUGGAGUCAAAUUUGAGAUAGUGUGCAAAUUUGGGUCACCAUAUCUCCAGAAGAACAGCUAGAAAAAGUGUAGGAAAGGGCAAUAGAAAUUAUUGGGGGUGAGAGGAGCACUUUCCCUACAAGGAAAGGCUACAACAAUUGGGGCUUUCUUGUCUUGUUUAGGGGGGAAAAAGACGAAUAAGGGGAGACAUUACUGAGAUUGUUCACUUUUUUCAUUCUAUGUAUAAUUUUAGCAAAUAUACCCCCCUUUCUCUCAAAGUACUAGAACCAGGGGUCAUCUGGUGAAACUGAGUGGCAGCAGAGAUAAGGUGGAAGGCACUUCUUCAUACAGUGCACAAAUAAUGUAUGGUUUGGCUUCCUGGGUCAUGCAAACCAGGGCAUAGGGGAUUGUACUACAGAAAUUAGUAGCAAUAGCACACACUGGUGGCUUCUGGAACAGGCAGAGUUUUUGCCUUGGAGCAGGACAUUACCUAUGCUGUCUGCUCCAUCAACCUUGUCUGUAGUUUUUCUGCAAUAACCACCAUUGGCCUCUCUGCUGUUAAGGAAGCGAACAGUACAAAGGCUAUCCCAACACUCACAUUGCUCAGGGAACGAAGAGCACAAUAGCACGUUCCUGUUUGCAACCUGCACUUCAGUUUUUUUAUUGGAGCUUUUUCCUAUUUUUGACCACACUGUGGCUAAACCAUCAUCCUUGCAUUGUGUGGUUAGACUGCAGAAUGUAGCUGUAACUUCAUAAAAACACCUUGCUAUCAGCAUGCCAUUCUUCUCUUAGCCUUUGAAAAGAAAGUUUGUCUCUUCUUUUGUUUUUAAGGAGUAGCUUGAAGAACAGCGAUCCAUAAAACAUGUUGAGAUUAUUGUACUGCGUUUCUUAGGUAGGAGUAUUGUAUCUCAUUCCAUAUUUUCCUUAAACAUUUUUGGUUUAAGAUUAUUAAAAUACUAAUUCUGCACCUGGGUGGUUGCCCACAAUUUCGUCUUUUUUCUUGAUUGGGAUGCAGCCCUCUUUUCUUUUUUCUUACCUUGUAUCAGCAGGUGAAGCAAAUGUGUUUUCCUUUUUUCUAAGGGAAAAUCCUAGGUUUCAGUUACAUGGUGCUGUUUCAGAUCUCAUAUCACGCGCUCAAAUUAAUGCUAGUCAGAGGCAGAAAACUCAAAUUUUAGUCCAUUCAUCAUUCUCCUAAUUAAGAGCCAGCUAAUGAGUUGCCAGCUCAAAUGCUUUACUUUCAUUUCGUGGUGCUUUCCUCUCCUUAAAGCUGCAUAGGCUGAGACAGGCUUACGCCUGCUUCCUAUGGAGCAAUAAUACGUCUCUUACUGUUUUCCCAACCAUUCUCUGUAUGGAACCUUUACUUGACGAUCAGCUUCAGAUUGACGGCUUUUCUCCAGUGCAGCAAAACUGUCUUAUUUCUAGCUACUACGUGGCAUAAUUCCUCUCCACCCACUUGGUUAGAAAUCACUGGCUCUGCCAUUGAAACAACAGUUUUGCUUGCUCACAGGAUGGUAAAUUGUAGCCAGUGGCUCUCACCGCUGUGAAAUAGAGAUAAGGUGGAUGGUGCACACAGUAAUUCCUAGCCUUGCGUGUUAUGUGUGUGCGACACUGUCCUUCAGUAGCCAUCUCAGAGCUUAAUAUACAGAAGAGUCAACAUGAUUGUUGAACAAUAGUACAGUUGAACCUGAUAGUUGAUGUCUUUGUGGCUCAGAAGAAAAUGAAAUACAUCUUGUUGCUUUGUAACUUUUAUAGAGAUUUCCAGAGCUGAUUGCCCCAAUAAUAGCCAUUUUGGAUCCCAGGAUUGCAUAUUACACUUCUCAUUUCUUCUCUGUUACAAACAGAAACCGUAGCUAAAAUUAUGUUGAGUGCAAGGAGGACACUGGCUGAAAUCUUUUCCCAAGCCAAUGUAACCAGGGUCCCUACCUGUCAAUAGAGCCAUUUGAUAUUGUAUCUCAUUUUUGUAUGUUAACAGAUGUCUGAGUCCUACUGUGAAGUCUGUUGACUGGUUCAAUAAAUUGAUUGAGCCGUACAACUGAAGCUAUCCGUUAAGGGUGUCCUUUUGUUUUCAGGCAGCUUUUAAGUUCUUGGGAGGUUUUACUAUUGAUUUUGUUGGGGCUGUAUUUCUGUAUUACUUUCCUCUUUGUUCUUUUAUCGUGAGUGGCAUUGUUCUUCUUGGAAUUUUGGAAUUUUGCUUUUUGAUUGUGAGCCAUACUAUUGGCACUGAACGUAUGGGAUAUUUUUUUAAAAUAGAAAUAAAUAAAUAAAUAUGUAAAGCCAGCUGCCUGGUGCAAAAUGUGGCUCUUAGAGCAACUUUUAUCUACUUCCCUGCCCUGGCAGAAGCACACCUGAUUUCUUUUUUAAAAUCAAGGUUGUUGUUUUUUAAGUGAAUUGAUUGCCCAACAUUGCACCUGUAAGGAAAAGAAAACUGUUCCCAAAUUCACAUGUGUGAGAGAGACAUUCUCAAAUGCAUGCCCUCCGUUACUUUGAAACCAUGACUGCUAAAUGGUGCUGACUUCAUUAGAAAGCCUGGCCAUCUGUGAAGAGGGUGGGUUGUGCAUCCUAACACAGUGGCCCACGCAGCUGUCUGGAGAACAGCAUUGCCCUGAGGUUUGCCCUCACGGAUAAAGAGGGACAACUGGGAAUAAGUUAAUUCCUUCCCUUGCAAAUAAGCCAGCCGAAAUGACUGAGACAACACUUAAAGCCAACCUGCCUGUCCUCUUCAAAGGACAAGACGUUUGCCACGAUUCUAGCUUCUGCUUUUUUGGAAAACAGCAGCUAUUCCCCAUCCUUCUGACCCUGACCUUCCCUCCUACAUGUCCGCUUUCUAAGUUUUCCAUCCAUCCCAGCACCAGCUGUCUGUUCCAUAGCAGAACAUGCAUAGAUCCUUGCAUGCAUUCAUGCACAUGCACUCUGUGCUUUGGGGAACUAAUCCAACUCUGGCAUUAGAAAGGGGAAUGGAGUCAUAUUACCCUAACCCCACACCCCACACACAUCCUAAAACCACACAGGAAUGCCCCAUACAAACCAAGCAGUUGUUAUGCUGUAACAAAGUUGAGGUGAUUGGGUAAGUGGGGCAGUAGUCCUUGCCCCCAGUCCAGUGUGAAUCAAUAAUAUCUGUUGCUAAAGAGCAUUCAGCCCAAACAUGACUUGCUUGGUAAGAGGAGAGGUUCCACUGCGUCAGGAUCCUAUUCCCCCUUCUAGGUGAUCCACGCAGUCCAAGACGGCUUGCCCUAUACUCUGAGAACAACUGCUGUAGAAUACAAUGGAUAGCACGCAAGAGUUGGAGAAAGAACCUACCUGUUUCCUAGCUUUGAUAAAGAGACAAGCUUGCAAACCUCUGGCCUGGAAGGGAGCUUCUGAACCCUUGAAAGCAAACACCAUGGAGAAGAUUUGUCAUUUCUACAGAAGCAGUAUGGUGGCAAAAGCUACACUUGCUAGCCUUCAUCCUGCCAUUCAGCCACUUAAGAUAUUGGCGGUUUUCUUGCAAUCUUGUUGUUGUUGGCAUCCGUCUGUCUCAGGAGACAAUGAAGGAAGUGCGCCUUUGAGGGUGAAGUCAAACUGCUGGAGGGUUACAGCGUCUGCUGUGGCUUGGAAAUCAUAGCCUUGUUCGGGGGAAAUGAGUGUGCUCUCUAUUUUUGAUCAGAAGCCUAUUGGAAAACAGUAAAUGAAGGAACCCUGUUGGGAGGGUAUCCUUGCAUUCAGAUCUGUAGAGUGCAUUCAGGCUGCAUGGGCCAAAUUGCCUUGAAUUUUUUUUCUUGCCAGCACUCAUUCUCACUGAUGGCCUUUUUAUUUCCAGGACGUUUCUGCCCUGCAGAACUUUGAUAUAAUUAUUCCCUGACACUCACCAAGUAAAUCACAGCACCGGUGCUAUUGAAAUAUGAGUUCCUUUUCAGCAGCCCGGUAUGUUCUCUUUGGAGAUUAAUUAUUCCCUUUUCUUUUCUCUUCCAGACAUUUACAGCCUGGUGUAACUCUCACCUCCGCAAAGCUGGCACGCAGAUUGAGAACAUAGAAGAAGAUUUCAGGGAUGGCCUUAAACUUAUGUUACUCCUGGAAGUCAUAUCGGGUAAGACAGCCAUUGUGGAAAGGUUAAAUGCUUUGGGGGAAAACUCCAAUCUAGUGAGUCUGCUAAAGCACAGGGGCUAAUAGUUCAAGCUUGCACAAAGGUAAGGAAGAAAAAGCAUGUGUGGCCAUCUUGUGUACUAGCAUCAUGGACUUAGGACAUGGUUUGAAAUUUCAGCUGGAAGGAGGAAAAUAACCUCAAAGAUACAAAAGAUGGGGAUCCAGUGGCAUGCAGUGCCAUUAAUUAGCAAAGUACGGUAACUUUCAUUUCCCCACAUUGCACCACCGUAGCAGUUCCUGUAAGGAACCCGUUCUCAGACUUUGUUAUAUUGUCCUAUAGGGCUUCCCAGGUGCUUGUUUCUGUCCUUGUUUAUAUCCUUGGGGAAAUGCAGAAUGUUCCUCCUUCCCAUGCCUGAUACAAAUGGGUCAGGGUUCGAAAGGCUGCAGAAUGCUGAAGCGAGGUACUGAGAAGGGAAUCCAUGAGCCGUGGCUUCUUUUGAUGCUUGCCAGAAACCAGCUGAGUCGAGUCCCUCGCAUUAUUUAUUUUUGUCUUGUUUAUCUUGUUAGUGAAAUGCUCACUCAUGCAUAGGCAAGGCGGUGAAAGCUGAAAGGAAGCAGUGCAGAGAGCAUGAUAGGAGGGACACAAAUGACUGAAGGGAGAAUGUCUGGGUGCUUUUCUGUUCAGAAGUGGCAUGUGCCUGCCCAGAACACAUCUCUUGUCUCCUGACAUUCAUUUCUCUUUCUGUGCUUUUUUUUUUUUUAAAACGUGCAAUCUUUUUGAACCCAGCCAACAUACUUUAGGAAAGUCCCUUGCUGCAUGCCUGGCACUGUGGCAUAUUCAGUCUUGUAGCUGGGACCAGGGCAUUCUUGAUCUCUUCAAGGCCACAAUGACUCCUCUUUUCCUGUAGGAAAAAAUCCCAGCUUGGAAACCCCUUUUUUCCAUUUAGCAAAAGAGGAUCACACAUAGACCCUUGUCAAGUGUCGGUGAUCCCCUUUGAAAGUGUAGGACAAGCGCCCACUUUGUUGUGGCAUCGUGUGGUAAAAAAUGCCAUGGCCACAGAAGAAGUCAAUAGGGUCUUGUCAGAAGAAAAUGGGGCUGUUGUUCUGUCUCUCUCAGCUUCAGUUUUCAUUGCUCUUGGCUGCAGUUCAAAGUAAACACGAAGUAUAAAGGCUGGGCACGCAGUAAUUUAAAACGAAAGGGUAAGUAACAGCAGGAAAGCAAGGGUGGUGGUGCCCUGAAUCCUUUGCAGUGCAGGUGGGCUCAUACCCUUCUACGAGAUUUUUUACUGAUGGCCAUUUGUCCUGGGACAUAUUUAAAAGUGAUCUUGGUGAAAAUAUGCGCAUAGACUUCAUACAAAAAAAAAUCAUGUGGAGCCAAGCCUCCAUAUACGAGUGUUAAUCUUGCAUUUAGUUAGAAGUGUGCUCUGUCUGAAGACAACUGAGUGCAAUAUUUAAAGCACUUUUUUUUCAUUUGGCUGGGUUCCUAUAACUGGUCCAACAUGAGAGAAUUGCUCUUUAAUUUUACUGGAAAAUAAAACAUUUUCAUUUUUGAGGCAUAUUUAGAUUAUUAGAGCUGUGGUAGCUAACCUGUGAUCUUCCAGAUGUUGGCAUAGCCAAUGAAGGGAUUCACAGUCUAGCAAAAUACAGAGGGUGACAGAUUAGCCACCUUGCAUUGGGGAUAAACAUGUUAUACUGUCCUCCUGGAACUAUACCACUUGAGGGUACAUGUGUUCUUACUGCAUAUUUAAAUCUUUCUUUGCUGAAAAGCUCCCUCCUACUAUGAAUGAAGAUUUUAGCUUAGUGUUCUCUCAGUUUCUUAUGAGCGGGGUGUUAAUGUGGAGAAGCGUUCAGACAUGUGAUUCCUUUGAUUGCUUUCUGAAAUGAUAUGGUCUUUGCGAGUGCAUAACAUCUCAACUGUGAACACAGCUCUGUAGAUUGCAGUUGUGGUAUUGCAAUAAAAGACAAAUGGAAAGUUUCCCAAGGUAGACUGUGUUCUUUCGGUUGUAUAUCAGUUGUUUACUGAAGUGGAAUGAAGAAGUUCAUUGAAAAAGUGGAACAUAACUCUUUUCUCUUUCUGACUAGGUGAACGUUUGGCUAAGCCAGAAAGAGGCAAAAUGCGAGUGCACAAAAUCUCGAAUGUCAACAAAGCCCUGGAUUUCAUUGCUAGCAAAGGAGUCAAGUUGGUAUCCAUUGGAGCAGAAGGUAAGUCAGAACCCACACUAGUGGGAGCAUAUAAAUGGGUCACAAGGCUACUAAAAUGAUUACAGGAACUGACCAACUUUUCCACUACAAGGUGACGAUUGUACUACUGUGGUGGUGAUUGUUAUGGAAUCCCCUAAGUUCGACAUAUGUGUUUAGCAAGCAAAGACUCUUGAGUCCUGUGGGGGACUGCAGACAACCAUAUUACACGUUGAGCCCAAUUGCAAGUCUGGUUUCUACCAGGCUCCCCAACAAGUAAUGUCUACCAAAGUCCAGAAAGUGUGUGGAAUAAAACUGCACUGGAUAUUUGAUGCAGUGCACUACAGGUAGAUCAUCUAUUUUGAAUCCCUUUGUGAUUUAUGUUGGCUAGAAACUUGCAGAACACAGGGUGAGAUGGCCUGGAAAUUAUCCCUGUAAAGCUUCAGAAAGAGUUGUGUUCUCCAUGCUCCUUCUGACAUUUUCAUACACUUCCUGGAUAAUUAUUCUGCCUGAUUGUACUUGAGGUUGUGGGCUAGGAAACCAGAUAAGGGGACGUGCUUCUGUCCAAUUCGAAAGAGAAAUUUUUCACAUUAUGCCAUAAUCCACUAAUUCACAAUCAUGGUGAACGACAUCUACAUUUUGCAUCUGGACAUUGGCUUACAGAUCAUGCAGCUUUUCAAAACUAAAACUCCAGUGAAAGCAUUAAUGAUAUAUGUUAUUACAAACUCAUUUGCUUAUGUAGCCUGAAGUGGCAUGGCUCUCAUCUCUAUGGAAUGGUCUAGGGGCUAGGAAUGGGGGAAUAUAACGAGGGUGUGUGUAAGGUUAAGGGGUACUUUAAGGUUAAAAUAUGUUACCAUCUGUCUGUCUCUGGAGACAAUGGAGGAGUGCACCUUUGGCGGUGAGGUCAAGCUGUUGAAUGGUUGCAGUAGAAGAAGAAGAAGAAGAGUUUGGAUUUGAUAUCCCGCCUUUCAAUCCCUUUAAGGAGUCUCAAAGCGGCUAACAUUCUCCUUUCCCUUCCUCCCCCACAACAAACACUCUGUGAGGUGAGUGGGGCUGAGAGACUUCAGAGAAGUGUGACUGGCCCAAGGUCACCCAGCAGCUGCAUGUGGAGGAGCGGGGAAUUGAACCCGGUUCCCCAGAUUACAAGACUACCGCUCUUAACCACUACACCACACUGGCUCUCUCUGUAGCUGCUGUGACUGUAGAGACUGAUGCAGGAGAGACAUGUUUUGUUGCAGUUGGGGCAGAUAAAGGCAUCUGGUUGUGCUGCUCCGGAUGCACCAUGAUGUUUCUUCUCUCUGAGCCUGAGGAGUUCAUACGUUAGUCCUUAACUUCAGCAUGAGGUAUUGCAAGAGUGCGGAGUCUACCCUGGUCAAUGUGUUUCAUGAAUCUGCUUUGUUUCCUCUGACUUCUGCCUAUAUGAAUGACAGAAUCAAUCCACAUGUCAGAAUAAAUGCAUGCCUGGUGUGUGGCUUCCACCCUACUGUAGGCAUUUUGUUUUGCAUGAAGAUGUUAUCAUAGCAGUUCAGUGGGCAUCUGGGGUUGACUGACAGCUUUCUGGUGCGAGGACUGCCCAAUGAAAAGGCUUAUAAAGUUUUCCAGACUAUGAAUUUUAAAAGGACUCAAAUUAAGGCUUUAAAUAGCUGUCACUGUUGUAAACUAGAAAGUAAAAAUUAAUGAGGCAGGCAGAAUGUAUUUAAUGUGGCUCAGGCAGGAAAUGCCACAUCAGGCAGGUAGUACUUAAUGAGAAAAUCAUCUUGAGUUAGUACCAAGUUCGGGGUUAUUGUUGUUUUAAAUCAACCUUAGCCAUAAUUUUUUUGUCCCAAAGCUCUCCAGUGUCAUUCAGCCUAUUGAAAGUUUUCAGCACCAGGCUGCUGUAUAUCAUAUAACCCCAAAACAGCAGCAUCACAAGUUUGAGAAAACAGGAAUGCAGAAUUGAUCUAGUAAUGGCAACAUCAAAAUGGCUUUCUGUGUGGUGAACAAGGAAAUGGCUAUUGAGAAUUAGAAAUGACUAUGAAAAUAAUUAUUUACACAGCCCAGGCCCCUGUGCAAAUUGGCUUAAAAGAAGCUCUUUGCUGGUGUAGUUCACAAACUAUUUUCCACCAGCCAAUGAGCUUUUCAUCCUUCCUGGAUCCUGAUUAGCUGCACACCAGAAGCUCAUAUUUGAUUGCAACAUACAGUUAAGAGUUAGAUACUACUGGGAUAAUUAUUGAGAUAAGCAUUUUUAUUCUCCCAUUCAUGCAUUUCCAACAUAUCAAAUAGCUAUCGGCUUUUCAGACUCUUGAGCCCUGCUUCCAUGGUAUAACACUGAUCUGAAAUCCAACUAUGUCAGCAAGGAGAAAACUUAAGCUUUUAGCCUGUAAUAAUGAAACAGUGUUGGUUGAUCACAACCAGCAUAGAGAGCUAUGCAAAUAUGCAGGGCUGGCUGUUAUUGGGCAGAAGACACGUAUUGCUUGCAGCAUUAAAAACAGGCAGCUGUUUGUUUCUGUCUUCUUCCCACUCAUAACUGGUGAAGUGCGGAAGUGACUGACAGGGCUAUGGUCUGUUUUACCUCAGUUCUAUACAUCAGCCAAACCUAUUGAAAUUGAAGCCAUAACAAACACAUGUUCCAGCUUACAUAAGCUUAUAUAUAAUGUUUUUAAGCUCUAUCUCUCAUGUUUCAUUUAGUUCUCAGUCUAGAAGGAUGCUCUUUAUUUCAGCUGCAGUCCAUGAACCGUUUAAAGCAGCCACUGGAUAGUUAACAUCCCAAUGCAGUGGGAUGUUGCAAUGUGCAAGGCGAGGAGUGGGAUAAGACUAGGUACAAAGGCCUUAUGCUAAUGGACCCUUUGGUAUCCUGUUGGUCCUCCAAAUGCUUUUGGACUACAACAACUCCUAUUAUAGCCCCACAUCAGGGCUAUUGGGACUUGUGGUUCAAAACAUCUGGAAGGCAUCAGGUUAGUGAAGGCUGUGCUCAUGCAGUAUUGAGAGUUAUCAUGUUGCAACAGCAAACAGGGAUGGCACAACAGUGCUGAGAUGAGAAAGUUCUUGCACAGGUUUUUAGAUGAAUGAAGGGGGACAUGGCAGAGACUGGACAAGUGAAUGGUGGUGCUACCCAUAAGAAUGAGAAGAAGGAGCUUGUACUAGUUGAAACGCUGGCGCAGCAGCCCUAUAGGCUGGGUUCCUGAAAGUCCUUGUCCCAUUGACACCAGUGGAAUGAAGCUACCAGUUAUUUUGUCUUAAUGAUCUUGUGGUUUUCGCUGCCCUUAGGUUUUGGAAACCCAGCCAGAUGGGCAGGGUAUAAAUAAUAAAUUAUAUUAUUAUUAUUAUUAGGUGGGAGGUACCGUAUUUUUCGCUCUAUAAGACGCACCAGACCACAAGACGCACCUAGUUUUUGGAGGAGGAAAACAAGAAAAAAAUAUUCUGAAUCUCAGAAGCCAGAACAGCAAGAGGGAUCGCUGCGCAGUGAAAGCAGCAAUCCCUCUUUCUGUUCUGGCUUCUGGGAUAGCUGCACAGUCUGCAUUCGCUCCAUAAGACGCACACACAUUUCCCCUUACUUUUUAGGAGGGAAAAAGUGAGUCUUAUAGAGCAAAAAAUACGGUAUAUUAAUGUUUGCCUUCCUUUGGAAUUGAAAGUGUGGUUAAUACACAGCAGUUUAAAUGUGUUAAGGAUGUUGAAUGAAUAUUGAACACGUAUUCAGUUGUGAGCAAAACUCUGUUUUCUUACCCACCAUUUAGUCCUCCUGACACUUGUUUGCGUAGAAUCAACCUCCUUUCUCCACUUCUGCGUGGCUAGAGGUUGGGCUGCCUCUCAAAGUACAUUCAAACAGCCAAAAAAUCAUAUAGAUCCUAACAGUGAAUUUUCAGCUUGUCAUUUAAGACUAAAAUAGAGGAAGGAGACUAUUUUACACUCCAGAGGGUUAGGAUUACUAGAUUGUGAAUGUGAUGGCAUUUCAGAACCCUGUUCUUUCCAGCCACCAGGUUUAAUUCUGAAAUAUUAAAUAUUUAUUGCUCCUCCAGCUGCUCGCCAAAGACAUGAAAAUACUGUCUUUAUUUGCAUAGCCUGUUAGCAGAGAAUAGUUGUAAUAAAAGCAAUGGGAUGGAAACAAAUUCACUUGAGCAAAGCAGUUUUUUGUUUCCUGUGUGUCUGUUCUGUUCUGGUUCUUUAAACAACUCUCCCUCCUUCACUGAAUGUGCAUUUCACUAAGAAUCUCUGCUUGCUAGUAGUGCUGCAAAAAACAGCCUUCUUCAAGUAUAUAUGGAUAUUUGUUUCUGAGGCAAGACUAAAAUAUAUUUUCCUGCAAACAAGGGUCUUAAACUUUCUGAAGGAUGGGGAAUGCUUUUGUUUUAGAUCCCACCCCUUCUAAUAUCACUUAAAUUGGAAAGGGGUUGCAUUCUAGCAGAUGUUUGUUAGGAAAACAAACUCCUUCCCCUUUCCCCCAACACAAAAGACCCUCUUUUCUUAAGGGGUUGCAGUGUGGGUCUAUAUAUAUUGCUCUCCCAACAAUUUGCAUGGUGGUGUGAUUCUGAUUGGCUGGCUUUGGCAACAGAUACACCAGAAGCAUUUAGGGAUCAUCAUGAACCCUGCCCCCGCUGCAUUGGCACAGAAUUGCUUGCUAAGUUUUAUCAUGCUGCUAAUGCGGUUUAUAUCUGCUGCCACUGGUAAUUUGAAGACCACAGGCGGUGUCUUGAGCUUAUUCAAGGGGGCAGGAACUAGUGGGAAUCCCUGAGUAGCAGAUUGGGAAAGACAGUGCACACAACCUUCUCUGGCCUCCACUUCUCCCAAUAUCCUCAGAAUGCUUUCCACAAGCAAUAAUGAGCUCAUUAAUAGUAUCUGCUGAACUGCUUAUUAAGUGCAGUUUUGUAGAGAGGCUUGGGAUGGCAUCAAUUAGCAAGCAGAAAGUACAAAUAUAUGAUGCUAAUCCACAUUUCAAGAAUAAUGACCAUAGAAGGUCUUUCUAGCAGUUAAUGCUCUGAGAACAGGAAACAGUCAUUAAGGCUGUCCCAAAGAGGGAGAAAAUUCAAAUGGACAAAGGAACCACAUUGCAACAGAACUAGUAAUAUACAGUUGAGCCCUUUGAUGUUUUCCUUCCCAACUUAAUGAGUGCAGAUCUUGAUCUCAAUGAGGGUAUUUGCUAUUGUUUGUAACUCAGUGCAAUAGCAUUAUCUAUUUACGGUUUAAUUUGCAUCACAUACCUGGCACUUGUUCUCUUGUGAAUGUGAAGGCAAUUUUUGAAUGGCUGUUGCCCAGGUACGCAUGCCCAAAAUAAUCAUUGUGUUUGGUUGUUAUCCUCAACCAAUAGUAAUCUCAAUUCUCCCAGUGCCAAUCCAAAUAGCAACCAAAAUAGUCUCGCCUAAAAGCACAAGGAAGUUAUAAGCAGACCCUGGGGAACCCUGAGGUUUUCAGAAGUUUAUAUGGUGUGGAUCGGCUGGAUCUCUAUAAAUAGAAGAACUCCACAUUGCAGCAUUUUGUUGCAGGUUCCACCUGGAUAUACUGAUAGCCAUCUCAAUUUGCCUAGCGCUGGUCCUCAUGCAACUAAAACAGCACCAACCACACAUAAGAGAGAGUUAUCAGCAGACUUGGGGAAAUCCCAAGAACUGGAGAAGUACCCCCCCCCACACACACAAAAUCUGUUGGGGGGAAAACCUUUCAAGAGGCUGGGGCAAGCUCCCAAAACAAUCUAAUGAGAAGUGGGCAUGGAUUUUUUUAUUUUGGUGUGUAAGGGGAUAGAGACUUAAUGGGAAGUGGGAUUAUAAUGGAAUCCCAGAAAAGGAGCAGUCCACUCUGCAACAUUUUGUUUGCAAGCCCCACUUGUUUUCCUAAUUCUGAAACACUUGUGACUCUUGUCUACCAAAGUUCCAAAGAUGUUUUGAGCACCGGUAGCAGCUGCUGAGAGGGUAUUUUUCUCUUUUGCAGAAAUUGUUGAUGGGAAUGCGAAAAUGACCCUUGGAAUGAUCUGGACCAUCAUCCUCCGUUUCGCUAUUCAGGAUAUCUCAGUGGAAGGUACAUCCCAACGGGCCACCAUCUCUCACAGAAGCACUUGUGGAAUAUUUUGUGUGUUAUGUAUUUCCAAAAUAGAUAGCAUACGAAGCUCCUGUACAGAUUGUCAUAGCUGGCUAUUGUCUACAGGAAGGGAAAUAUUGUUCCCAGAGCAUGAUCCAGGAAAUAGCAGGUGGUACUUCUGCUUGCUUGUUGGUGUUACUACGAUGCCGACCAUAUUUACAGUGACAAAAUCCAGGGCUCAGACACCUCCAUUUUAUUGAAUUCAAUUCACUGCAGACCAUUUUCCUGAUCUGGAAGGCCAUAUUGACUAGUGUCCUGAAGGCAGAAAUGUGAGGUCAUGAAUUGAGCUCAAGGGGUUCCUGAGAACAACUGAGAUAAUUAUGUUCCUGCUAGCCUACAAUGCAAAACCUCUCCUUUUCUUUUGCAUCGAUACAUCCCUCCCUCACACAUAAUGCAAAAUUAGAUGGGCAAAAUUACUUACUUUGUGGAAGGAGCUAUUUUGACUGAUUAAACUACUAGGAAAAAACAUCCUCUGGGCUAGAUUUGAAAAGCAAUAGUUCUAGCAUAGAGAUUUUAGGGAACUGUUUACCCUUUCCGAAUGUAAUGCUAGUGCUAAAUAACAUGUUCUGCCAGCACAUCCCUUAAGUCCUUUGUGGACUUUCUGUGCAGCCUGCUUAGCUCACUUGGUUAGAGCAUGGUGCUGAAGACGCCAAGGUUGCAGGUUCGAUCCCUGUAUGGGGCAGCUGCAUAUUCCUGCAUUGCAGGGGGUUGGACUAGGCGAUCCUCAAGGUCCCUUCCAACUCUACAGUUCUAUGAUUUGGAGCCUAUGUAAUCCUAAAUAUUGUUGGGGUUUUUUUAACUCUGUACAGCACUUGAUCUUUAACAACUGGAAGAAAAGGUCUAGCUAACAGUGGUCAGGGAUGAUGGGAAUUGUAGUCCCAAACAUCUGGAGGGCCGGAGUUUGCCUAUGCCUGGUGUAAAUGGAAAGAGUUGCUCAAAUCCUCCUCAGUGGCUUCUGACGUAUUAAUGGUCAUGAUGAAGAGGCAGCUUUAAAACCCUAGUGAAAGAGCCUCACAGAGGUUGGCUAAUACUUGUAUCUUUUUGUUCCCUAGAGACAUCUGCUAAAGAAGGGCUUUUGUUGUGGUGUCAGAGAAAGACAGCCCCAUACAAAAAUGUGAACAUCCAAAACUUCCAUAUUAGGUAAUAUAAAGGUGAUGGGGAGCAGCCUGUGACUUGUAGUCUUUGCAUGGCCUAGAGGAUUUGGAUGCUGCCUGGUCCUUACCUCAGCUGUUUUAGCAGCAAUGUUAAGACCAUUUGCAGUGGACUUGCCAUCACAGUCCAUUAAAGGCUGUGUGUGUGUGUGUGUGUGUAGCAAUUGUACUCUGAACGCUGCCCUACCAGCUCAGGGGAAAGGGCUGAGGCCACGAAAGGCUUCUUCCCACACUAUACUCGGCACACAAUAAUGCCCUUAUUAUCCUCAUAUCUUAUGUAAAUUAAAGUGCUUGUGCUGUUUACUUUUGUACUUCCAAGUUUGUGGAUACAUAGCCCAGUUCAAACAUUACUGCAUUCAUGGCUUCUUAAACCAUAGUUUAACAAGCCAGGAAUGAGUGUUGCCCGCCCCCCCGAACCUCCCCUGCAUAUCACCUCAUUCCCAUAAUUGAUGCACCAAACAUCGAUGUCUGUAACAAGGAAUGGUGCCUUAAUACUGAUUUACUAACCAGGAUUUUAGACCAUGUUCAGAUGAGGAACCCUCAUUUAAGCUAACUGUAGUUUCAGCUAAACGAUGGUUUAGGAAGCUGGGAAUGUAUUGUGGCUGUAUAAAUAUGUAAUGGCAUGUAAUCCUGUUCUUGUACACAUAAUCUCCUUUGGCCUGUCAUUAGCAGAGGAUGAUUUAUUGAGCCAAUCCAAUAGCGAUCAGUAAAAUAAUAUAUAUUAUUUAUUUUUAUUAUUCACUUGGCACCAGAAACCUCAGAACUUUUUUUUACAUACUGAAAAGUUUUGUAGUUGGCAUUGUGGAAAGGCUUCAACUGAAGCAGAGGUGAAACUUACUCAUGCUCUGAUUCUUACUGAGUAUAGGACAAAAAACAAACCCCAUUCCUGAAUGAGUAUACUUAAUAGUGUCCUAUCUCUCUCACAGCUGGAAGGAUGGCCUUGGUUUCUGUGCCUUGAUUCACAGACAUCGUCCAGAACUCAUUGACUAUGGAAAACUAAGAAAGGUACCUUCUUAUGUUUUGGGAUGUUCCAAGUUCAGAUGUCGUGGGAGGAUGGAAACCUGUGCUGGCAACUUGGAUAACUAACUUGCCCAUAAGAUGAGAGAAAGGAGGUCUCUGAAGAGCUCAGAUGUUUUGGUUUACUUGAUUUCUGUCUGUUAGUUCCUGGUGGAGAUUUAGACUAGCAGCAGGUAAGGAAGUCUUUGGACUUUGGAAACACAACUCAGGUAAUUCCCAAAGUUAGACUGGCACAUUCAGCCAAGACACAUUAGAGACUGAUAUUUUCUUAGGCUGACUGAGCUUAUCAGGUGAAAAUUGGGCUUGACAUCCUUGCAGAAAGCAUGUGGGUGACCAAGCCCAGCAAUGUCUUUUGGGAAGCUGUAGUGGAAAGCAUGGCUCCAGUUCCAUAGUGGAAUGCAUAGUUAGCGGAGUCAUCUGUUGCUUGUACAAAACUGCAUGGUUGUCCACAUUACUUCUUUAAGCUACAAUUGUAAGCCCCUUGGGUUUAUAACUUUCAGAAAUACUGUUGCAAGCUGCUGUGAGCCACGCAAUAAGGUAGGGCAUAGCUCAGAUAAAUACCCCUUUGCUUACCCAGCUUAAAUCAUGAUAGGCAGAGGUAACAGGAAAACUAAAUUCUGCUGCUGGGCAGAUCUGGGAAUGUGGUUGCUCAAAGAGGCAUCAUAUAUUCCUUCCCACUGUCUUGUAAAAGCUGUUAAGUUGCUAUAGUCCCAUGGUAAGCCAUGAAUCUGAUCUCCUUGUUCAUUAAGGAAACUGGAUAAAAGUGUAACAUUUUUUCUCUAGUAACCUAAGAAGCAUGUCAUCUUGGUCAGUAAAAAUAGCAUCUUUUUUGUGACUGACACCUCCAGCCCUGACUAUUUUAACAGUAACCAAAACCAUAUAUUUACUAGGUGAGGUUCCUUGCAUCCCUGACAGACAUAGCUAACAGUGGUUGCUCAUUCCUCCUACCCUGCUUCAACAGUUUUGCUGAUUCGCUGUUGAUAGAAAGGUGGUGAUUGGUGACAUUAUAAUUAUUGCCAUGGCAACAUCAUAUGAAGUUGCUAGGAGGGGAAGAUGUCUGUGCGAGUCAGCAGUUUUAUGCUGAGGUAGGCGAGAUGCAGUAAGAGACUCUAGCAUUCAUUUCUUAUGUCAGCAAAAUCAGCAUGCUUGUGAUAAUAUUGUUAGCAACCAAAAGUGAAAUGAUCCUUAUAGUAACUAAGGUUCCACACACAGAGACCCCUCUCAUGACUAUACCUGAGCACAGCCUGGCUCUGUGUAUAUACCUAAACUUCCUAAUAACUAUAGUGUAUGCUGUAUGGUACUCUGAGAAAGAUACCUCAACAAGUAUACUUGUCUCAGACAGACAGUCCCAAGCUGUCCUCCCUUUUGGUGCAAUUAUUUGCACCCUUAUCUUGGUGUAGGCCUCAUUUAGAUCAGUUCUACAGGCUGCAAGUCAUGAAAAAAUAGUUUUUGUAUUCUCAAAUUUUAACAAAACAAAGGUAGAUAUUUCAACUAACAUAUCUAACAAUUUUGGAUAGGAGAAGACAGAACAAAGGAAAACUGGGGUGGGCUUCAUCUUCUCUAACCUGUUUAACAUUCAGCGCAAGAGAACCCACUGAAACAAAAACCCUAUAUAGUGUAGUGGAGUAUAGUGGAGAUUCUAUAUGUGUAGAGGGCGGCUUCUCAUACUGCACCUUACCAAGACAGGGCCUUAAAAAGAUUUGCACCUUCUCUAGUUGCAACUUACACAAAUCAGGGACAAACGUCUUAAGCUGACAGCUCUCCUGCUCAGUACAGGUCCAGGAAGUAAGCAGACUAGUGGAAAGGGGAUAUGACAAAAUCUGUGAUGUCCUUUCAAAGUCCUUAAAGAAGAUGUUACAGAGAGGCCUUUUGGAAAAUGCACAUAGCCCUCAUAGUUGCCCUUUACUGAAUUUGUGGUGGUGGGAAGUGGAGGUCCUGUCAACACUCCACCUCCUAGUUCACUAGUAGAAACAAUCUGACCUGGGGGUGUUAAGUGCAUAUUUUUGUGGUAUGUGCAUCUCAUAUUAAUGUUGUAAUUAUCAGUUAGUCUAGAAUAUGACUCUAAUGAUCUCACUGAUCAAUGCCCUAGUAUGGUAUAUAAAUUGUUUCUCCUGCCGUGUUUUUACGUAUUGCUAACUUAAAUUAUUUAUUUCCUAGGAUGAUCCUCUCACUAACCUGAACACAGCUUUUGAUGUGGCUGAAAGGUACCUAGAUAUCCCCAAGAUGUUGGAUGCAGAAGGUAAAGUAGAAUCAAAUUUUGAUUUAUUUUCCCCUCCCCCCGCACACACCCAAGAAGUUCCACAAACUUUCUACCUCUACUUAACUCGUUCUUCCAAAAGUUCCCCACCCUUCUUAUUAGGUACCUAGACUAGAAUAACUGCAAUUUUUUUUCCUGUUGGCUGGAUCCGAUCCUGAUAACAUUUGAAUAACAGCACAAGAAGUGUGGAUAAUGGAAGGUUCUAUGUCAGGGCCCCUAGGGAGCAGCAGCAUGGAUAAUGGAACCUUCUAACAUGAUCUGCCACAUAAAUCUGACGUGAGAUCUGACCUUGAUGAAGUAGUCUCCAUGCAUCACCAGAACUGUAUAAGCCAGGCCUAAGAUUAAUAACAGCAUGGCUGCAUUUAUACUUUCUCCCAAAUUUCCCUAGUAUUCUCUGUACUUCCCAAAACUGCUCCGUAGCUUGUUAUUGUGGAGCUCAUUUGUAAAUUCAGUAGUAACAGGACACCUGUUUCUGACUGGGCUGGGACUCCACCAUGAACAAACAAGCUGAAUUCUCAACAAACAACAAAUGACAUGGUAUCUCUACAGUACAUAAGGAGAGGUGGAAACAAAGGCAGAUCAUCCUUCAUUGUCUCUUACAUACUAGUUACAUUUCUCUGGGCAUUUUAUAUCCUGAGCCACCACACUUGUUAAUCAAGGGAUCUAGCAUGUGACCAUUAUAAAAUUCAGUUCUCAGCUGCUAGAUUCCUGGAAACAUGUGUUAAAUUUCCCCUUUUGCCAUAUUGUUGCUUUUGCAUUUUGAAAAUCUACACUGGCUCUGAAAUCCACAGUUUUCAAGUUGCCUUUGUUGCUCUGUUCCCUUUUGUGACAUUUUCUUUCUCCCCCCCCCCUUAAAAUUUGGGAGAACAUUUUGUACUGGCUAUGCUCUGUCCAUUCCUCAUUACCUCUAUCCAGGGAGCUUUUGUGAGCUAAAGAGGACAGUGUAUUCAACUAGAUUUUUUUUAUUUUAAAAAAUCAUCUUUAUCAGGGCUUCUUUCAUAUGCAUAGUAUGGUGUUAGAUGCAGCUAGGUAAUGAGACCUAAUUCAUCCCAGCAGGUAGCCUCAGAUGGAGUCCCAAAGUUGCUGGCUCUGAAUUUUACAAAGGGCAUUUCUUAUCCUUUGGGAUUUGCCACCAAACUGAACUAUCACAGGUUACUGAGACAAAUGUAGGUCCCAUGAAAGCUCACAGAAGAAGCAGAUGGUUAGGUGCAUGGCAAUAUGGUUCUCUUUUUGUGCUGUGGCAACUAUUGUUCUCCAUCACCAUUAUCAUCCUCAAAGCAGCAAGGAAACACUAUGAAAACAUUACAUGGCCUGAGCUUGAGAGGUGAUAAGCACCUGCUUUCCUUAGAUGCUUGGAAAACUCAGACCAGCAGCCUAUUGAGAAUGGUGCAGAAGGUGGCCAUUUGCUUUCAUUCACUGAAACAGCAGCUUAAGAUCGUCUUUCAACUUCCCAAUUUAGCACACACAAUUCUUCUGUGUCCUACUGGGCACUUGCAUCAAGAAUAUGUAUUUUUUGUGGUAAGGAGAAGAGGACAGGGACAAUUGCCCUAACCAAGAGUGGAAAUCAUCUUCCAAGAAAGUAUCUAAAAGACCUAUAUGUAGAGAAUGUGUAGGUUCUAAUAGUCACUCCCACCCCUCACCUGGCGUCCCCAUAACCUUUUGGUGAUCCAUCUCGCUUUGCUCAUGUCCCAUGAGUUGAUAUGCUCUUUAACUUCAGGUUUUCUUUGACAGACAUUGUUGGAACAGCCCGUCCUGACGAGAAGGCCAUCAUGACCUAUGUUUCUAGCUUCUACCACGCCUUCUCAGGAGCCCAGAAGGUAUCGCAGGAUUCCAAGCUCCCUCCACACAGAGCACCUGGUCCUCUUGCUAAUGUCCAAACCUUUUUUUCUUUCUCUCUCUCUCCUAUCUAGCUACGGGCAUCUUUAUUAUUAUUUUUGGCAGAGUUGGCUUGUUGGCUCCGAAUGGCUUUCUGUGUAUUUAUCAUUUUGGGGGUGCAGAUGGGGUCAAACAUAAUCCCACAGUCAGUGAUGUAGUGCAGAUCUGUACUUUGGUGCAAGUCAGUGGGUCACUCUCAUGGCAUCGGGAGCUCUGCUUUUAUCCACAGGACACAAAGAUCUCUCUCGAGGUGAAUCUCGGGGGGGGGGGGAGUAUUUUGCAUAGUAAUUUGUCAUGCAUAGUGAUCCAGCAUCAUAACAUUCUACAUGCCAGCUAACCCAUGCUGAAUUGCUUUGCUGAUCAGCAACAGUGCUGUGCGAUUGAGCCUCCUUAUUUUGCAAAAGAGCACAAUUUUAAGAAAUAAGGCCUGGAUGCCGCAGAACAGAAAAUGUGCAUUCUGUUUGCCAAAUUCUCUGAAAACAUUACUGACAGGAUGUCCCAAACAGGAAGUUUCCACAGAGCAUUGCAGUUUGAUGAAUCAACUGCUCUUUGGUAUCUGAGAACUCAUCGUAGAGCAAAUGGGUUGUGCAGUACAAGUCUCUGCUUGUUCACUCAGAAGUUAAGUCACUCUCAGUUCAGUAAGGUGUUCUCCCAAGUAAGUGUGUAAGUAGGCCGAAGCUUGGAAGUGGAUCCAGAUAUCAUGUCAUUUCCCUCAAAAGUAGACUGAAUGCUAACCUUUCAUUAGCUACAGCUUAAGACAGUGGUGGAUAGAAGUUGUGGAGCACCUACUUUUUUCUGGGAUGCUUGCAGAAAAUGCUGAACCUGAUGGUUCUAGUUAGGGUACUCCUCAUGUUCUUAAGCAAUUGUGCAUUAUUAGAUUAUGCCUUAAUUUUUAAGAGAUCCUGAGCAUACACUCUUGCUUGGUGGGCCAGAAGGGGUCUGAUAGAAAGUAGACCAUGCAAUACUGAAGCCUUGCCUAAAUGGACAGAUAUGCAUGCCUGUGUCUUUUAAAGUGAAACAGGGAGCAGUAUGAUAAUACUUCAGAUGUAAACUGCAUUUCUAGAACUCCCCUGUGACAUGCCAUUGUACCAGGCAAGGGGUUACUCCACAUGUUUUUCCACUGCACACAGCUGAAGUUAAAAAAAAAAGUCAUCCAUUUUUAAUCUGCAGUUUUAUAGAUGGAAUAUCUGGUAGCUGUGCCCACAGCACAAGGGGAAGAGCUGUAUGCUCAGAAAACGCACAUGGGACAGCCCUAAUAAGAUGUCAAGCACUGGCACUGCAAGAACAGAUCUUCUCUGCCUUGCAUCUGGGUUUUGUCAUGCCUUUUAACUUCUAUAUAGUGUCUUCAUCAAAUUUAGCUACUUUAUUCCUGUGUGUAGAACGGGCACAUGGCACUGGCUGUUUACUCCCCCAGAUAAAGCUAGAUUUGCCCAUCUGCAAGUGGGUUGAGGCUACUGACUGUGGAGUUGUGUCAAAGCAGUGUGGACUAGGCUGGUUGCUUGGAAACCAAAGCUGAAAAUGGGAGGUGGGAACGAGUGCCACAGGAGUCCACAAAGCCAACCCUUCCGGUCACGUUCUGAUCCGAAUUCCCAGCUCUCCGCAUGGAAAUCUGUUUCGCCUGUCCUGCAAUGCAUGAUGGGAAGUUUCCCCCUCUCUUACCACCCAUGACUGUUUUAUUUUAUUCUGUGUGCUGCUUCUUACUUUAUCCUUUCAACCUCUUCUCCUUCUUUGCACAGAUAUUAUAGGCACGCUAAGGCCGGAUGAGAAGGCCAUUAUGACCUAUGUUUCAUGUUACUACCACGCCUUCUCAGGUGCGCAGAAGGUGAGACUUUACUCCUAACAAACCCCCUCCUCUUCCUUCUGUUUCCCGCCCACCAAAUUUAGAGGAAGAUACCCUAAACCGUUAGAGGUAUGGAAUCCAGUGCUGGCUGUCCUAUUGAGCUAUCUAAUAUUGUCACAACUUCCUUAGCAUCUUGGGUGAUUAGAAAAACACUCUCUAGCUUUGUUGAGAACUCAGUGGAUUUUUUUUCAAUGUAGUGGGUCUCUGCUUUUUCCCAGACAAUAUUUCUGGCCUAGAACACCCAAGUUGCAGCCUACUGGUUCAAAUUAAUACUGUAGAAUAUAUUCAAUACUUUGCUGACAGAUCAGAUGGCUGCCUAUUGGAAAGUGCAUUGCUAGUUUCAGCUGGGUGCUGGUUUCCUUAGAGCGCUCUGUUCUCAGUCAUUUUUGGUGGCUGAUACAACACUGGUCCACCAUUGGCAAUGCUAAGCCUCUUGGGAGUGUUUUAAAGACCCAGCUCUAGAGUUGCUUUUAGCCAUCAGUAAUAAUUACUACAGGGCUAAACAACUGAGGUCAAAACUCCAAAUGAUGCUCAGUUGCAGAAGUUCUCUGAUAUUUUCCUCCAUACUAAUCUUUUGCUCCAGACUGUAAUUUCUGCAGCUGGAUUUAGUUAAGAACAUGUUCAAAAAAAGCUAUGCAUGAUUGAGCAUCAUGCAUAGAUUGCUCCCCAUUCAUGCAACCUAAAACCAAUUGUUCAGCAGGGUUUAUUUUAUAAGCAAGAGGUCUCCGUUAUUAUUGGCAGUGGACCAACAGUGGUCGUUAAUUUCCGAGCAGCUACUUUUCCAAGUGAAGUCAGAAAAUUGCCAUUCAGCCUUUAUGUGGCCGUAAAAACAAAAUCCCUCCGCUGCUGCUGCUUUACCAUCAGUGGAAUCUGGUCAUGUCUACGUGGAUAUAUAUAAAUGGUCACUUCUGCUUUGACAGGUGUUCUCCCAAUGGGAGACCUCAGAAGGUCUUGUUCUGUAGAUGCCAAGCUCAUGGAAUUCCUGCUCAGUUUACUUAUUGUUUCAUGGCCAAACUCUAGUGAAUUGUGUAAGUUGGGAUGGCUGUUCUCUUACAUCUUUUUCACACAGCCAGCCUUUGAUGCCCCAAUUGAUUAUCACAGUCUCUGCAUACACAUUUUAACUUUUUCUCUGCCCCAUGUUGCUUCUCUUUGCUCCCAUCCAUCUGUGUCCUUCCUCUGCCAGUAGUUCUGUUGCUUUCCCUCCUUGUACCAUUUACGGUGUCCCCUUACCCUUACGGCUUUUUUAUCUAUGUAAUCAUCUCUCAGUGGAUUUAUCCUCCCUUGACAUUUUGUACUCGUCUGCAAAAUAUUUGGCUUCUGUUGGUUCUGUAUCACGGCUUAGAUGCAUUUUGUGGAAAAGCCUUGAUUCAAACACAAGUGUGUCAUUAGCGCUGGCGCUGACAUCGUGCAUCUAUACCUGAGUAAAAGAUGCCAAGGGGAAAACAGACCUUAGUCCAGGCUCCUUGGGCACACAUUGGGCAAUUAAACUCUGAUAAGGAUAGCUGGUAAUGUAACAAGACUCUCCUUUACUGAACCAGAUAACCAUUCCACAAAGUUUUCUUUCUUGGACCCUAUUCUCCAUUCUGCAGUCACAUUGCAUUCAUAACUUUUUCCUAUCCCAUAUUUGUUGGUAGAUUCACAGGGGUUCUCAGGCACAGGUGUAACUCUAAGCUGAACUGAAAUAUUGCAAACUAAGUUGAAAAUGUUCGUUCUGGGGCCUAAUUCAUAUGUUACUGACAUGCCAUGUUAGCUGCUGAAAAACUGACUUCACUGUGGCCUGCUCCCUUGGGCCUAACUCUCCAUACUGAAUGAGAUGCAACAUAGUGUGAAAGGAUAUCCACCAUUGCUGUGGGGCUUCUCUUUCCUCUGUUCUCCACAAGCAAAUUUCUGUUGCUUAAGCAGGCAGACAACAUCGGAUGUCACCAAUAUUUACAAGCAUGUUCUCUGAAAGUACUAAAUGACAUAUUUUGUAGUUUUUAAAAUAUGUAGUGACAGCAGACCUUCUAAAUAUGUAUUUUUUAAAGAAUACAUUUAAUUCACUAAUUACCCUUUCAGCACAAGCUUAUAGAAAAUCUGGGACAUGAGUGUUUCUGCAGGGAGUGUUCAAACUUUGCUCAAAGGCCAUGUUUCCAGGUUUUUUUACCCUGAAAUUAUGUAACACUACUCUGGAUUUAAUAUAUAUCUAGCAGACAGCAUAGACUAUGGAUCUCAGUGCUGUAGUGUUCUAGAAUGGGGCACAAGAGUUUUGUUCACUGGUGGGGCCUAGUGCCUGAUGCCUUGAAAUGGCUGAUAAGAUACAAAUGAGAACAUCAGUUGCACAACAUCUAGAUAGUUCUCGGAAGAUCAAUAUAUAAUCUCAAGUUUAGCAGAAUCCAAAGUUUUAUAAUAUUUUUUUAAAAAAAUUGAAUGCACUGUCAGCUAGCUAGCCAGUCAGCCCAGCAAUGAAUUCAUGACCUGGAGGAAAGAAUUAGGGUCCCUUUCCCUUUGUAGCAGUCCAAAUCUGGGGCUAUUGCAGAGUGAUUAGCAAGCAUGCAUUUUGGCCUUGCCCAGGAGCACAGAGUGUCUUUUCAAGCUCUGCCCUCUUACUUGACAAGGUGACUUACUGUGAUGUCGCUCCAUUUCUCAUUCAGAUUUCUCAUUACUGCUACCAGCCCUGAAGGGGAGGUCACAUGAUCAACUUUCUGCUUCUUUCAUUCUCUUAUACUGAGUCUUUAAAGGUACAGGGGCCCCAGCCUGCCAUGACGUGUAUGUGACUGGCUGCUUUUCCUUCAUAUGAUUUUGUGUGUGCGCGUGUGUGUCUAUGUAUUUCUACACAUAUACUUGCUUUGGUCCAUUUGCUUUCUUCCCCCCGCCCUAACUGCUUCCAACUUUAAUAACACUAAACUGCAUGAGUGUUUUUAUUACUAGAUGAUUUUAAAUAAUGUGUUUUUAAUACACUGUUGAAGGAGAUUCCUGGAAAUAAUUAUAGGCAAGUAUUUUGAUUAAGCUUCCGUUUGAUGGGUAGCAUUUCAGGAUUCCAUCAUUAAUCUGUGAUGAAAAGACAAAUGUCCACAUUGUUUUAUAUACCUAUUAUAUUAAGCCUUACACUCAUUCAUUUAGACACCAGGGGAGAUAGGGAGCCAUAUCUAUGCUGUUCUUUCUUAAUGUUGAGACAAAGAGGCGAGGCAUUAUUGGCACUAUCUAGCCUUACCUGUUCUGUGGGUAGCAUCUGGGAUUAACAGUCUAGCCACCUAUAGGAAAAUACUGUGGGCAUGUAUUUGCUUAAGAUACAUUUUGGACCCAUUAAUGAAAGUAUACCCCUUUUGUUACUGGACAGUGGAACAAGUUACCCAAACAACUUAUAAGUCUCUGUACUUGCAAGUUUUUAGGGAAAAUAGCAAGAUUCUUAGUAGAGUGAACUUACCAGUACUUUAAUAUCAAUACUUUAGGGAUGUCAGAUAGUGGCGGCAUAAUACAACCUUUUCCCUCUGCAAUUCGCAUGUAUAAUAUAAUACAUUUAAUUACAGCACCAGAAGAGAACAAUUUAUAUUGAGAAUGUUCAAGUGCUGCCAACUUGAAGUGGCUAAAAGAGGCCUGUUGAGUUUGAAAGCUUGCAUAGUCCUUUCAGUGGUGGAGAAAGCAGGUUGUUUCUGCUCCAGAAUUCUGUGCAAGCCCAAAAUCAUAGGAUUUCUAGAGACCAACGAAUGGUGCUUCAGUGCCCUUUCUAGUUCUGUGAUUUGUCGAUACAAAAAAAUAUGCAAAAUGAGAAAGUAAAGUUAAUGCACAUUCAGUUAAUUUUCGUAAUGUUUCAGAAUGGCAUAAAAAAAUUGAUUAUUAUUACUUUAAACACCACACACCCCUAAACAAAAAAAAGGUAAAUGUUGUCAUUUUGGUUUAUCUUCUCUGGAGCCAAAAGCUUAGUGUUGAAUGUGAGCAUCAGCAUUGUGGGAAACUGCUUCGGUGUCCUCUCAGUUUUGAUAUGGAAGCUCCCUGCCUUCCGAUGGGAUAGCCUGGCAGGGGUUUUUAAAAGCUAUUUACUUAUUUAUUAUAAAUAUUUUUAUUCUGCUUCAUCCCUAAAUCUGCCCAAGAUAGCUAUAUCAAGAUGCUCAGAAUGCUCAACUCUCUGCCAAAGUAAAGGAAUUCUUAGAAUGGUUUUGAAAUAUACUAAGACUUUCACUGCAAGAACUCAGCAAGGAAGCUGCUGGGAAAAAAUGUCUCCAUGCUGUAGAUGUCCUGGGUUGGCAGGUAGAUGGUUUCAUCCAUCUUGGGGGAUUGUGAUGAGGCACGUAGAACUUCUCAUAUAUGUUGGGCCAGAGCAGCCUUCUCUAACCAGCUGCUCUCAAAAUGCUUUAGACUACAGCUCCCAUAAGCCCAGAGCCAGCAUUGUCCAGGGGCAAGGAACUUCAGGCCUGGGGGUGAAAUGCAGGAUUCUCCUGAAGGCACACGCCCCUCCUCAAGCACAGCCUCUUUCCCAAGGCCAGACCACUUCUCUGGCCUUGCUUCACAACCCCCCUGAGAGUUUUUGCUUGACUGGAAAGUGGUGUUGGAUUCUGAUAAUGACUUGUUGGCGUGGCUGCAAGACAGAGAGGAAGGUGUUAAGUGGAUGUAGAAACUAAGCCUACUGUACAAAGGUAAAAUUGUUCUACCUAGUUUUGACUGUCCCUGCCCACUGCUGGCAUGUUGCCUACAGAAGGAAACACAGCCCUUGGGAUGAAAUCAGUUUCCCUCCCCUGUUUUUGUCCAAAUCAAACUGGAGGACACCAGUUUGGAGAAGGCUGCACUAGAGGGUUGGUUUUGUUUUUGUUUUUGCUAGUUCCAGUGAAGUGUAAAAGGAAAAUAGAAAAAGGGUUUCAAAGUUUUAACAAGCAAUGGCUCAGCUUUUUAAAAAAAUGAAAUUAUGUUGCUACCCUCUGAAGAUCUGAAAAAUAAUUUAGUUGAUAUUGUUGCAGUUCAAGUGAAAGAUACAAGGGACAGUUUUGUAGCCUCUUAAGACUGUUGAGCAGUACAACUCUGGACUUCAGGCUUUAUUUCUCUUCCUGCUGCCCCCAGUCUGCUCUUUUAUUUAGGCCCUCUGUCCUCAUGUAACUCUGAGGCUGAAUUGGCAGGUUGGGAUGAGUCUGUAGACUACUCAAACCCAAUUCUACCUUUGGCGUUAAUUCCUAAAAGUAUACAUCAGUUAUUCUAUUUUUAAAAAUCUAGUACAAUAUAUGUAAUAAUGAGAACUCAUGUAAGAUUAAGGGAAGUUCAUGUUUCUUCCAAAACCUAAGAAUGUGAGACGAUCACAGCAGAGCUACAGUUUCAUAUGAGAACACUUUGAUAGCUUUGAACAUUUGGAUAUGUAUGGAAUAGAUGUCAACAGUAGACCUGUGGCUUCACACUUUCUUCAGGGGCAAAUUAGUUUUGGUGAGAAGUGAUUCCUUGUAGCACCUCAAAACAGAGGUGGAAGAAUAACUACAACCAAAAUGGAAAACAUUGAUCAUUUGAGGUGGAAGAAUGUUAUUCUACAAGCAAAAUGGAAACCAUUGAUCCAUCGAGACAAAUGGGGUUAGAUUUUUACCUCAUUUAGUUUUAUAGGAUGGCCUUAGAGAAGGUUUGGAUAGGCACUUACUUGUUCAAAGAAUAAUUUUCCACUUUAUGCAUUCUAUCUCAUACCAGACAUUGAUGUGCAUAGAUACGGAUGUGCACCUAAAUGGAUAUGGGCAAGUGUAGAGGGUAAAAAAACCUCUUAGGCAUUGCAAGUGUACAUUCACAUCAAAACUCUCAGAAGAGAAAUGACAGCAAGAGCACUUCAAAAUCUUCAUAGUGUGGAGAUAAAUUUGGACCAGUAACAUUCUCUUAGACACAGAGUGAACUGUGCCUUUCCUAAAAGGCAAGCAUCAAGAAGCUGAAGGAAACAUCUUUGUUAACAAUGUAUUUUUCUUUCUUUCUAAAUUUCGGUAGGCGGAAACAGCAGCCAAUCGUAUCUGCAAGGUGCUGGCAGUUAAUCAAGAGAAUGAACAGUUAAUGGAAGACUAUGAGAAGUUGGCCAGUGAUGUAGGUAUUCCUGAUUUCAAUUUCUUGACAGAGCUAUGUGGAAAUGGAAAGAUAGAUAUUCCAUAGAACAUCCUUCUGCAACCUGGUUCUCAAAAUGCUUUGGAUUAUAAACUUCCAUCAACCCCAGUCAGGGAUGAUGGGCACUAUGGUCUGAAACAUCUGGAGGGCACCAGAUUGGGGAUGACUGCUAUGGGACCUAUAUAUUUCUCAGUUUUGGAUCCCAGAUAUCAAAGCAACAUAUAUUUUUAAGUAUGCAGUUGCAAGAGUCUAUAGUCAUGUUAAAUUCAUUCUGGUGUGACCUUCAGGUCCAUGUAAGUAAUGUUCCUUUAGUGAUCUGUUUAUUUAUUUAUUAUUAUUUUUUUUAAAAACCCAAAUAGCAUUGUAUAAUGCUGGGGCUAAGAAACUAAACACUAAUAGGGGAAAGAAACUGAUGACUUAGGUUAUAGGAAAGAGUGCUGAUAGUUAACUGAUAGUUAGAAGUUGCUCCUGACAUGUGAGUGGAAUAGUGGCCUGCAGGUGGUGGCAGCAGGCAUGGGCAAAACAAAAAUGUUAAAUUAACUCCAAUGCUACUGCAGAAAUUGUCAAAGGAAACCUAUAAUCACCCCAAUUGUAGUAGUAGUAAUAUCACCACAAAAUGAACUUAACUCAAAAGCCACAAGAGCUAGGAAUAUAUGCAGCCCUGGGAAGACUAUCCUCAGAAUUGGUCCUUCACCAAAAAUCAGCAGAAAUAAACUCAGAAGCAUGAUGUAGAAAUACGCAUUAGCCCUGUUGAAAAUUAAAAGCUGGAUUGCGUGCUUAUCUUACUUGAGGUUUCAGAUCCUUAAAUAUGCUUGUUAGUGUAAAGUCUAGAGAUGCAAGGUGUGAAAACACACACAAACAUACAAGUCUGUUAAACUAGAUUUCUGCCAGUUGCUGAACCUUGCUGGCAAAUAAAAUUACAGUCAUGAAAGGCAAGAUAAUUGUAGGACUAAAACCACAAAUAACAAAAAAUCAAACCCUUGUCCCUGUUAAAUGUCAGCACUGAUGGGUUUCUAAUCUUAGCACAGUUCCCGCUUUCUUUUUUGACUUUCUUCUUUUUUUCAGUUGCUGGAGUGGAUCCGCCGCACCAUACCUUGGCUGGAGAAUCGGGCUCCAGAGAACACCAUGCAGGCCAUGCAGCAGAAACUGGAGGAUUUCCGAGAUUACCGCCGCCUUCACAAGCCUCCCAAAGUCCAAGAGAAGUGCCAACUGGAAAUCAACUUCAAUACGUUGCAGACUAAGCUGCGGCUUAGCAACAGGCCAGCCUUCAUGCCUUCUGAAGGGAAAAUGGUAUCGGUGAGUGUGUUUGGCCGAGUUCUGAGCAAAAUACAAGUUUUCUAGGUACAUGCUCUAUGGCUGCUGACACUUUCAAGUGGCCCAUGUAUCCCAUCCUGGUAUUCAGUGGACUUUCUCAUCACAGCCUGUGGUCCACAGAGAUAACCAUUCAUGAAUGGCAUAGCUCUUGCAAGUUGACAGCAUGUUCUUGUCAUCCACUAUAGAACAUGGAUGCAAAACGAUUAUUAUGGGUGUCCCAGGUUGCUGUUGCUCAGGAUCCACUCACCCCUGCAUCAACACAGAAAUCUUGGGGCAUCAAGGACCCUGAAGGCAGUGGAAAUCCUUCCACUUGAUCAUCUCAGGAAGGGGCCACUCCUUGCAUUGACAUGUUUUGAUAGAGGCAGAAGAGCCCCAGUAGCCUGUGCUUUCUUUCUGCUGUUCCUGAUCAUGUUUCCUUGCUGAUAUUCUCAGAUCCCAAAACUUCUUCAACUCCAUACAUCUUUCACCACUGGUCCCAGAGGCAGUAGGAAGUACACUACUUUGGCAGGAUUGCACAUCUUCAUAUCAUAUUGCACAUCUUCGUAUCAGAGAGCUGGCUUUUUAGCUGGGGACAGGGAGGUAGCGACUAGAAAACAGACCUCUUGCAUCAUCAUCAUCAUCAUUUUUUAUUUGUAUGCCACCUUUCCACAGUUAAAAAACAAUGCUCAAGGCAGCUUACAGCAUAACAAGAUUUACAUAAUUACAAAAGUCAUAAACAAUAAAUAAAGCACAUCAAAAAAAUACACAGCCAAAUGGGAAACAAUUUCCACAUAAAUCUAAAACUAAGAAUACAGCAUUAAUUUCAGUUUAAAAUGACAUAGGUAAAAAAUAACAGCAAUUUAAACAAAAACAAAACAAAAUGGAGCCCUCUCUGCCCAGCAGCAGCAGCAGCAGCAGCAGUCCUUUACAGAGCGCAUCAGGCCCCGCCCUGGGCCAGGUGGUGAGUGGCAGGACUGGGGCCCUCAGGCGCUGAGCAGGGGAGCAUUGCUGCCAUUGGUAGGUGGCAGAUCAGUGCAGCAGCAACUGUCCAGGUCAACUGCUCUCCCCAGAUGUUGCUUAGUUAGCUUAAGCCUUGCCUCUAGUUCCUACUGUCCCUGGUUCUGGUGCUGUCUGCCUAUCAGUUUGCCAUGCUCUGCAGCCCAUCCAUGCCCAGGACUGCUGGUGCUUCAGAGCCUUAGCCCUCCUCAAUGGAUUAGUGGCAGGCUUCUGCAGACACUUGUUUUCUAAAUUGCUUGUGGACCUUCCAGUGGUUUGCAUGGUUUUUCUGUUAAAAUGCCAUUGUGCUCUAGUGUAAUGGCAAGCAGUUGCCAUUCUGUCAAAAUUACUUGCCCACUUGGAACUUCCUUUUCACAUCUCUUUCUGGCGUGAUGCUGACCUUCAGCUAGCACAGGCCAUUCGCCAGCCAGCUUGGGGAAACUAUCUGAGGACGUUUCAGAAUAUUUCCCUUCUUCUGAACUUGCUCAUCCUUCCUUGACCGUGUUUGUGCUUCUGCUUUGAUCGCUACAGGAUAUAAAUAAUGCAUGGGGGUGCCUAGAACAGGCCGAGAAAGGCUAUGAGGAGUGGCUUUUGAACGAAAUCCGAAGAUUGGAACGGCUGGAUCACCUGGCUGAGAAGUUCCGGCAAAAAGCUUGCAUUCAUGAAUCCUGGACAGACGGUAAAACAGAUCCUAAAUGUGUCCUAUUGCCAGGGCUUUGUGUGCACUGUGUAACAAUAAAUUCAUGCAUCGUUAUUAUUAUGAAAUAAGAUGAUGAUCCAUGCCAAGGUAGCCUAAAUUCUCAUCUUUAUUAGUAAAUUAGCAUGCUCUUCAUACUUUUUUUUAGGGGGGGUAGGUAGAAGGGAGAAUUGAUGAUGAAUAGAUCUCUGGGCAGCUCUGAAUUUUAAUUGUUUCUCAAUUGCAAUGAAUAAAGCUUAGAAGAGAAACCAGAAAUGCUUAUGUGUGUGAGAGAGGUAGAACCUGCAAGCUGGAAAUCUGCCUACCCCUGCUUUAGUUAACGCCAAAGAGCAAUACUUCUCACCAGAAGCAGCUUGCUGAGUGGGGGCACAGCCACUGUGUUAGCUUCCCUGCAGGGGAAUCAUUAUCGCUUACCAGGAGGAGGGAGAGGGAAAGGACUGAGGCAGCCAGGAAGUAGGUGUGGUGCAGAUGCAACAGCAGGGCUAACCUGGUGUUUCUGUCAGUGAGUUUGCACUGCAUCAACCUUCCUGCCACCUUGGCCCUCUCCUUCCUGGUAGACAAUAGCAACCCAUCUGCCAGGAAGCUAGUACAGCACCUCUGACCCACCUGGCAAACCACUUCUCCUCCCCACGUGGGUUACUGAUAUUGGGACUCCUGGAGAUCUUGUUUGGCUGAUCUCUAGGCUUCUAAGAUCUACUUGGCGUUUCAAGCCUGUCUUUCUAGUCAUUAGGGAUCUGUUUUUAUUUUUAUUUUUAAAGAAUUAAAACAAAGAUUCUCAGAGAGCUGUAUUUUGUGUCCACUAGCACAUACUGUGUUUCUGUUCUGUGCAUGUGUUAAAUUGUAGGGUUGCAGACAGAUGUUUUUUUUAAAAUAAACAUCCUUGCAAAAAUAUGGAAGCUUACAAUUCUCAGAUAAUUUAUGCAGUCCCAAAAUUGCCUGUUCUUAAUCCAAGGCUUUCCCCAUGGGUCAAAAUAAAGGCAGCCUGCAAGAAAUCUCUGUUAAUGGUAAAAUUUAUUCAUGUUAACUUGAGGAUUGGGCUUGAUUAAAUUGUUAUUAAUUAUUAUUACUUUCUAUUUAUUAAAUUUCCUUGGGAGAGUAUUGCAAAAGUGGGGAGUUACCACAAAAAAUGCCUGUUCUCAUAUUGCCACCCUCUGGACCUCUCAUGGAGAAGGAACACAAAGAUUACAUGCAUUGACUAAUAUAAAUGAUGAGGACAAUUUUGUUGAAAUAUGGCAUCCUUUUAUAAAAUACUUUGCCAAGAACCCUGAAGAAUGGCAAUUACCAAAAUCACAGAUUGGAUUUGGGCAAAUUUAACUAGAUUAGGCAAAUUGGAAUCCCCUCCCCUUUUUGUAAUUGUUAUAUAUUGGAAGUUAAUAAAACUAUUUUGGAAGGAAGGAAGGAAAUGCUGCUUUAUCAAAACUCCUCGAAACUCCUUACCUGUUGGUCUUUUGCUCAUUUUUCCUGUGUUUUGGCACCCCCUUCAGGUAAAGAGGCAAUGUUGCAGCAGAAGGAUUAUGAAACUGCCACCCUCUCAGAGAUCAAGGCCCUGUUAAAGAAGCACGAAGCAUUUGAAAGUGAUCUUGCUGCUCAUCAGGACCGUGUGGAACAGAUUGCUGCUAUUGCACAAGAACUCAAGUACGGCUUUCACCUAGCAAAUGGGCUUCACCUUUUGACACAAAACCAAACAGUGGCCUUUUCAACAGUCAGCAAGCCUGGGGAACCCGUUGAGCUCAAAGGCAAAUCUAGUUCUUUUUAGACACAAGGACUAUAGGGAAGCACUCUUACUUGAAAGAAAACAUUGACAAGGAUGAAAGCACAAAAAGAGGGGUGUAGGCUGGUGAGGGGAGAAAGGGACCUCUUCACUAUGACACCUAACAAAAUGCAAUAGGGGUUUAAACAACUGAUGUGCAUAGAUUUCAUUGAUCCAUAUUUGAAUACCUGCAUCUAUAUGUUCAUUUUGCCUGCAAGCUCAAGGCUUACCUGAGCCGAUAAGAGUUGUCAUCCGUGUGCAGAGGCUAUAUGCCUCCGAAGAUGAGUUGCUAGGUCAAGGUAGGGCGGGGGGGGGGGCAGAGAAACAAGUGUGGGAGACCACUUUUAGAAUCAGAAUACUGAACUAGAUGGACCUUUGAUCUGAUCCAGCCAGGGUUCUAUUCUUCAUCAUUGUAACAGCAUUAGCAGGUUAUUCAGUUUCAACAUGUUUGGGUUUAAAAAAAAAUGAAUAGAUUCCAACUUUUACCAAUGUGUUUGGUAAACCACUUUUUCAACUUUUUUUGCUAGUGAGCUGGAUUAUUACGAUUCCCCAAGUGUCAAUGCCAGGUGCCAGAAAAUAUGUGACCAGUGGGAUAACCUUGGGGCCCUGACCCAGAAACGACGAGAAGCCCUGGAGGUAAAAGGUUCUUCAUAUGUUUCAUAUACAGCUUGUUUCUCCCUCUGUGUCGUAUGAGGGCAGCGUGGGGUGGCAGUUUCACUCAGUGAAGCCGACAUCGCGGUCUGCUCCUCAUACCAGUCCUGGGCGAUAUAUUGAUAUAUCGCCUAGGCCUACUCCCAGCACCAACCUGCCCAGGUUUUGACAUUAGCAGAGGGGGUCCUUCUUGUUGUUCCCAUGGUGAGUGUUGUUUUCUGCAUGAGGAUGCAAGAUAUGGCCUUCUUGGUAGUGGUGCCAGGCUUAUGAUGGACCUGCUUUGUUUUAUGCCUGGCACCACUACCAAGAAGGCCUAGUUUUAGAUUUUGUGAUGUUCUAGUUUUAGAUUUUAUGAUGUUUUACAAUGGUUUAUCCAUUGCUUUUAAAUGCUGUAUCAUAAAUCAAAUGAUAUUUUUUCAUUGAUUUUCCUGUUAUUUUGAUGGUUGGGAACUGCUUUGCGAUCAAUUCUUUAAUUUUUUUUUUUUAAAAAGCCUGAAAUAAAAUCUGUAACUUGAAACUGCUUCCUAACUGUGGUUCUGUGGACUGUGGGAAAAGGGAAGGUAUACUGUUUUAAAUGUCAAUAAUGUUAAGUCCUCUGCUUGGAUUGCUUUGAGAAGAAGGGUGGCAUAUAAAUUAAAUAAAUAUAAACGCAAAUCACAGCUUCUUUUAAAAAAAAAGAAAACUAGGAGAAAGGACUGUGAGGAGUAACAAAAGAGGAAAUGCCAUGUUUGGUGGGUCAUUAGGACAGGGGGAGUGUGGGGAAAAUUCAGAGCACCUAACUUCUUUAUCUGGGGGGAUUUCCUAGAGAACAGAAAAAUUGCUGGAGACAAUUGAUCAGCUGUAUCUAGAAUAUGCCAAACGAGCUGCCCCUUUCAAUAACUGGAUGGAGGGAGCCAUGGAAGAUCUUCAGGACACCUUCAUAGUCCAUACCAUUGAGGAGAUCCAGGUAUGUUCCCUCUCUCACUGGAUAAGCCAUAUUCAUCUUUGGCUCUUGUUCAUAGGGUGCAAAAUAUCAGCUGAUACUAAUGUUUCCUGCCAAACCCUAGCAAUAGAAAUAAAUCACCUUCUCUCAACAGCUCAGGCAGGUAACAGCAACUACCUGUAAACUGGUGGGAAAGACUGGAUGGUUCCCUCUGCCUGUUAGAUAUACAAACUGAAGCAAAUGAAGUGAGGAGAAGAGAAAAGGAAACACAAAAAUCAAAAGUAACAAAGAGUCUUACGGCAUUUUAAAGACUAACAAAUGUAUUAUGGCAAUAAGCUUUCAAGGACCAUAAUAUAUGUGUUAGUUUUUAAGGUGCCACAUGAUUCUUUGAUAUUUUUGCUGCAGUAGCACAACUACGCCUCUGGAAAUGGUUACCAAAAAAAUUAAAAUUUCCCAUACAUUCCCAUUUCCCAGGCCUAUAUCUAUUAUGUGUCUUGUUCCAAAAAUAAACACUUUGUUCUCACCUAACCCUUUUGAUUCAGUGAUCAGGGCUACAUUAAUUCCAGGUCUCAACAACUUAAUCUGUUUUCUGCAGCAUGGCAAAAAUACCUGGCGUAUGUUUAGUAAUGUGCAGCAAAAAGUGCCUCCUGAACACAUAAAAAGUGCUUUUCUCACCUCUGGUUAGUCAUAGCCAUUCCCUGUGCUAAGGAUUGAGGAACUGCCCUGUCGUCCUUCAACAAUUUUAAUAAAUAAUAAAAUAAAAGUAAUAAAAUAACAGGCUUUGAAGAUCAGCUGAUAUACUGCAGGAGUGGGGAGCCUUUGCCCUCCAGGUGUUGUGAGACUCCAGCUCCCAUCAGCCCCAGCCAACAUGGCUAGUGGUCAGGCUUGAUGGGAGUUGUAGUCCAACAACAUCUUGAGAGCCAGAGUUUGCCAUCCCUUUGGGCUUAGGCAUCUUUCUCUUUAGAAAACAAGUAUUCGGAACAGUUAAGUAAGUAAUGCCUGCAGUAAGUAAGCCUGCAGUCUCACACCAACAUAUGGAACAGGAAGCCCAGUUGAAAUCAGCAGGGCUUGCUUCUGAAUAGACAGGUGUAGAUUUGGGCUCUGACUAAGUUUUCCUUUACCUUCUCCUAUGCUAAACCAUCUACUACCAAAGGGGAGCCUUCACCAUCCCUGCCUGCAACCCAGAAAUGCCAGAGCCCAACCCCUAACUGAUGUAAGAAAAUGGCCUCCAAGAAUACUAAAAAGGAAAUGUGCUUUUGGCACUCUUGCCUUAAAAUCUUUCCAGCGUGUCCUUCAGUGGUCAUGCAGUAGGAAGUUUUAUUUGCUGCACAAUUUAAUUUUCCACUGCUCCAGUGCAGUUCCUUGCCUUUAUAAUUCUCAUUUGUAGAAAAGAGAGUCUUUCCCUGACACUGUUUAAAUUAUUCCAAUGUCCUGUUGCACACACAGAUUCUUCCAUCCUGUGCUGGCGUUUUAUAACACAGCAUUAUGGGGAAUGGGCUUGUUCUUUUUAAAAAUUGUUUUUGUGUUUUCUGUUUCCUUCAGGGAUUGACCACAGCCCAUGAACAGUUCAAAGCUACCUUGCCAGAUGCAGACAAGGAGCGACAGGCCAUUCUAGGAAUCCACAACGAAGUGUCAAAAAUCGUUCAGACCUACCAUGUCAACAUGGCAGGAACCAACCCCUACACCACCAUCACCCCACAGGAAAUCAAUGGCAAAUGGGACCACGUGAGUUGCUUUCUAGGCUUCGCAAUUAUUCUUCUAGGUUGGAAACCUGCUUUUAGAAUUCUGGCAAGCAGCUCAAUCACAGACGUUUUUACUUGGGAGUAAAUCCCACUGAAUUCAAUGAACCUCCUCCCAAGUAAGGGUGCAUAGGAUUGCAGCCUUAGUUGAAAUUCUCAUAGAUGUGCAAUGUAAUAUCUUGACUCUUGGUUUGCAGGCAAGUAAUCCACAGUGCAGAUUAUAAAAGGUAAUUCUGAACUCAGUUUUAUUCUUGUGCUGUAGGAAAUAAUUUCCGCCUGCGAAAUAUAUAUUUAUUGAGCAGCCUGGUGACUUAAGUCACCAAUGCUCCCACCAAGUAGAAUUAAUUUAUUUGGAGCACUUACAGAAAUAUUGGCAUUCCAUCUUGACUUUUGGAUGAUUUGCUGACAUUUCCUACGUUGCGUCUCACCUAUAAUAGAUAUGGAGGUGUUAAUUUUCUUUUGUGGACAUUAAUCCACUUAAAUGGAAAUUUUUAUUUUAAUACCUACUUGUUCAGAAGAGGGCUGGAUUUAUCCUUUUGAUUAACAGUGCACAGAACUUGGCUUCUCUGACUUCAGAACGCUUUGUGUUUAUUAAGGCUUAACAGCAGUAAGCUCGAUUUUUCUAAGCUUUUUCAUAUUUGCUGAAGGUGAGACAACUAGUUCCCAGGCGGGACCAGGCUUUGAUGGAAGAACAUGCACGCCAGCAGCAUAAUGAGAGACUUCGCAAGCAGUUUGGGGCUCAGGCCAAUGUCAUCGGGCCCUGGAUCCAAACCAAGAUGGAGGUAAAAACUUGCUAAUACUUAAAACUGCCGUUUUUCUGUUGAAGAGCCUCCUAGUUGGGCAUUGUCUUUUCAUCCUUUUAGUGAAAAGGACUUGUGCUGAGAGAAGUCACCACUCUCUUUGGCCUGGUUUGCACAGCAUGAAAAGCCAAACCAUGACUUACUUACUGGGACUUUGCAAACGUGCUAGCUUCCAGAACAAACCUUGGCUACAGACGGUGGCUAAGAAGGAGAGAGCUUUACCAUGAUCUUGGCUUAGCUGCAGCACUGUGCUGAGCUAAAGGACUGGGGAAGAACAAAGCAGCUGCAAUCUCCCCCUCCUCCCCCCCGAGCCAGUAUAUCUGCGCUAAGCUAUACUUGCAAAGUGGCCUUUCUUUCUCUCUCCUUACUAAUCUUCAUAAAUACACAUGUUCUUUGUUUAAGAUACUCAAUGGCCAGUGGUUACUUCUUAUUUAAAAACCAAUCUUAUACAAGAAAUUAUUGAGGGUGGCUUUCUAUAAUAAAAUGCUAAAUUAAGUAGGUACUAAAUUAACUGAGAUGUGCCUUAGGAAUAGUUUGUGCUUUGCAUUUUUCGUCUGCAUGUGCAUGUUCCAGACUUGCUCCAUCAGAAUUAGCUUCAGAUUGGUUUUAAAACACAUACACCACAACUGACUGUAGCUUCAGACCACAUUGUACGUGCAGCUGUGCAUAUUUGUUUGGCUGUUGUUUUUUAAACUUGCCUACAGUCUGAGUACAUGCAGGGGCAUCUGGUCACAAUCAUAAUACACAUGGUUUUAAAACAAUGUGUAGCUCCAGAUCUGCUAGGCUCAGGUAUAACUGAUCUGUAAUACGUACCCAAUAAAUGAAGCGAAGCCCUAACUUAGGGCUCCUCCUGACUUCCUUUUGAGCCAUGUUUCUAGGCACAGUGGAUGGCUUUGGGCCAGAUCAUCUCCCCUCUUUGAAAUGGAUCCAGUGGAUCUAUCACUGCCUACCCCCCCCCUCGACUCUGCCUCCACCCCACACCUGUAAUGCCUCAUUUCAGAGCCCUAUACUAGUUACCACUGGUGGGAACACCACCAAUGAUAGCUUACCAACAGCCUGUGCUUUAGCCAUAUUGAAGAUUUCUGCAAUGGCCCCUGUCAGCGGAGGGACACCUCCACCUAAACCCACCAGCAGCACUGAGCAAGGGAUUAGGAUAGUUUUGUAACUGUGCUAAAAAGGAAACAAAUUUAUCUUCUGAAAGCCCUUAACACAGCUGGGCAGGUCUUCAGUUGGUGUUAAAUAUUUAACUCAGUAGAGCUGCAGUGAAUUAUUCCAGCGACUCGGUUUUGUUUACCUGUUCUCUGAAAAACCUGCAAGCAAAGCUCUUUUCCCCUUGAGAUGACAAGGCCUGUGGUUAAAGCAUGUUUUAGUCCAUUUAGGGAACAGUUGCAGACAAAUGCUUUACAUGUUGAAACUUGUCACUCAUCUGCUCAUUUCCUUUGGGCUCGUGCAGGAGAUUGGCCGCAUCUCCAUCGAGAUGCACGGGACUCUGGAGGACCAACUCAAUCACCUGCGGCAAUACGAGAAGAGCAUUGUGAAUUACAAACCAAAGAUUGAUCAGCUGGAGGGAGAUCACCAACAGAUUCAAGAGGCGCUCAUCUUUGACAACAAGCACACCAACUACACUAUGGAGGUAAAGGCCAGGGGAAGUCUGUGCUGGUAUAGCCCAGGCAUGCAAGGAGUAAUACCCUGAGCCACCCAACCCUGCUCUUGAUUAAACUGAUGUUGGGGGAAAGGGUGCUAAACUAGUAGCACUGACUAGCCAUGCAGAUGUGUACAGAUAUUGACAUACAACACUUCUGGCUAAAGCCUUCACUUGUGCAAAUGACAGAGAGGGUGACUGAUUUAACGUUCAGUAGCACAGUCUGGGACCCACCGGAUUCACCUUCGCUUAAGGCCCAUAGUUUGCAGCCAUGAUAGACUAUUUUGACUGUGAGGAAUAAGGCCCUCUCAUAAUGGGGACUGGCUGGCACAUAAGGGGUUACAGGUUUGAGGCAACAACCUUAAAAGUGUAGGAACAACACUGCAGACAAGUCUGAGGAGUCCAUGCAAAUGUGAGUGGGCAGUCGCUGGAGCUCGCCAGCUGUUUAAUUGGUAAGAAUUACCUAUUAAAGUAGAUAGCAUGACAAUAUAUUUUUUAUAUUGUGAUUUUUUCUGUGAACUGCCCUGAGACCCUCCGGGUAUAGGACGGUAUAUACCAUAUUUUUCGCUCUAUAAGACACACCAGACCACAAGACGCAUCUAGUUUUUGGAGGAGGAAAACAAGAAAAAAAAUAUUCUGAAUCUCAGAAGCCAGAACAGCAAGAGGGAUCGCUGCGCAGUGAAAGCAGCAAUCCCUCCUGCUGUUCUGGCUUCUGUGAUAGCUGCGCAGCCUGCAUUCGCUCCAUAAGACGCACACACAUUUCCCCUUACUUUUUAGAAGGGAAAAGGUGAGUCUUAUAGAGCAAAAAAUACGGUAAAUUCAAUCAAUCAAUAAGGAAUUCUGUGUUAGAAGCAGUUUCUUAUCAGCAUUGUCUAAAUGUGGGGUUGGAACUGGGGCUAGGGGCUGCAUUGCUCCAGUGGAAAGCUUACCCCUCCCCCAGCUCCUCAACUGAUCAAUACAGAUCAGCUAGGAAGGAUAUUUCCGUACCUACUGCAGUGCCAGGAUGGGAAUGAGAAUCAUUCUUUUUUCACUUCUCAGCUGAUUGGCACAGACCAUCUGAGGAGCAUGGAGGGUCCGAUUUCAUCCCCAUUGCAUCCAGCUGAGUGGGGAGGUUUAAACCUCCAGUGCAUGACGAUAGGGAUGAAAACUGCCUACCACUCCUUGGCUGACCCACACAUCAGCUGUGGGUGAUGGUGGUUCUCUUCUCCAUCACAGGGUGCCAGGCAGUUUAAACCUCUCUACCCAGGAUACCUUGAUCAGGAAGAACAGCUGAUUGGAGUGCUGAGAAGCAAUAGGCAAUUUUCAUUCCCAUGUAGAGGAAAAACCUUCCACCCAAAGUACCAUUCGGUGGAUGAAAAUUAUGCCCUCCCCACUUCUCCAAUGGUCCACGCCAAUGUGCACACACCUGGGGAAGCCAAGGGAGUGCUGUGGAUUGCAUAGGAAGGUCUAGUGGGCUGGAUUAGGCCUACCCUUGUUUUAAAUGAAAACCUAGGUCAGCUUUCCCCAACCUGGAGCCCUCCAGAUGUUCUGGACUACAACUCCCAUUAUCUUCAACCAGCAUCGCCAUGUGCUUCCUCUCCCUACUGAGCAGCACAUUUUCCAAGUCUACAAUCACUUUACUGCAUUUUGACUAGUUUCCAGAUGCUGCUUCUCAACUUAAAAUGUAGGCGGGAAAUCGUUUUUUCUCCUCCAGCACAUCAGAGUGGGUUGGGAGCAGCUCCUCACAACCAUUGCUAGGACUACCAAUGAAGUGGAAAACCAGAUUCUGACUCGGGAUGCCAAAGGAAUCAGCCAGGAGCAGAUGAAUGAAUUCCGCGCCUCCUUCAAUCACUUUGACAGGGUAAGUGGCAUGGGUGGUUGGGAUGGUGGAGAUUAGUAGUGCCUGUAACUUCAGAGAGUUUCUCCAUAGAAGCGAAUGGAAACCAAGGCUCAGAUUCUCCUUGUGAAACGACAGCUCAAGUAAAACUUUUUAAAAAUGUGGCAGAGUCCAUUAACUUUAAAGCGUUUGGGGACUCAAAGGAAAUGCUAACACAAAUGUUUAAAAACCUUAUCUCUUUGAUUUUCAAACCCUUCUCAGAUUUAAUAGAAAUGGCUCACAUUAACCUAAUGAGCCUCCGUGAGAGUAGCUAAUGGUUGUGGGGUUGUUUGUUUGUUGAACUUGAUUACAUGCCACUUCCUAGCAAAGCUCUUGUAUGUUAUCCAUCCAUUAGAAAAUGUACAGUGAUAACUCAUUGCAGUACAAAUAUUCUACAUGUGUAAGCUCACAGGUCAGGUAUUGCUGUCAGUAAGCCUCUUGUUCAGGCCACACUGUCUGUGCUUCACAUUCUUCCUUCUGGAUUGUUCUUACGGUUUUUGCCUCAAAAAGACCGAGGCUAACCUUGCAUGGAACAAUCUUCAGCUCAAGCCACUGAAUCCAGACAAAAUACUGCUAUGUCAGCAACAGCACAAAGGAAGACAUUUGGCUGUACGGAAUGGCUGUAAAAAAUGUAGUCACUUCAUGCGCUAAUAGUGUGUAGCUUUUAGGCGUGCUCUGUCAAGUCUUCUAUCUCACCACAUUUUAAUGUAGCUUAUAUUCACUAUGUGAGUUGUUUCUGUUUGUUUUUUACAAUUUAGAAAAUACAAAGGCAAUUUAAUGUUGCGUCAUAUCUCUGGGUAAACGUCUAAGUUAAAGACAAAGGUCUAGUUUUCAGUGCAGGGAGCAUCAAGCAGGAGACUUGGUCCAAGUUCUGUUGCAAGGAUAAACUUCUGGACUAAAAAUGGCUGCAGAGUUGGGGCCACUCUAAACUACAUGAACUCACAUGUUCUUCUAAAUCCAAGGCUCCUCUAAGUGCAAAGAUGCUUCAGCAACAGGAUAUUCCAAAUGUGUCCAAUGCUUCUCUGCAGUCCAGGUGGCUCAAUAAAUGUUUUGCUUCUAAACUUGUUGAAGAAAAUGUAAUUGUUUCUAAUGAAAAGCAGUCUUCAAAGCAAACAUUUGUCCCUGGCAUGGUCAUGUUUUGUGAGAAAGAAGUGCAAAAGAAAAAAAGAAAAGGCAGCAUUAGCACGAUACAAAAUGUAAGCACAGUAUCUAACCUUGUGCACUUUUUAUUUCUUCCCCUGUUUUAUUUCCUGCAUGCCAUUCUCCCCCCAAUCUCUCCCCACCUGCUGCAUGGUGCACCUCCUCCUCCUCCUCUCCUUGCCCCUUUCUUGUUCUCCUUCUCUUCUUCAUCUUAUACCACCACCCCACUGGCACUGCAUGCCCUGCUGGCUGGCGCACUGCCUAACCAGGACCACUCCGGCACACUUGGCCCCGAGGAAUUCAAAGCCUGCCUCAUCAGCUUGGGUUACGAUAUUGGAAACGAUGCACAGGUACUGAAUGCUAGCAAGGAACUCAGGCAAAUAUCAAACCAUAAGGGAAUAACAUAUUUCUCCCUUCUCUUCUUUUUUGUUUUAAUCCGUCUUGUCAAUGUUCUUCUAUUUUAUUGUGCAUAUUUCUGCAUACUAUUGUAUGUUCUGUCAUAAUUCCAUUCUUUUCUUUAUGCAUUGUCAAAUCAAUUUUUCUCUUCUCGGUUACACAUUCCAUUUGCUUGAUUCCCUAAAACUCUUCUUGCCUUCCUUUCUCUUCUCCAUUUUUUAAAAAAUUAUCUUCCUAUCGGUAACUUUUUCUUCUUGUUGUUGAUCCUUAAACUUUCAUCUGCUCCUUUAUUUUCAAUGGAAUGAAUCCAUCCCUUUGUUUUCUUCAAAUUAUUUUCGUAAUUUCUUUUGUUGUUCAAUAUAUCUCAUCUUCCAUUUUUCCUUCAUGCAAAUCCAUUCUUUUAACACCUUCCGUGAGUUCGUCUCUACUUUCUAUUCCUCUCUUUUCCCUUUCAUUCUACCAUCCCUUUAUGACUGUGUAGAAGAAGACUGGCAUGAUGGAUGCUGAAGAUUUCCGCACCUGCCUUAUCUCCAUUGGUUACAAUAUGGUAAGGUAGAAGCAUCUGCCGCUUAUAUUCACAGUGGUAUAUUUGACCCUUAAAUGAGAAAAGGGCAUACUGCUAGUGAACCCAGGUAAAGCUUUGUCAGUCCCAUGACUUGUGAAUAAAAUCUAUGGCAUCAGUGGCAUAUUUCUUUACAAACCGGAUUGACUUCAUACUUUAUUUUUGGAAGAAGAAUCAGAAUAUAAUCCAAACUGAUUCCUGGUUGACCUCUGAAUAAGUAGAACAAAACAAUGUCUAAGCCUAGUUCUCCCAUGGCCAUUUUGCUUUGUUUUUGCAUUAUAAUUAUGCAUUUGUUGCUAAUUCAUUGUGAGCAGCCCACACAACAACCCUUCACACUUGUCCUUCUGCUGUAAAAAUAGUCCAUUUUCCCACAUUUAAACUGCGAGAUUUGGUUUAUCAAAAAAUGAUUUUUUUCUUCUUCAUUAUGUACAUCCAUUGGGGACGGAAGAAAUUCAAUGACCAGGGCUAGCAUUUUGGCUUGCCAGACAGAAGCCCCCCCCCCCCGCAUUCAGUCGCAGAGGUUCUCUCAACCCCUGCCCCCAGAGCCAAUUUGGGGCGGGGGGAGAAAAGGCAGGGAAAGCCCUAUGACACAUGUGAAAGUCCUUGCUGAAGGCUUCUACUUCUACUAAGGGGAUUUUUUAUUCAAACAUUUUCAAAGCUCCCCUUUGGCCAAAAAUGGUAUUUUGUGUCGGUCUCACAAAUCCACAAAAACAACUGGAUUUAUUCGCAAUAAAAACAAACAGCAAAACCAGCAAUAUAUCAACCAACAGAUGAAAACCAUUUAACUAUGCAGUGUGGGAUGCAACUGCACAAGAGUCUUGGGCACCUUUUCUGUUAAAUACUCUAUGCAUAUUUUCUGUGACUUCAAUGUCGAUGAGCAACACAGCUCUCACUAGGCAUGUCUUUGCCAUUUUGUGAACAGUUCAUAUUUUCACAGUGAAAGGCAAACCAUCUUUACUCAGAAGAAACUCCUACGGUAGUUAGUGGGGUUUAUUCCAAGGAAAGUGUACAAGAACUGCAAUCCCACAGGGCAACUGUAUACUCACAUUUUUCUGGAACUGGAGGUAUGCUGAUAGAAGUCGUUGGAAGGGAAAUUAGUUAUAGCCAUCAACUGAAGGGCUAUAGGAUAUGGUGACGGUCUGUGCCUUCCCAUACUGCCUAUAUUCCACCCAUCAGUCCCAGUGGCCCCAUGGCAGCUAAAAUUAGUAGUACUAAGAAUGCAAUGCUAUUUUCCAAAGAAGUGUAUUUUCCAAAGUUAUCCAUUCUUUCAAUCAACAGAGACAGGAUGCCUCAUAAUAUAAUCUCAUAUCUGGCAGUACUACUAAUUUUAGCUGUCACAGGGCCACUGAGCUUAUCUUCAUCAGACUCUGUGAUCUCAAAUCUUUGGUCUGGAGCUUGCCCCAUCCAUGUAAGUUGCUGCAACUGAAUUCCAUGAAUUUUGCUACCCCACAUCUUACACUGCUCAUGUGCAUAACCCAUUUGCAUGGGCUAGAAAAAAGGAGGGGGAUUCAGCAAUAACAUGCAAAUCGGCCCCUAGGCUUAUUCUUGCCACAAAAUUUAUAAAGAGGGAAAAGGAAGUUGCUAGUGAACACAUUACAGUUCUCAAGCACCCAGUUCUAAGAUGUGAAAUCUGGUGAAUCUUAAUCUCCAGUGAGAUCAGCUUUCGUUAACCAUGUUUCCUAACCAUGAAACUGUCAAGGGUACUUUUAUUGUGUUUCCCUUCCUAUAAAGAGGGUGUUUCUACACAGCAGCUUCUUGUGGACUUGGUGCCAUGCAGUGCCCACACUCAACAGCAGCAGCAUCACAAUAAUAUAGCAUUUGGGCGGUGUUUGGUUGGAGCUUGAGGAAUGUCUCUACCUGAAGCAGUUACGCCAUUGGCUUCCAUUGGUUGCUGUCUUAUCAGACCUGUGAUAAGGGGUAGCAGCCCCAUUCUUUGGGUGUCUUUGCUGAGAAUACUACUCGGUGCCAAACAUUUAUGAGCUUGUCUUCCUUAUAACUUCAAAUCAGUCAAACUACUUCAAUUAAUUCUUCAUGUGCUACAUCCUCAAUGCCUCUGGAACAGCCUUCCCGAACUUAGUGCCCUCCAGAUGGAUUGGACUACAACUCCCAUCAGGCCCAACCAGAGCAGCAAUUGUUAAAGAAAAUUGUUAAAGAAAUUGUUAAAGAAAAAGUCCAAAACAUCACUGGGGGUGGGGUGGCCAGUUUGCGAAAGGCUAUGGUGUGUUUCCAUAACAAAUGCCUAUUUCAUCCUUUCCUGUCACCAGUAGAUUGAGUUGUUGCUAACUCUUGUUUCAUUGUCCAGGGCGAAGCAGAGUUUGCUCGAAUUAUGAGCAUUGUAGAUCCCAACCGCAUCGGAGUAGUGACGUUCCAAGCCUUCAUUGAUUUCAUGUCCCGGGAAACUGCAGAUACUGACACAGCUGACCAAGUUAUGGCUUCUUUCAAGAUCCUGGCUGGAGAUAAAGUGAGUUCAGACUUUUGUGCGCUAUGUGGUUUUAGGAUUGGUGAUGUCAGGAGUGGUGGAAACAGCCUGACCAAGAUGCCCCCCAGGGAGAGUGCAGUGGAAGACAAUUUAGAGCCAGUGUUGGUGUCUUGGUGUUGCAUGACCAAACACACCCCAGAGGAGGAGAGCUGGGAGAUACUGAGUUGAAAACUUGCCAGCUCCUUCUCCCAUUCCCAAAACAAGGCACUUGCUUUAUGUAAUAGAGCAGAAAACUAGGCAGACACAGAGAAGGUCCCUUGGAACUCACUGUAGGCAGAGGGAAGGAUAUGAUACACAGAAAAUAGACUAGCUGGGGAGGAGGAAGACACCCUAAGCAACAGCUUAUGCUGAGGGAGCAUAUGUCAUGAGUCUCCAUGACUCUGAUUCUUAAUGAAACUGCUAGCUGCAAGUUUCCUGUCUGACCUUGUCUCUCUCUGGUCUUCGCUGAACUGUGCUACAUGUCAGCGCUUCCCCGUGACAGCUGAAAUGUAAAAAUAUAACCUGGGUUUUUCAAAUAAAGAUUUUAGGAAUGUGUUGUAAUGAAACAAACCCUUUAUUUCAGGUUGGCUGAAACAUACAUAUAACCUGUUUUUGCUUAUGGUAAUUUGGCCCAAUUUGGCCUGCAAGGCCAUUUCCCUCCAACCCACACAACCACUGGUCAUGAGUGUCGUCAGCUGAUGGGUCAGAAGACAGGCCGUACACCCUGUUCCCAGUAGGGAACAGGAUCAUACUGCCAAGGGAGCAGGCUUUAAUCCCUACUCAUUAGCUGAUGGGUGGAGUUUAAAGCUCUUUCCAGAAGCGCUGUUUGAAGCAGGUCACACUUCUUCUUUUUUUACUCCAGUGGGGUCAUGGCAGCAGGAUAAGGGAGAGGAGUCUCCCCCUCCACCCCACUGAGAUGGCCUGCCCACAAGCUAAAAGGAGGAGCAUUUGCAAACACCGCUUUUCCAAAGGCAGCCUCCAGUAAUAAGCAGUACUCCAUAUGCACAUUGGCUGAUGGCAGGGUGAUCCUGACUGGUCUGGGUGCGUGUGAGAACUCUCUGCAGGGAACUCUCUCACACACACCUGAACCUGUUCAGGUAGGUUUUCCGCAUGGCAGACAGCAAGAUCCUGCUAACAGGAAGAUUUUUUCCUUUGAAAUGAAGCGGGGGGUCUUUCCGUUAGCUACACCUUGCUACCUGCUGCUUUCAGGACUUCAGAACACCAGAUCCCCUGAUGUAAUUUGUGACAUUAGUUGAUGGAUAAGGAUCUGGCCUGUGGAGCCAAAAAGGUUCCUCAUCCCUGUCCUAAUACUACAAAUUAUAAAAUAGGCUGCACCCCAAUUGGGAAGCAACAGAAACUCAGAAAAUGCAUAUCAAAUAAAACCACUAGUCGUACCUUGGAUCCCGAACGCCCUGGAACUCGGACGUUUUGGCUCCUGAACACCACAAACCCGGAAGUGAUUGUUCCGGUUUGCAAACGUUCUUUUGGAACCCGAAUGUCCGACGGGGUUUCCGCAGCUUCUGAAGCUUCAUGCAGCCAAUCAGAAGCCGCAAUUUGGUUUUCGAAUGUUUUGUAAGUCGAAUGGACUUCCGGAACAGAUUCUGUUCAACUUCCAAAAUAUGACUGUAUUUAAUUUAUAUGGAAAUAAGUGCAAUUUACAUUAAUAAAAUUGUGCCUGCCUCAUCUAGUUAAAAUAAAAAAGGACACCCCUCUGUUCUCUUACAGAAUUAUAUCACUGUGGAUGAAUUGCGACGGGAACUGCCUCCUGAUCAAGCUGAAUAUUGCAUUGCUAGAAUGGCACCUUAUACCGGGCUGGAUUCUGUACCUGGUGCCCUGGACUACAUGUCUUUCUCUACAGCUCUCUAUGGCGAAAGUGACCUUUAACUAUUACCUAUCUAUCCACCACACAUCCUUACCCUCUCCCAUCCAGGAGCACUUUUCUUUCUGUUUGCAAAGCGGGCUCUGCUCUGCCUUUUCUCUCCCCUCCCCUCCGCCCUUCCUGUUUCCACUUCAGAUCCCAGAUCCCAUUUGGGGUGGGGGCAGCAGAGGGGGAAAUGUUGAAAUGAAACAGUUUAUCAUGCCCCUAAAAGAUGACGGUUUACAAAAUUAUUUUCUGCAGAAAAAGAAGUUACAUAUCAGCAAACGUAUUUUAUUACAGAAAAAAAGUAUUUUUCUCCAAGACUGAAGCGUAAAUAGAAAAUGUUAAAAGUAUUACACAAAAUGUAUACGGUUUGUUUUUCUUCUUCUUGCCAUUCAGACAUAGGAAAUGGAGUUCAGUGUUCCAUCCUAAGAUUCCCAAGCCCAGCGCCACUCCCCCCCACCUGUCUCUAUUUCCUUAUCACAUUUAUUUUAAGAGGCGGAGGCACACAAGUGCAUGUAUUGCUGGUUCACUUGUUUCAUGAAAAUAUUUUACAAUAAAACUUUUUGAAAUUGCUGUGUUUUUUAGGGAAAAAUAAUGUACACAGCUCAUGUUUUCAUAUUUAAUUAAAAUUGCAAUAUGCCUACUUUGUGUUGUAGCUGAAAGUUGUCCGGUUUCCAAACAUGGCGCUUGAGAGUUGGCAUCUUUGAUAUUGCUUGUCACAGACCAUAUUAAAAAGAAAACUUAUUGUGAUAACAAAUCUAGACUUCAUUCUUUUGUCUAGUUAACUUGUUUCUCUAUAACCAGAAAGGCUUUCCAACACUAUUCAGAAUGCAUUGGUAGCUUGGAGGGUUUUUUGUAUAUUAUUCUGAUGUUCAUGUUUUUACCUGUUUUCUUAAAUGCAAGACACCAAAGUGCUUUCCCCUCCUCCACUCUGCUUUGGAAUUGUAUUGAUGUUUAUGUGGCUUCAAAUGGAGAUAAUCUUAAGAUAACGAAAGAUAAACUUGGACCAAACAUGAAGUGUGCAGAUUGCUGGAACUUGCAGCUUUUUUUCCAGCAAAGAAAUAAUUAGCAGUCAAUUUUCCUGUUUUAAAAAAGGUUUUUAAGUGACUGACAACAGUCUUAUACAUGUCUUACUCAGAAGUCCAUGGAGUUCAAUGGGACUUCCAGCUAAGUGGGUAUAGGACUGCAGUCUUACAGCAUGUUCCUGUGCAAGUUUACUCAACGUUAAGCCACAUUGUACAGUCAUACCUUGGGUUGCGAACACUACGGGUUGUGCAUUUUCGGGUUGUGGACUGAGCCAAACCCAGAAGUACCAGAAUGGGUUACUUCUAGGUUUCAGUGCUUGUGCAUGUGCAGAAGCACCGAAUCGUGUCAUGCGUGUGCGCAGAUGCGGCGCUGCAGGUUGCGAACAUGCCUCCCGCACGGAUCACAACCCAAGGCAUGACUGUGUUCGCAGCCCGAGGUAUGAAUGUAUUCAGUGUGUCUUGCUCUUAGGUAAGUGUGCAUAGGAUUGCAGCCUUAAUUUUAUAAAUACUCUCAUCUUAUUUGAUGAGCCAUUGCAUUAUUUCCAAUCCUAGGCAUUGGAAGAUAUGACAUCCACAUCUUCCCGCCCGCCCCCAAUGUACAAUUGGCUUUAAAGCAAUUGUUUUCGAAACCAAUAAAUUUUGUGUGUUUAGUUUGUCUUGGGAUUUUCUUCCAGCUUUUGUGUAUGUUUUUGUUCUCGUAUCCACAUCUCUGUAGGUGUAUCAACAUAUUCUUAAACACAGGGGUGAGGGGGAAAGGGAAGCUUUGAAGGACGGUGAAUAGAAACCUGAAGAUUUUACAAGAGGAAGUACCACAGGCGGCUACUGUGAAAAGCUGGCAGCACUGUGCUGUAGUGUCUCUUUAAAGACACACACACUCUCUCUCUCAUCUUUGUUAGGAACAAAUGUUUUUCUCCAUUGCCAGUUUUCCCCCAAAGGUAUCUGAGCCUGUGUAAAUGAUUGGGAUUCUUGCUGCAGUACUGUAAUUUAAUUGUUGUUCCAAGAACAAGAUCCCUAUUGAGCAAUAAUCUGCAAAUUCACACGGGACACCUAUAUUUGUCUGUGGUUAUCCAAGUAGCACCAAGGCUGGUUAAUAAGAACUUUGCUUCAGAGUACCCUCACUUUUAAAUUUUGCUGUUAUGGUAUCAGUUUUUUAUUUAACUGGAAGGUCAUUACAAUAUUGUAUACAAAUACAGCAGCAGCAAUAAAAUUAAAAUAUUUUGCUUCU